AUGAGGCGGCUCGGGGGCGUCCGCCCGCCCCCUCCUCCUCAGCCGCUGUUGCUGCUGCUGCUGGGAGCCCUAUUCUACGUGCGAGGUAAGCGCUUCCGAAGGGACACCCCCCCCCGCGGUUUCCCGCGCUGCUCUCAGCCGCCGUGCGCUGUGAACGAGACGCGGCCGCAGCGCGGGGCACUUGCGUCGGGGAAAGGCUCCUUUCUCUCCUUUGCCUUUCUGCCGUGCGGCGUCCCGCGGUCGAAGUUGCUCCGGGCUUCCCGACAGGCGCUCGGCCCAUGCUCAGGCGCGCUCGUCUCGCUUCACGUUUCGGACCGAGCCCCGACUUGAGCUCUCGCCAGGAAUCCCCGGACUCGGCCAGUGGCGUUUUUCUGGCCCUCAUUGCGGGUGCGCCUGUGUUCUGCUUGUACAGAGCUGCUCCCCUUUUCCUAGACCUGCAGCCCCCUCUGGGCACGUACCUGGGAACAAAUCCCGCUGAACAAAGCAGGACUUUUAAAUAGCACCCAGCGCGAUUAGGUUAGCGUUGCAGGGGACCCCCCCCCCCCUUUUCUUUGCUCCCCGGGGUCCUUGCCCUCGUGGCUGUGGACCAGAGAAACCUCGCAGUCUUCUCUCUCCUCCUCCCUUCCCCCACCCCUUUGUUUCUAAAACUAGAAGUGAUGGCAUCCAAGUUUCGGAGAGUUGGUGUGUCGGAGAGAGUUGCCUGUGUUCACUUGGCAAGGGCAGAAAGAGCACUCUGCACAUGGUACAACAACUUCGCGUAAUGAUUUGCCCCCCCCCCCCGGCCAAAUCCGGCACACCCUGCCCUAGCCGCUGGUGGCGGGGAGGUGCUCUGGGGCAAAGCCUGGCUGAACUCUGGCUCAAAUUAAGCCCGCUCCCUCCACGCGCAGGAGCAGCUGGGUGGAGCGGCGGCGGCUUUGCUCAUUUGCAAGAGGUGCUCGAGUGUUUCUGGCGCCGGCGCGCGGGGCAUCCCGCCGUGCUAACUACCUGCUUUCUUCUUCCCUACUUGGCAUUGUCUUUGUCCCAUCCGUCACACGCACGCCUCGUUCUCCGGCGAUUCCCGUCCUCCUCAGCCUUCGCAGCUCAUAUUGUGUAGAGCAUGCAUCUGUUCGGGCCGCUGAUCGGCUUUCCUGUCCCAGCCCUUCAAAGGUUUCUUCUUGCAACCCAACCGGAUCCCUGCAAAGCCACAGCAAAGGGAUCUCCACUUCCUUCAUGUACUCUUGCCUUGAAACAUGCUUGCUCUCCCCCCAUUCCUCCAAAGGGCAGCCGCCGCUUUUGAUGCACAUACGCCCACCUCCUCCCCUCUGAAGUUGAUCUACUAAAUUUAUCCCUUUAUGUUCACCUCCCCCCCCCCUCUCUCUCCCUCCCUCCCUCCCUCUUUCUGUCUUCCCUGCUGCGGGUGAGUGAGAGACUGUGGCAUUGUUAAAUUCAGUGCUGGAAGGUUGUAUGUGUGCAGGUUAUUUCUAGCCUUCUCUUGCGUGUUGGGACAGCAGCCCUUCCUCAGCAGGAAUGCAGCUGCUCUUCCUACCAGACAAGCCCCUUAAAGGUACAGACCUGCUAGGGUGGAAUCUUAGGCUCCGUUUACUUUCUUUACCCUCAGAUUUUUUGUGGUCUUGGGAGUGCUUUUAUAGUAGUAGUAGUAGUAGUAGUAAUAAAUGCUCAAAGUGAGCACUCGUAAUAAAUGCUAUGUUGGGAGCAGGAAAGCAUGUGAAGAAGAAAACAGCAGCUUGCUCCCUGCCUGUUGCUUGGAAGGAAGACUGUGCAUCUUAAGUGUUUUGCAGUGCUGUAUUUGAAACUGAUGUAGAAAAUGUGUUGUGGUUAGUGGUUCACAGAUGUGUGCUGAGCACAUUAUUGGUGCUCAAUAAACAGUGGCAGAGUAAUAGUAACUGUGUUCUUGGAGUGUGGGGGGGAGAUAUGCUCUGCUGUUUAUUAAUAAGUUGAAGUUGUUGUUUGGGGGGGGAGCAAAGUUUCCCAGAUGUUUGUGGACAAGUUGACAUUUUCUGUAGCAGGAAGUCGGAAGCAUAAAUGCAUCUUCCUCUUCUUUUGGCUGCUGCCUGUGUAAUUUCAUCCACCUGUCUCUCCAGAUGCUGAUUGGGAGUUGCAGGAAGUCUCUGCCUUAGAAGUAUUGGCUCCCAUCAUUCUCACAAGCAUUGGCCUUGGGGCACAAUGAGGUUGUGUUUAGCUUAAACAGUUCCUUUCUGAUCAGAAUGCUGCUUGCGCUCACAUACACCCACUCCCCCUUGCAGUGGCAGGAGCGAUAGUUUGAAAAUGCCGGAUAGAACAGGCGGAACCUUAAUUUAUUUUUAUUGCUAACCGGAGGAGUUUAAAUUUCUCUGGCAAGUUCUGUGAGAGCGUAAAGGAACAAUUUAAAGGCUAGACCACUGCCUAGAUAGAGGAGUGGGUGGGAUUUUAUUUUGGCUCUUACCCAGGUGCUUCUAUUUAAUGUGUCCUGGCAGUUAAUGACUGUUGGGGGGAUGGUUUGCUGUAAAGUGUAGGUCAUUUGUCAUGCUUGCUUGUUAAGUGGCAGUGUGUUGAUGUCUGCAGAAGGCACUUUUAUGCCAGGUUGACUCAGGAAUAGCAACAUCCAUAACUGAGGCUUCAUUCCAGCAUUAUUCUCCUGAGUGUCCCUCUGGGGAAAAGUGCUGGGGUUUAUGCCUGAAUAAACAGUUUAGCACAUUUUCUUCCACAUAUAUGCAUUCUGCUUCAGUUUUUCUACUCACUGAUUUUAGUUUUAUCUCCAUUUGUUCCUGCUUCCUUGAAGUAUGCUAGAUGAAAUAAAAUAAUAAAAAUUAAUUGGGAAAAAUAAUUUAUUCUUAAAUUUAGGAUACUUGCAAGAGCUGGUGCCUCUUUGUUUUUGUGAACAGUAGCUUCAGUGUGAUUGUGAAGACAACUUCAUAUAUUUAAAAGGUUAAUAGAACGAAGGGCACAAGCAAAUAAUUUCAGAUAAGAAACUCUUUCCUGUUUAAUGUUGUGAUACUGUACCGUGCUGUCAGGCUGCACCUUUAUUUGUACGGCAUCUAAGUGUGUGUACACAGGAUAUCUGCUCUCCCUAUUCCUAUUCACAGCUUUUAUGUGGUGUCCCUGUUGUGCUGCGCCAUGCCAGUAUCUGUGGGAAGAUUUAGGUUCUUCAGAAGUGAGGCUACUGUGGCUGUGUGAGACCUGUUGGUUGGCCUUUGUGUGGUGCCAUUUGUUCGUAAUCAAUAAGUUUGUUAACAUUGCAUGCCUUCAUGACUUCCACACCAUGCCCCAUAGUUAUAAUACAGUGGUACCUCGGGUUACAGACGCUUCAGGUUACAGACUCCGCUAACCCAGAAAUAGUACCUCCGGUUAAGAACUUUGCUUCAGGAUGAGAACAGAAAUUGUGCUUCGGAGGCGUGGCAGCAGCAGGAGGCCCCAUUAGCUAAAGAGGUGCUUCAGGUUAAUGAUAGUUUCAGGUUAAGAACGGACCUCCGGAACGAAUUAAGUACUUAACCUGAGGUACCACUGUAUAGCAAUGAUUCAAACAGAGUAUAGCACACAUACUGCUGCAUCUUGUCAAGAAUUUUGAAUGACUGCCCCUUGACCUUAAUUUAAUAGUUAAUCGUAGAGGGAAGUUGGCACUCCAAUCAAAUUUUUAAGAGAGCUGCUUGAACAUAAGCACUUGUGGAAGUUCCAUCCUCUGUCCUGGUAGUUUUUCUCUGUGACAUGCGGUCACUCAGUAUCAUGAAUGUACUAGCAAACUCCCAAUUAUUAUGAUAGGUGAGAUGUUUGUGGAGGAGAGUUUUAAGGACUCCAGAGUGGAAAGGUCAGUGAAGACCAGGUCCAUCCAGGUUCUGGCAUGGAAGACCCAUCUUAACUUCUGUUCAUUGUUGUGCCCAGGUGCAUCCUUUACCUUUUCUCGUAGGAAUUCAUGAAAGCCAUUCAUUUGUGUGGAAGAAAGUACAUUCAUACCUUGGUUGCUGAACAGAAUGCAUUCCAGGAGUCCGUUCGACUCCUGGAACCAUUCAAAAACCAAAGCACGGCUUCCAGUUGGCUGCAGGAGCUUCCUGCAGCCAAUCGGACUCCGCGCCGUACAUUGGGCUUCCAAAAAUCGUUUGAAAACCGGAACACUCACUUCCAGUUUUCGAUCAUUUGGGAGCUGAAACGUUUGGCUACUAAGCCGUUCGAGAUCCAAGGUUAAGUGCAUUCAGAAACAGACACCUUCUGGAAAGGGUGCUAAAUCUGUUUCCUGCACCAUGUGAUUUCAACAAUGGAGAACCCUGCCUGCUUCCAUCUGUGUACUCUCACCAUGGUUUCUGUUUCUUGAUCACACCAGAGUGUGAAAGAAUAUUGGGAACUGGUCUCCUAAUGUUUGAAUCUCUAUAUACUUGUCUGUAUUUAUAGUAUUAUUACCUCCUGUAAUAGUUAACUCGGGUGGUGAGUGCUAACAGGGUUGCAACCAAAAUAAGGACACAGGAAACAAGGAGGAAAGUAUUGGUGUGCCACAGGGAAUACUGAAGUUUUCAGGUGUACAAAAAAUCAUUUUAAAAAGCCCCAAACCUAAGGCGGCAUCUACUUACUCAGCCCCACAAAAACCUGCCGUAUGAAGGCUGAACAUGCUGUGUAGCCACAGAAUGAUGUGUGUUAGUUGGAAAAGAAAAUCUGUAUAUGAAUGGGGGAGGGCCUGACUAGUUGACUGGAACCCUGAACCAGGAGCAUUCCUUCUGGAAAUUGAGGACACAGUGCUAUGUAUGUGUGAGUGAGUGGUACAACAUUGCCAUAUUUGGAGACUGAGACUCUUUUGGCAAGGUUCUCUGAAGUCUUCAGCGGAUAUUCUUCUAAGCCCUGUUACCUAAAAUUUGUUUAAGCAGCUCCUAUCUGGGACCUUCAGCAGCCUAUACAUACCCUUUCCCUAGUGACCCAUAGGAGCAGUUUUGGCCUACCUGUGCUAAAAAGUGGUUGCAAACUUUGGGGGCUCUCCUGAGACUAUUGCAGAUGAUAGAAGAGGAAAGAAACCCUUAAUUUGACGGUAGCUCUUUGCUUCAGCAAGUACUAUGGCAGCUAUCAAAAAGAAGGCUGAUAAGAUAAAAGUUGUUAUGUUGGUCCUGAAGUUCAGAAUGCCAGAUAAUAAAUUUACCAGUGUACAUGUCUGGCUGGUAUGAAUUACCCCUGCCUUUGAUACCUGAGAUACCGUACUUAUUUAUAGGACCCAUCCUAUUCCUGUGACUAUACUUUUUUAAAAAAACUUUUAAUAUUGAAUUUUAAAUUGCUGUAACCCACCCUGGAAUCUGUUGGCAAAGGGUUGGCAAUAAAUUAUGAUCAUGAUGAUGACGAUAUAUGCAGCAAACCAAAUUAAUUGAAGGGUUCUGUUGAUUGAACCCUUUUGAUUUACCCCUUUAAGCAAGAAACAAUGUAGAACAAUGUAGAACACCUAUAUUCCUGCUUUUUCCUCUGAAAGGUCUCUUAGCUCUUUGGACCUCUGGAUUCCCAUUUGACUUUCUUUGCUCACAGAAUUUUUUUCCUGCUUAUUCUACUUUAGAAAUCUAUUAUAGGCAAGCAAAUUUCUCCUGGGCUGAUUGGAGAUGAGUACUUUGAAUUGUACUUAGAAUUUACACCUUACCUUGUACGGACUGAAGUAAUGGAAAAUAAUCUCUGUCUGGGAACUGAAGAAUGUAGUUUGGAGGUUUUUAAGCAGAAGUCUAGUGGUCAUCUGCCACGGAUGCUUUGCUUUGAUUCCUGCAAUGCAGGGGGUUGGACUAGAUGACCCUAGGGGUCUCUUCUGAUUCUAUGAGUAUUGUAUAAUGGAGUACUUCACAGAGGCAAACUUUUCUAAUCUUUAAACCACUUGGUAGACUCUGAAAGGCUACUAUUAGGUCAGUUUGAGUUCACAGUUGUAGCUCCUUUUUAAAGACAGUUUUCCUAAUCCGGAUAAAUUAAAUUAUUCCUGUACCAUCUAGUUUAAGUUUUUAAAGGUUAUUACACGGACAAAGCAUGUGAUCUGUAGUAGACUCAAAAGGUGGGGUGAAAAAAAAUGGUGGGUGUAACAUUCCCAUCAUUUUUAAAUGAAAGGUGUUGCUAGUUUGCUGCAGGGUAAUAAUAGAUAUUUACAAAUAUUUUCAGUCUCAAACAAGUUACACUCCUCAAUAAAAGUAAUACCUAUCUUCUCAGUUAUGCGUUCAAUAGCUUCUCCUCAUCCUCAAAAGGAGGUGGCAAGUAACACAGUUUGUGAAAAUGAGGCAGAAAUGUAAAUAGUUACACUUCUCUUUAUGUUAGAAUGCAGAUUGUCUGGGAUAUUUAUUAUUAUUAUAGUUACUGUUUCUUUACUGACAGGUUUUGUUUGGAAAAAUGCUAUUCUAGGAAGCAAAUAAAAAGGAUUGGGGGAGGAAAACAUGGAAGAAACAGGCCACCAUUUACAAAAACUGCAUGUGUGUGUGUGAUGUACGGUAUAUUAAAAGAGUGUACACACAUAGUAUUAAUGGCGAGGCAGCCUUAUAAUAAGCUUGGGAGAUUGGAUUACUGAAAAGCCCCACCAGCUGAAUCUUGGUAGGAGAUCAAAUAAAUUCUGAGGAGUUUCUCACAAUUUACUUUCCUUAUAUUCCUUUUAAGGGGUGACAACCAUGAGAAACAGAUACAAAUACAGAAAGAUUAAUUGUCUCUAUGUGUUUAUUUAAAACGUUUCAGGUUAUCAGAAUUUUUGUUUUUACUCAUUUAAAGCUAUUGUAGUGUUGCUCUAUCUUUUUUUCUUAUUUCCAUGGAAUACAUAGAGUGCCCUUACUGGUUUUCUCUUUAUGGGCAUUGAAGUAUGAAAAAAAGGUUCCCUUAAUUGAUGUGGGACUGAAACAUACUAAUUAUGGUGCUCUUACAGCAUUCUCUCUCUCUCUCUCUCUCUCUCUCUCUCACACACACACACACACACACACGCUAUAUCCUAUGUAAAAUAACAGACAAUAAUGCAGAUUAUACAGUGGAACAAGUGCUUUAAGACAGAUACAAUAUGAAGCUUUGUAAAAAUCCCUCCGUGAGAUCUCAUGUUUGUGUUUCCAUGCAAUUUUAAAAAAGCUCUUAUUCUUUCUUCUUGCUGUGCAAACCUUUUAGGCAAGUAGAAAAACUUGGCCAUGCAAAAGUCGUGGUUUUGAAGAUUUAACUCUUUGACUGCCACUGCGAUUUCAUUUAUUUAUUUAUUCAUUUAUUUCAUAAAAUUUACAUACUGUUUGACUGUCAAAAUAAUUGAAGUGGUUACAUUGCAAUGUUUUGGUGUCAUUCUCCCCCCCCCCCCCCCCCCCGGUGCAUGCGGAAAUUUUGUAGUGCUUCAAGCGAAAACAAGGACUGGGAAAAUAAAAGCAGUUCAUAGAAGGAUGGCAGGCACCAUUGCUGUAUCUCUGCAUACCUUUUAUUGAGACUGCCACAUUGCCUGCUGAGUAUUUGGUGCCCAUUUUUUAAGUACAGUGGAACCUCUCUUGUCGAACGUAAUCUGUACCGGAAGAACAUUCGACUUCCAAAACGUUCGACAACCGAGGCGCAAAGGGCUGUCGGUAGUUUCCAUUGAGAAAAUGGAAAAACAUGCAGCGGAAGCCGUUUGACCUCCGAGGCAUGUUCAAAAACGGAAGCAUUCACUUCCGGGUUUUUGGCAUUCGGGUUCCGAAAUGUUCGGCUUCCAAGACGCUUGAAAACCAAGGUUCCACUGUAACACAUUCCAUUACCCUGUGCCCAAACAUUUCUGAACAGUUAAAAAAGUAUACUCUGUUAAAUAUUUAUUAUUUUUCUAGUUUGUGAAAAGCCGGAUGCGCAUCUACACAUGCUCAUGCUAGAGUGGUGUUUCUUUUAGGAGUGAAAUACAAUUGGUGUAGAUAAUUUCACCACCAUUGAGUUGUAUGUGACAUGGGGACAUAGCUGCAGUUAGGAACUCCCGCCCUCAUUUUGCCACUUCUCUUGUAUUCUCUUGUAUUAUGUUGUAAGCUGCCCAGAGUGGCUGGGGAAACCCAACUAGAUGGGUGGGAUAUAAAACAAUAAUAUAACAACAACAACAACAACAACAGUGCUGGAACAGAUGCAGAUUGCCUUGCUACUACUAUCUCUCCAGAUAAAUAAUAUCCUGGAUGCAGUCUAAUUUUACAGAGGAAACCAUGAACCUGUUAAUAAAUGUGCCUGCCAAAUACAGAUUAGAUAAACAAAGAUCUUUGCUAAAUCCCCUUUCUAUUGUUGUUUCUGUGGCUGUUCCUUUAAUAUUACUUAAGGAAAUCUUUUCAGGAAUAUGAUAAACCAUUUCCUUUUUGAAAGUGCAUGCCCUUUAAAAAGUAUGCUGCUGGCUUCACCUGAUGGAGGAGCCUUUGAGCUGGGCUUCUCUUGGCAUUCAGCAUGCUCACACUGCAUUAAUUGGCAUACUGUAUUUAGUGGCUGUCUGCAUUUCACACAAAUCAUGACAAAGAACACUAAUUGCAGCUGUUGUCCAUGAAGUUAAUGUGUCUAACGGUUCGGCUUUUACCAUUGAGUUUGCAGUAUCUUUGGUUCACUGACAUGGCUGUUUUGUUAGGUGUCGGUCUUCUAUGGGAUUUUGUUCCCUGUGCUGAGUGUUAGGGAUAUCAGUUUAAUCCAGGGGUAGGCAACCUAAGGCCUGGGGGCCGGAUCCGGCCCAGUCACCUUCUAAAUCCAGCCUGCAGACGGUCUGGGAAUCACUGUGUUUUUACAUGAGUAGAAUGUGUCCUUUUAUUUAAAAUGCACCUCUGGGUUAUUUGUGGGGCCUGCCUGGUGUUUUUACAGGAGUAGAAUGUGUGCUUUUAUUUAAAAUGCAUCUCUGGGUUGUUUGUGGGGCAUAGGAAUUCGUUCACCCCCCCCCAAAAAAAAAUAGUCCGGCCCCCCACAAGGUCUGAGAGACAGUGGACUGGCCCACAGCUGAAAAAGGUUGCUAACCCCUGGUUUAAUCCCUCUUCUCCAUCUCGACAAGAACAGAGUUUGCUAAUAUAGAAAGCGAAAGUAAAGUGUAUUCCCUUCCACUAUCAUUGCUAGAUUGUAAUCCCAGGAAUUAUUGGUCUUGUUUGUUUUGUAUAGAGUUGGUAAGAGCAAAGUAGUGCCCUUUUUGAUUGCUUGCUUGAAUGUGGAUGAGACCAUACUUAGCUGUUCCUCCAGCAUUUCCUUUGGAGUGGUGAGAUGAUCUAUUUCAUACAUGGGUAUGAAAUACAUAGGUAAAGGUAAAGGGACCCCUAAACAAUUAAGUCCAGUCGCGAACGACUCUGGGGUUGAGGCGCUCAUCUCGCUUUACAGGCCAAGGGAGCCAGCGUUUGUCUGCUUCUGCAGACAGUUUUUCCGGGUCAUGUGGCCAGCAUGACUAAGCCGCUUCUGGUGAAACCAGAGCAGCGCACGGAAACACCGUUUACCUUCCCGCCAGAGCGGUACCUAUUUAUCUACUUGCACUGCAUGCUUUCGAACUACUAGGUUGGCAGGAGCUGGGACCAAACAACGGGAGCUCACCCCAUCACGGGGUUCAAACCGCCGACCUUUCAAUCGGCAAGCCCAAGCAGCACAGUGGAUUAACCCACAGUGCCACCUGUGUCCUGCAUGGGGGUCCUAAGGUUGCUGUAAAUCAAGUGUUUGUGAUUGCUCCUCUCCUCCAACAACACAACUCUAAAAAUGGUUCUAGGGCAUGUGAAAGCAUACUCAUUUGAUGAUCCAGCAUAGUCUAAUUAUACAUAGUUAACUCUGUGAAUUGAUGGAGUGUAGUAGAUUCUGUAGUUUGAAACUGAGUAGCUUCAUUUACAGUGCCAUCCUAUACUCAGAAAUAAGCCCCACUGAGUUCCAACGAAGUUUGGUCCCAGGUAAGCGGGUAUAGGAUUGAAGGCUCAACCAUGCAAGUGUUUUUGAUGACUAGAAUUGCCAGUGUGGGAACAAAUUUAUUCCAGUGGAAAGCUUUAUCAUUGUCCCAUUGCUAAGUAAGUUGCAUCAAUAUUCGUGACCUUAGAAUUGUAAUGAACAAUGUUGGCUCUUGCUGUUUUGUGGAAAGGUUGGCAUUAUGCAAUUUCUUUCUAGACUAAAGUCACACAUCUAUUUUCAGAUGCUUUAAUGACCUCCCUCCUCACAGUCCCCAUGGAUAAGUUACGGUUGUACUGCUUUAAAUAUCACCACAAACUCUCCAGUCAUUGUGGAAGAAGGUUCUCUUUCAACCUGCCUGUGUUACCCUAUAAUUGGAUGUGAUCCUAUCUCAAUGCAGUUGGUGAUGGUGUGUAACUCCUCUCCACCGUACUUUUCUGCCUCCUCAGCCACCAUUCCUCCUCCCUAUUGAAACCAGCCUGAUACAGGGGGAAACCUUUUCAAUUUCAUAGAUCCUUUAACAACUUUCUAAAAUAGUACCAUAUGCAUCAAGGCUGAUCCACAUGCAUGCUUUUUGAAAGAGAGAAGGCAGUGUAAUUUAUUUAUUUAUUUGGUUAUAUAUUGAUAUUUCUUUUCACAUUUAUUUUUUAUUUAUUUUUCUUUUUUUGCAUUAUUCCUUUAUAAAUGAAAAUCUUUCAAUAAAAAAACUUUUUAUAGUACAUGUUGAACUUCAUUUUUGUAUUUCAUAUGUGUAUAUCCAAAGCAUGAGGGUGGCUCAAAAAAUGCUUUAAGUUGCAUGUAUGAAAUCUGCUUUCUUUUAUAGCCAGGGUUGGAUCAUAAAUUAGUUCAUCCAAUUGAUUAAAACAUCUGCCCAGCUUGAAUAUGUGUUUGCACUGCCACUUCAUGUCCCUUCCUUACGAAACAUACAAAGGUUUUAAAAUACUCCAUCAUACUGUUAACUCACAUAAGAUUACCCGUGGCUAAUAAAUAAAUUUAUCACUUGCUUUUCUUCCCUAGUUACAUCUGCUGACAAAAGAGUCCAGUCAAGCGGUUUCUGACAUCUGUUGUGUCAUCGUUGUCUCCGCGAAGCUCCUAAAUCUCACAUAACCAUCGCUGGUAUUGGUUAUACAGUUGGCCCACAUCUUAUGCAAGGGAUUGGUUUCAAAGGUAACACGUAUUUGCGGCAAUUGUGUAUAGCCAAAAUCGUGUUACCCUUGGAACCACCCUGAGGCUAUCCAAGCUAGGCUGCCUUCUAGAAGGCAGUUGGUGAGGGGAAGAGAAAAAGCAUCCCUAUCAGUCUUAGAGCUGGGGUGCCUUGCCCUGGAAGCAACAGCAAGAGCUUAAAAGCCAUUUUCGUUCUGACUCCGCUUGUGGUUACCACAACAAGAGCUUUUAAGCUGUUGACCUUGCUUCUCAGGCUCAUUUGACACACAGACUCUGGGACUGGUAGGGAUGCUCUCACGAGAUCAUAGACCACACCUGCCUUGCCCACUUAUAGUUGAAAUAGUGUAGGUUAAAUGUGCUCAAGGUGCACCCUGUUUGUUGAUCAGAAUAAUGAUCCUGUGAAAGCUGGAUGGGUGAUAAACUAUUGUGAUUUACUUUAGGGAAAUCCGGUGCUUAUUGAAUAGCAAACAGUGGGUGCUUUUUAAAAACCAAACCAAAGUGAUCAGCACAGACGUAGUCUUCAAAACACAUCUACUAAUCACCCAGCACACCAAUUUAUUCCUUGUUACUAAGAUAGGCAAGAACUUUAGUAUUCUUUUUGUAACUGGCUGGCAGUCCAUCCCAGUUUAUGGAUUAUUCUGUCCCCGUUGCAUCACUGUUAUUGUUUUAAUAUUGCAUGUCUCAUUAGUGUUCAGUCAUAAUCGGGCUAGCUCUCUGGUAGAGGGUGGUGACCUAGCUUUCCCUGGUUUCCUUCUUGCCACUCCUCUUUAUGACCCCUGUUGUCUCUUUGUUUUCCCCUGUUAAAUUUGUGCUGGUGAUGUGGCAUGUGUGCUGUUUUUCCAAAUAGCCUGAAGUUGGCUGUAACCAAGAGCAGCAGUUAAGUAGAGCCCAAUUUCGCUGCUUCCUGGCGUUCAAUUGUUUAACUCCAUUUUCUGGAUUUCUGCGGUUUUGAUUUACAGAGAAGCAAACCUCCGUGGUGCCUCUGGGCAUCUCUUAAAGCCAUUAGAACAAGCUCCAUUAUUUUCUGGUGCUUAGAAAUUCUUCUCUUCAGUCUGAGCAUCCAUCAAAAUAAUGUAUUCCCUGUAAAGGCUUCUGGAAAAUGUUUUAAUGGGACCUUUUCACACUUGGGGACAGUUCUUGGAUGGAAGAGAAAUUGGGGGAAGAGGGAAUGCGGGUCAGGCUCAUAGAGGGUCUGACUCUGCCUUGCACUGAGCAUUGACCUGUAUCCUCUCUGCCUUUACCUCUGUGCAAGAGGGAGUGGUGUGAACAGAGCAGAACCAAAGCUGGCCACAAAAAGCGCUGGGAGGAAGAAGGGGAAAAAAGACCCCACUCUUGACAAAGAGGCAAUUGUACAAAGGUGCCGUAUAAUUUAUCUCCAGGAGUUUGUUCCUAGUCGCUUUUCCUGGAAAGACCAAAAAACUGCCUUCCUCUACUCACUGUUUCCCUCUUCAAGGGAUAUGCUGGAGAGGAAAAAGAGAGAGAGGAAACAUUUAUUAGUGAAAGACCCAUCUAUCUUCCACUCUCCUUCUCAUGCCUAUGCUCUCCCCACUCCACUUGAAAGGGCAAUGCCUUUGGCAGGAAACCUACUCCUGCUAUUGGUCUGCCAAAUGAUUCAGUUUCUUUUAAGUCUUUGCCUCUUUCCUAGUUCAACUCUUCAAAGUUAAAUCGGUCUUGGAAGAGUUGUUUGAGGAGGUCUGCUUGGUGUGCACUUGAGGUCAUGGGAACUUUGUUCCCAUUGGGUUGGAUAAAUUGUGCAGCAGAUACUUAUUUUGGUUAAUAUGGCAUAUGCGCAAAAUGAGAUACAGUCAAUUUGCAAUUUAUACACAAUUUAACUUGAAUGAAUUUAACUUCACAUGCUUGACCUAAAAAAAUUAAAGGGGACAGGCUUUUUUGGGGGGUGGGGGGAGGAACAUUGGCAGUCCCACCUGCCAUUGCACUCACCUUGGGAGAGCGUUUGGAUGUUCAGGGAGCAUGUUCAGCAGCCUUUGGAAAGUGUGUGUGGCCUUGGGAGAGAGUUUAAAGGUGCAGGGACAGUUUCUUUAGACUAUACACAAUUUUGGCAUUUUGCGCUAUCCCAGUACGUACGCCCUACAUAAGUUGAGAGUCGAAUAUGCUAGUUAAAAGCAGUGCUGUUGAUAGAAAUCCAUCUUGACAUAGGGUACAGCAGGCAUUGUCAAGGGGGCACCACAAAUGCUGGGGUGCCUCUGAAAUCUUCCCCUGCCAUCUACAAAGCCUCUGAGCACACACGCAUGCACACACACAAUUACUGCCCCUUGGUCAUACCCUUUUCUCCCUUUAAAUUGACAAUGAGCUAAAGGACGAAGUUGGAAGAGUGUUUUUCCAAGGCCAGGUUAAUUUGACUGGAUCUUACUUUUACCCACAUCCCUUAGAAAAGUGUGUAUAUACACACUUUGUCUCUUUCAGUCUUGUGGGGAAGACCUGAUCUAGGGGAGGAGGGAGAGGGGAGAGGAAGGGCCAGAGGUGGGGAGGGGAGCCCAUAGCACUCACUCGAAAAUCCAAAUAUGCGCAUGGGCCAGAAAUGGUUGGCAACUCCUGGGAGAUGCAGAGUUGACAUUCUGGCAAUGUGGGAGCAUUUAUUUAUUCUCUUCCAUCUGUUUUCAUAUAUGUUCAGUCAUAGCCUUUAAGAAAGGAUUAGUGUCAGCGCAAAGUGUUUAUUUGAGAGGAAUAAGAGGGAAGGAAGUUCAGAGACAGAAGGUGUUGUGGAAGAAGAUGCAAACUUAGCAGUGAGGGACAAUUAUAGAGGUGCCUCAUCAACAAAGAGAAGAAGGAGCAGAGGUGUUGGCAGGAGCCAGUCUGUCUUCAGGCACAGAAGCGCUAGAGCUUGAAGAGGAAGAUUGAAACUGUAAGGCCUGAGUGGCAGGUGUGAGAUGCGCUUUGCUGAUUGCAUAUUGAAGUGCUAGAUGAAGGGGUGCAGGGCAUCAACGGAGAGGAAGUGGAAGGGAAAGGGUUUUAAUGCUUUGCAUUGAGGACAGAUGCUGGCAGAGUUUUAAUUGGGGUGGGGAGAGUAUAGAAACAUACUCAGAAUUUUGAUUUGGUUUUGUAUUUGCCACUUUCCCAGCCACAAAGCUGAGAACAAACUGGCUCACGGGAAGAGGCAAGUAUUAAAAAUAGGAAACCACAUAAUAGAAUAUGUAAGAGAGGCCAUAUCCACACAGGUCAGACCAUCCUGUGUUAGGGUGCUAAAAUAUCAACAACCCAGCCAAUGGUUUUGGUGACUGAUUUUCAAGAAGCUGAGAUCAGGGAGCACAUGACAGAGGGCUGCAGAGUACAAUGAACAGGGAAGGUAAUUUAAAAGUUAAAUACAUGAGAGUAACUGCUCCAGCAUUGGUUCAGAAUUAGAUUGUGUUUACUACAUCAGUUCUGUGUGUUUUGUUUUCUAGUGGAAUACACAAUCUGCGCAUAAUACCAUAUUUCAUCAUUAAUAUUCUAAUACAGUUUUUAAAUACAAAAAUGGUUAACACUGUAAGUAAAAUGUUUAUUCUAUUCAACAAUAUUUUAAAAUGUAUGGUGCUGUAUCAAGGAAUAUAGUUUUAAAUAAUAAUAAAAAUUGUUGCUAUACUGGCCAGUUGUAUGAUUUGAGUAUGGCUAAUUUUAUUUUAAUGUAUAAUGUUUCUCACCAUAAGGUUUCAGAGUGGGUUACAACAAUCUAAUAAUGCAAUUAAAAACAAGUAAAAUAGUUUAUACAAUUUACGACAUGGUUGUUAGUUUUAAUGUUGCUUUGUUUUUACCAUUGGGGGGUGGCUUUGGAUUAUGAGCUAUCACAAGCUAAUUUAAUUUUAUAAUUAGGUAUUACCAUUACCAAAUUGUCCCUUAAUUGCUAGCAAAGGCCAUGUCAACAAGCCACACAAAGUUUAACAAAACAAAAACAAGCCACAUGGAUGAACUAACGACACAGUACAAUCAGACUUGGAACAAGGAACGUCCUAGACACCCUUCUCUGUGUCUGAUUAUAUUGUAUGUUCAUAUACAACUGGCUUUCACGUAUUCCUUGUUAUAAGGGCUCCAAGAACAGAAAGAAGGAACUAUUUUGUUUCUUUCAAUACAAUUCUGAGUAGUUGCAAUGUGCACAUGCACACAUGAUGCAGUGCUCCCCACUCCUGCACCAUUUCAAAGCAUGUUGGGAAUCAUUCAUUUUGCACCAUGUUCCUCACUGAAACCUCCCAGCACAUAGAAAGCUCAUGCAUCCGGGGAAAGGUUAGCAUAGAAGAUGAUGCAGCAUGCACUGCUUCGUGUUUGAAUCAGCUCUGAGGCUGCAUCCACGUGAGCCUACCACUCUUUCAGUCUUCAUUGUUUUGGCACAUAGUAGACAUCUCUCAGCCAUUCUGUCUGUAUUAACCACAAGGAGAAAAAUGAAAGCUAAACUUUGCAGAUAAGUGUAUCAGAAAAUGUUUAAAUACAUAUUUUUAUGAAUCCCUGACCCAUGUGGAAGUCAGGGUGGUGGACACAAAAAGGUCAGAGCAUAGAUCAAAGACCUUUUCACCCUUACUGGGUUUUACAAAUCCUGUCUAGCUAUUCUCUUCCCAUGGUGGCCAUGGUUGCCCACUGUGAAAACAGGAUGCUCAACUACAUAGGCGAUUGGCCUGGUCCAUCAGGGGCUUCUUAGAUUUAAAAAGACCCUUUAAAUAAGAUGCAGAGUCAUGUAGAACCCUACAUGACUAAUUGAUUCUAAUGUGCCCUGUAUCUCAUGGAAUUGUAGAGGUGGAAGGGCCCACGAGGGUCAUGCAGUCUAACCCCCUGCCAUGCAGGAAUCUUUCACCCAACAAGGGGCUUGGACCCAUGGCCCUGAGAUGAAGAGUCUCAUGCUCUACCAACUGAGCUAUCCUGUUUCUCUUGUAUAUGCAGGCCCUAUUCUGUAAUGGGCUGAGAGGGCAUUUUAAUUGUUAAUAACCCCCCUUUUGAAAGUGCCAUAGGUGGCCUCACACCACAAAUCAAACUUCAAUGGUUGAUGUUCUGGCUAGAACUGCAAAGCAUUUGCAGGCAGCCAAAAUGCAGUAUUGGAUCCUGAAUUUCCAAGGGCGUACUUUUAUGAUUUAGGGAUGCUUUUAGUUGUUUCCAAGAUUGAUUCAUAGAAGUUAUCGUGAAGUUCUUGUUUACACAUGCUUGGUAUUGCGUGGGGUGUUAGCUACAUUCCUUGCUUACUAUCUUGGAUCAUUGCUAUGAUACUGUGUUUGCUUGCUGUGAAACACAAACCCCACCUACACCUGCCUGCUCACCUGUGGAAAUCGCCAUGCUAGUAUAUUACAUAGGUGCUUCUUUCGAGAUGAAGUUGCAGCAAGUUUCCUUAUUUUCAUUCUGGUUCAGCCUUGGGUUUAAACCCAUUUGAUAGUGUAAACAGAUUAAAGUGAGUUAGAGCAGUUGGGUUUGUUAAGUCACAAUAAAUGAUCAUGUAAACAAGCCCCCCAAUCGGUUGAAAACAUGGCCUUUGGCAAGUGGGAAGAAUGACGGACUAACUCGCACUGAAUGUGGCCGCUUAUCCCAAGCCAAGUACUGAAUGUUUAGGACUCCUGGGGAGUGUUUAGAGGGGGUCACUGGGGAGAUUAUUCAGAUUUUGAAGUGGUCCUCAUUGAGCACUGGCUGACUCCCACACCCCUUUGAGCUGCCUGCCUGAAUGGACAAGAGCACUCAGAAGCACUUGCUACUUAGCAGACAAAAGGUGCUGUGCACACUUUCCCCACCCCCUUAUCCUUGCCGUGCUAUUGGGGCUCUUGUGCUUGGUGCCCUUUCUCUGCUUUGAUUGGGUGCUCGCCCAGUGAUUUGCUCAGGGAACAGACUCCGUAAAACCAACAAUACCGGCUGUGCUGGAGGUCUCCGGUGUGGAGGGAAACACUCCAAAAGGAACUGUGACUUCUCAUGGAGCCAGCUGAUAAGAGAUUUUGAGGCAGACCCUUUUAAAGUUUUGUGGUUACCGUUUUAUAGAUAUCAUCAAGAUCUGUCGUGUGAUUCUUCACAUUUAGGAAACAGGCACAAUCACAUUCCUCCAAGUUAGGAAAAUCAGAGUUGCUUUGUUUAGCAAUGAAGCACCUCAGUCUAGCAGGCUGCACCCCUUCCUGGCUCUUGGACAGACCCUGAUCCACUCAGGUCUUUCAACGUGGUUCCUCCGCCCCAUCCCAGUAGCCUCACAUGCAGCUACCUGGGCACUUCAGGGGCAGUGCUGAAGUUCUUGCCACUCUCCUCUUCUCCUGUGGCCAGGAGGAGAUGAAGGGAAGUGUUGGAGCUAGCCAGGAAGUAAGGUAGCUGGUCUGGUUAGUCCAUGUCUGAUGGCUCCUCGGGAUCAUUGACAGGAUGGAGAUCUGCUGGGGGUGGGAUCCUGCUCCUCUUGUUCUUCACUUGAGGAGACCUCAAGUUUGAAAUCUGGGUAGGGCUGGAUCCUGGCAGGCACAUACACACCUUAUUGAAUCUCUCCAAGUGAACAUAGAAGCAAAACAAAAACAAAGAUAUAGAUGGAAAAGCAAGGGAACUGAGUCUCAUGGUUUUAAGGUCCUCGGUAGAAAAGCGCAAAGGAAGCGAAAUGUCUGCUGUAGAAUAGAAACUUGGUUGAAACCCACCUAACAAUCAAGACAAAGUACAGUAAAAUUGGAAAGGACUAAGACACCAUACAGGCCCUGUUCCUUAGGCCUUUCCUGCACAUAAACACAUGGAAUCCUGAAUGCAUCCCACAUAGUGCCAUCCUGCGAACCUAGAAGAGUGAGAAAUCAGUGUUUCUGCCUCCUGUGCCACGAUGAUACACAGAAAACUGGGCAGAGGGGAGCUGGCAAGCUAAGCUUUGCUUCCUCAGCAGAAUCUCAACAUUUUUUUCAUGGCAAAAACCAGGGGACGCCCUGCGCUCUUCUCCCAUGCCUUCCUCUUGGAAUUUCCUGAUUGGGUUAAAUAUAUUUUCUUCUGGACAAUCUCCUCUCUUUUCCUGUUUUUUGUAUGAAUAAACUAAUCCCAAUCUUGCCUGGCAUUGAUGAGGGGGUGAAAAAGAGAAAAGGCAUCAAAACUAAACAUCAGUAGUUCUGCUUGUGUGCUGCUUCCCUCCUUCCAUAUUUUGAUUGCUUCUUCUCCUCCUAUGCCGUCUUUUUAAACAUAGAUAUGGUAUGUUGUAGUAGGAUAUUUGCAAAAUGUCUUUAGGUGUUGGUACAAAUGGGAAAAAGACAACCCCAGGUGUUCGAUAACUUUCUGAAAAAUAGAGGCCCUUUAAACCCCUCUUUCGCCUGAGAGAGAGAUCUUUUAAACUUUUUGAUAAUGUAAGGUAUUUAGAGCAUGCUGGUCACCAGGGUCAUGUCUAAACACUUGAGUAGGUGUGCUCAGACUGAAUGGCUGAGUGGAAACUUGAACCUCAGUGUCCCUGGUCUUAAUCCAACGCUAACUGCAGCACCACAUCAGUCCUCUUGAUUAGUUCACCCGAUGCAUUUGUAGCAAGUAUUUGGGGAACCAAACAAAUCAAAAGUUUAAAAAAGAGUGGGAGUGUUAUAGAGUAUAUUUAGAAAAACAUUGUUCCCAAGUAAAAUCCUUAAUGUGCUUUGAUUAAUUUUUGCAAAUUAUAUAACAAGACAGAUAAUGUAUCUCACACAAUACCAGUGAAUUACAAGGUGAAAAAGGACGCAGUUAAAAAAAGAAGAAAGGACCUGUAGUGAGGUGGAUGGAAGUCACACCUAAAAAGUAGAAGGUUAUUUAUCUGUCAUUUAAUGUAUCAGCGACAUUUUUGUUGAAUUGUGUUUUCUUUUUUGUAUCUUAUUUUAUUUUGAAUAGCGAAUGGAAUAAUUGUAAUACUUAACAAAAUCAAUAAAGAGCAUGGGGGGAGCGGAAGUAUUUGAGGAACUUGUGAAAUUUCUGCCUGCACAUUCACUAUCUGCUGCUGUGGUGAGGAAACAGCACAAAAAUGUUUUAUGGCUUCAUCAGGCAGAAAGUCUUGGGUGUCUCUGUAGCAAGUGUCUAGUGAAGCUACACCUGUAGAAUCUCUGCCUGGACAUUUUAUAAUUCCCCCCACUCCCCUGCUUUUCAUAUUGCUUUGUGCCAGAGUGUCUUUUCAAAUAUUUAACUUAUUCAAACUAAGCCGUGUGUUCUCCCCUCUACCCCAAAUUCAGCAUGGACCAUCCUUUAAAACUUCCCUUUCCUGCACUGUCAAGUUUCAUAUUGGUCACUGGGUUCAGGCACAUACUUUGCAACAAGUUGAGCAGUUUUUAACUAUAAGUUGAAGAACCUAUUCCCCCUCUUUUUCAUUAUAUGGCAAAAUGCAGUUCUGCCAACUUGCCCUUUUCAGCAUAGGUCUGCUACUGUGGCUAUAUAAUAAUUGUAAACGGUUCAUUGAUUUCUUCGCUAAUUUUGGAAUGCACAAAAACAUGGGACGCAACAGCAUUUGCCCUCCUGGUGCCCUCCAGUUAUUUUGGAUGACAACACCCAUCAGCCCCAGUCCAAAAAUUCUGGAGGGAACCAGGUUAGCAAAGGCAGGCUCCUCCAAACCAUUACUCCCCCCCCCCCCCAAAGAGCCUUACUUGCAAGAUUCAAUUUUCAGGUUUCUGCUUUGCUAAUAGCAACUAGAAUUACCGGUAUAUAUUUUAUAUGUAUGCCGUAUACAUACAUAUGCACAUACAAAUGUCUUCAGCUAUAAACAGGCUCUUGAAGCAACCUACACAUCAGAUACUAAAACAGUAAAAUAGUCAGUCAAAUGAAGCAUACCAGCAGUGGCACCUAGAUAAACAAUUUAAUCUGCUGUUGUCUGCAUAUAAUUUAGGCCCAGAUCCCUUUGACAUACACCCUCUAUUGUGGUUGGCUAUAGGUUUCCUCCUUCAUUUACCAAUAUCUUCUUUCAGUUACCGGUCUUCAGAAGUUUCUUCUGCGCUCUCCAUUUUUCUCAUCUACAGGAUGAGAGGCUGACAUUGGCUUUUCAUUCUUUACCUCCUGUUUUUUGUUUGUUUGUUUUGUUGCUGAAUGGAAUGCUCUGUUUGUUUUACAAGCCAAACUAUAGAAUCGACAAUGAUUUACAAAUCUACAGCAUACUUCAGGAAUGGCUUUGUAGUGUGCUUGGUGACUUGCUUCACCCAUUGUAUGAGUGUCCAGUAUAAUUCAAGGCACAAACCAUUCUGUUUGAAAGCUUGGAUAGGGGCACAGUUCCUCUGCCACCUGUACUUUAAAAAUUCUGUUUCCUAUGAGAGUGUGGACCCUUGCUGUGAACGCUAUAGAUAUUCUGAUGACCCAGUAGGCGAUUUUGUCACUUUUGCCUAUUCUUAGCACAGCCUUUCACAACUUGGUGACGUCAGAUCAUUUCAACCACAAUUUCCAUCACGGGGUUUGUAGUUCAAAACAUCUGGAUGGCAACAGUGUUGAAGAAGGCUGUCAUAGCUGGACUACAUUUGCUGUUGCCCAUUUGGAGUUGGGUAACUAAUCUCUCAAAUCAAAUGUAUGUGCUGAGACAUUAGUCUGCGUGACACAGGAUUAUUUUGUGCACGUAGAAAAUAUGUCCCACGAAAGCUAAUUUAUCUUUGUUGCUCAUAUCCCAAUUAACUUUUAUUGUUAGAAUGCCAAGCUGGAGGUUUGCUGGCCAUCCAUCAUGUAUGCCUUAGCAAAGAUUUCUGCAUUGCAGUAGCUAACCCUUGCGUUCCCUUCCAACUCUACAAUUCCAUGCUUCUGUGAUUCUAUGAUUCUGUUCAGCUAACAACAGAUCAAGAGCAGAAACAAUGCCUGUAUUAAUAUAAUGCUUAUUGCAAGUUUAACUUUUAAAUACUAAUGUUGAUACGUGCUCAAUUUACACAUACACACACAAAAGUUCCUUUCUUGGUGAAGCAUGAUUGGAGGGAAAUUACUUGAUUCAAUCUUGUACAAGGAGGCAGAUACUACAAAUGGAAUGGGGGUUUGUAAGUAGCUACUUGCCUAGUUGAGAGGUAGCUCCUUAUGCAGCCAUGCUCACAGGACUGCAGGUUCUCAAUGAACUCUUGAGUUUAUAGCAGUGGGUCACUGCAUCUGACUGUUAACCAGAAGGCUGGUGGUUUGAGCCCACACAGGGAUGACUAUGGGCAGGAUUCCUGCAUUGCAGUGGGUUGGACUAGAUGACCCUCAGGGUCCAUUCCAACAAUUCUGUGAUUCUGUGACACUCCAGUCUCACAGUUCUUCACAAGCCAUGAAGUUAUUAUAUCCCCAAACAAAUCCAGACAGACUCAGCUUUGCCUAACAAGUGUGACAGUCUUCACAUUUGUACAGAAUACCAGUUGCAAAUGGAUCCACGCCCACUCUGGUGGGAUCUUUUAAAGCAUUUGUGCUGUGCACAAAUAUGACCUCCCUCUUCCAUUGCUAUGCCUUCUGGUCUCACUUUGUAAUAACAUCCCUCCUCCUAGUCUGUACUAUGUGUCUACGUAUAUAUGUCAGAAGAAGGUAAAGCUUCAGGCAAGUAUCAAAAUGGGCUCUUGCCCAUGGAAACUUUAUCUUAAAAGAGAUUUGCCCUUAAGUAGUUUUUGUUGCAGCAGAUUUAUCAUGACUAUUUGGAAAGUACAAUAAAAAAAGAAGAGUUUUCUGUGUUUUUUCAUAGAAUCAUGGAUUAGAAAGUGACUGAAAUAUAAUUAAUUUAAAUCCCUAACAUGAGUCAAGAUGGUCAAUUCAAAAAUGAAUCACAGUGUACCACAAGUAAGGAGCAAGUGCCUCACUCAACGUACUUCUAGCUAAGGAGGACUGCGCCAGAGGGAAACAGAUUUCACAUUGCUGAUAAAAUAUAGCAAAACACCUGAUCUUGUAUUUCUGCCUCUAGGGCCGGUCAUAUGGUUUGAAAAGCAGAAGAACAUAGGAAGCUCCCGUCCACUGAACCUGAACCAUUGGUCUGUCUGCCUCAGUUUUGUCUACUUUGACUGGCAGUAGGCUCUCAAGCGCUAUCUGGAAACACCAGGAAUUGAACCUGGGACCUUCUGAGCUUCCCAAAGAUGAAGGGUAGGGUUGAGAAAUUGGCUGAUUAUGGGGCUCCCUCGGCCAGUAAGGCGAGAUGAGCGCCGCAACCCCAGAGUCAUCUGUGACUGGACCUAACUGUCAGGGGUCCCUUUACUUUUUACCUUUAGGUUUCCCCCCAAUCAUGUCCUCUGUAGAAUGAUGUUAAUCUGUGAUUCUAAGCUUAUGAUUUCAGAAUUCUAGGGUGGUAUUCUUUCGUUGUAUCCUUGUAGCCUUUAUGUGUACUUAUAUCCUACUUUUUUUAAAAAAAAUGCCUUUUCUGCUUUUGCCCCAGUAUCUGCCUGUAGGCAUUUUAUUAUGGUUCUGCUUUCCUUGGCUUGGGUAGCGCAGCUUUUUCUCUGCACGUGCUCUCUGUUGCUCUUCUAAUUAAUCUUCCAGACUUUCAUUUUUAAAACUCCCUUUUGUUUAAUUUGUGAGAAAGGGGCCUCCCAAAUAGAACUGUCCUCUGACAACAUCUCCUUGGGGGGUGAAGAGUGCCCAUGUGUAAGUAAGGAAGAUUUAAAAGACUCGGAGAUUGGCAUAGGAACAGUUGCAAAUUGCUACAGGAAUAUUGUUGUAUGGAGCUGGCACACAGAAGCCCACUGGGCGCAAAUAUAUUGAAGAAAUCCAAUGUCUUGCUUUCUUACCAAGAGGGACAUGGAGGAAUUCACAUUAGCUGCCGUGCUGUCCUUUUGAAGCAUUGUCUCCUCCCUGGCUGAGCUGCAGAAUAGUCACUUAUUUUGUUGUCGGAGAAAAGAAACAUCCCAGAUUUUUUGACCUCUAAAUUCUGUAUUCCUUUCUUUUGCUCUCUCUCUCUCUUUAAAAUGUUUCUCCCCUUGGGCAUUGUGGGAGAAUCUUCGCCUCUGCAGGGGAUUGUGGGAACCGUUCUGGCCUCACUUAUCACCAGUGACAAAUCAAUGGCAGGCUUCAGAAAGCUGAACCCCAGGAUUCCAGCUCAGCCCAGCCUGGGAGCAGUGGGAGGCUUCCCUGGUGGAUAAAAGGCUCCUUGCAGCUCUGACUUGUUGCCUUAAAUCUAACGGAGGAAACCUUUUCACUCCCUUUAAAAGCAGCCCUCCCCUCCCAUCUCAAUUUGUCUUGAGGAGGGGGGUGGGGAGGGAGAGAAGGGAGGGAGGAAAGAAUUGCUAAAGAGGGAGAAUGGAAAUGGGGGUGGGGGGAGAGGGUUUAGGUUGGUAAUAGUUUUUCUGUUUCCUUUUCACAAUGGCCUGGCCAGUGCAUGCAGAGCUGGACUCACAAAGCCUCCCUGAAGCGGCUGGAUUCCCGCAGGGCUCCUCACAGUGCAAGUUUGCUGUGUGUAUUCCCAUCUACAAUACAGCGAGACUCUGCAACAAUCUCCAGUUUGGGGCAAAUAUUUCCACAGCUUUCUCCUAAUGGCUCUUUUUAAGGGGGGAGAGUGAUGGUAGCAAGAGAAGGUGCGUGUGCGUGUAGAAAGAAGGAUAAAUGCAUUGAGGGCAGGGGCUAUCUCUUGCUUUGUUAAUUUGUGUUUUUGGCAGAGUUUAAUUUCAACAAGACUUGCUUUAUUUUUUAUUAGUGCUUGAAAUACAAAGCUGACCAGGUGGAAGCCCUGCCAGAUGCCUGUGCAGAUUUGGUUUACCCAGGGAGAGGGAAAUGAACAUGACACAUAAGUAGAGAAGCUCUUCUUUUUAAUACAAAUCCACAGAUUCCAGGAAUAAGGGCUGCCGGUGUUGAUAUGUCUUGAUUCAGGGCUUUGGCUCAAAUGAGUUCCAGUGUUUUGAGUUCUAAGGGUGCAUUUAAAUUAGCUGUUACAGCCAAGUGGCACUUGGAAAUUUACUAUAAGCUAUUGUGGCUUAUGUUUGUGCUAGCUAUGGAUAUGCAGGUGCCUCAAAGUAACUUUAAAGGCACAUGUAAAAGUUAAAGGACCCCUGACGGUUAGGUCCAGCGUUCAUCUCUGCUUUCAGGCCGAGGGAGCUGGCGUUUGUCCACAGACAUCUUUUCAGGUCCUGUGGCCAGCAUGACUAAACCGCUUCUGGCGCAUGGAGGACCGUGGCGAGUGCCAGAGCGCUUGGAAACGCUGUUUACCUUCCGGCCACAGCGGUACCUGUUUAUCUACUUGCACUGGUGUGCUUUCAAACUGCUAGGUUGGCAGGCGCUGGGACAGAGCAACGGGAGCUCACCCUGUUGUGCGGGGCCCAAGAGACUCUGUGGUUUGGACCACAGUGCCAUUCAUGUCCCUGAAGUAACUGUAGCUGAUAAAGAAAGGUAUAUAUAGAAACCUCUGCCCAUUCCAACCCACGCUGACCCCAGUCAGAUGCAUGGGGGGGGUAGGGUUUGGAUUACAGCCUAAACUAAUUGUCUAAGUUACCCACUUAUAUCUGACCAAACAUAUUUAUGAAAUGCCUUGCCCACUGCUCCACCUCAAGCUCACUCACUAAACAAGUUCUUUAAAAUAACAUAGAGGUGUGGGUAUAUAUGACAUCUUAGGUGUGGGUAUUAUAGGCUCUGACCUUGAGAAAGUUAUUUGACAUCACAGGAAUUUAACUUAGUCACUACUAAAUUGUCGCAUAGAUUUGAAUGGGUAAAACAUUUUUUAAAAUUGGCAAAACAUUUAAAAAGAUAUAUAAAUGAUGCAGUUUUAAAUCUUCACACAGAGCUGUAAAAUAUCCUGUCUCAUAAAUUGUGUAUAUAAUUUACUAUCUUUUAGAUUAUCUGUCUCUCUGAGUAAUGGGGUUCAGGAAGAUUUUUCUUUUGUUGAUGUGCGUAGGGCAGAAUUGCUAGGGACAAAAAUGUCAUCUAGUGAGGUAGGAUCAUCCAUCCAGCAAUCCCUUGCAAAUAAUCCAGCAAAAUCCAAAAUACAGUGUGUGUUUGCCAUUGUGGGAAAGUGUGGAUGAAGCACUGAGAGGGUGAUGUGAAGCACCUGGCACACGCUGGACUAGUGGCUUACUUCUAGCAGAAAAGAUCCCGAAGCUGUUAGUAAACUGUGACAAAAUCUGAGGGUUACAGCUGGGAAGCUAAAUGGGAGAGAGUAACUUGACUGAAACCUCAUAAGCAAAUAUGAUAGCACUGCACUUAGAACCUUGGUUUCCCAGAUAAACAAAACAAAACAUUAGAGUCUCUGUUUGGCUUUUGGCUUAAAAAAUGUGAUAUGUACCAUAGCUUUCCUUUGUCUGUUUGUUAGAUAAACAAAUGUUGCCCUCCUGCUAAGUCCACAGAUUAGUGGUUCUAUUUUUUUAUAUAUAUAUUAUUUAGUAAAAUGAAUUUUCCCAGGUUCACACUCAUCUGUAAAACCAGAUGAAACAGUCUCUCCUUUAAAAAGCCUUGGGACAUAUUUUCCACCCAAAUGCAUAAGUAGAAACCUGGCAACCUGUUUACAAGUUCGCUGAAGGCCUGCCAUUUGGAAAUUAUGUAUUUAUUUGUAGUAUUUAUUUACUUUAUUGGUCGUUUUCCAUUUAGAAAUUAUCAAAUUACUUACAGGAAUAAAACUUCCUGUAUGCAGUACAUUAAAAAAAGCAAACCCAAAUACAAACACCAACAUGGUUAAGCUAUUUAAAACAAAUCCCCCCAUUCUUCAAACAGAGGCUUGACCACCAGACAAAUGACCCAGAAAAUGGCAUCAACUGCUGCAGAAAAUUAACAUUCAAAUGCCUGAGAGAAGAGAAACCUCUUUGUGUGACACCAGAAAAAUGGUUAGUGUUUGCCAGGUGAGACGCCCUGAAUGUUCCUUAAGGUGAGGGGAGGCCACUACUCAAAAGGCCCGUUAUCUUGCCACCACCCUCCGGUCUUCUUGCCUCAGAGUCCAGCAUGGUUCCUAUGGAGAAAGGUGUUUUGUAAGGCUUUGUAGGUUUAAAACAACACUUUAAAUCUUUGGCUUGAAAAGCUGUCUGACUGAGAAUUUGAAGGGUUGAAUUCUUUGCUGUAAAAUUCAGAACAACUGAACACUACAUAAUAAGUCCUUUGGCAGUUUUGAUGCUUAGGAUCACAUUGGUGGCAUAGAGCAGUAUCCCUUUUAUGAGCCACUUCAAAUGAGAAGAGAUAAUCUGAAAAGCAGGCAGUUGUAUUUAAAAAGUGUGAUUUUCUAUAGGCACUGUUUUCCUUCAUCCUGUGCCUGUCUGUUGUUUGUAAGCAAAGACUUCUGCAAUACUAAUUGAUAAGAGUUUACCUGACUGGCCUUUGUAACACCACUAAAUCCCAGAGGGAGAUUAAUUUAAGGAACCAAUGGAAAAAGAAACUGACAAUUAAUAUAGUGAGGUGAGAGGAGCUUCCUCUCCUCUACACAAUUACGUUGAUGAUGGGACAGCGUAAGUGUACAGUUCAUAAUUUUUGGAAUAAUUCAUAUAGUUACCAGCAGAUUUACCUGAUGUGCAAUAUUUGGUAUUUGCAGAAUGGCAGCAGGACAAUUAAUAACCUACAAUUUCCUGAGUAACUUGAUUUUUCGGACCCAUUUAAGUAACCUUUACCAGGGGUUAGAUCCUGUGAUUCUCUUGGACCUCAUGGCAGCUUUUGACACCAUUGACCCAUAGUAUCCUGAACCAGCUGUCUGUUUCAGUGGCAUUUUUUGGCAUUGACAGUUGUAUUCAUUUAUUUAUCUGUCUACAUAUUUAUGAUCCUAACUUCUGUAAGAAAUAUUUCAAGGCGAUGUACAACAUGUGAGAAUAAAAUGAAUGAAAUAUCCAUAAAAUGUCACUAAGAACAUCAACAUAACCUAAGUAAAUACUGACUUGCACAACCUGAUGGGAAUGUGGUUGAAGGUACCACUGGGGAAUUGUGAACAGUCUUGGGAGUCUCUCACCUGGUUUGCCGUGCUUUUCGACAUCUAAAUGAAGCUCCAUGGGGAGGCCAUUCAGAGCAGAGUGAGUGGCCUAGAUUAUCCAGAAAUGGUUGUUCAUCCUCUUUGUGAUGAGGACCCUGCCACUGUGAUACGUGCCAUGGAGACCUCUUUUGGAUUUCUGCAGUGUACAUAGUGCUACCUUUGAAGAAUGUUUGGAAACCAGAGCUGGUCAAAAAUGCUGCACCUCCACUGACUUGAAGUGAUUACCAUGUUAUUUCUGGGCUCAGUUCAAAGAGCUGCUGUUAACCUGGCCCCAGGCUUUAAACAUCAACUGCAUAAAUGUAUUCUACCAUACACUCUCAGUCAUGCCUUAACAACUGCUUAGGAGUUCUUCGUCUUCUUAGUUGUGCUCAGGAAUUUGCCUGAGCAUGUUAUGUUGAAGAGUGGGAACAGGUGCGUGCAUGCGAACCUGCCCCAACAUCCCCAUGCGGAAUCAGCCUUGCCUGUUCAGUUCUCGAGCAGUUCUAGAGCAGGGUCCCUGGUCACAUGGAGGGUUAAUCCACGACUGAACGCACCUGCAGAACUACCCCACUCAACAUAGGAAGGUUGGGCCAAGGUACAUGGGGACGGAUGCACAUGAGGAUGUUGGGACAUGGCUUGAAUGCAUGCCCUUGCCCCAGCUCCCCACUAUUAGACAUUGUUCUUAUCCAGAGGUGCCCAAAAACUGGGACCAAGGGGCAGGGUAUUGGCUAUGGCAUCUGGUCUCUGAUACUUCUUAAUGGAAGUUUGCCUGCACGAUUCUGUUAUGACUUCUCAAAAGUUGUCAAAACACCUCUUUAAUAUUUGGUGCUCUUCUUCAACAUACCAGCAGGCUUUUGCUUGUCUUUCUGCUGCUUAUUUCCCCUUGAUAGUACAAGAGCAGUAGGUUGAGCAUAUGGGGUGGUCUGUAUGCAUCAGGGUCAGCACUGGUUUUGUGUUUAUAAAAGUUGCCUGUAGCUGAUCUUUCUGUUACCUGUUACUACAACUUUGUGUUUUCUUUAAUGAUGCAAUUUGAAGGUAAAAGGUGCGUAAGUGGCUUGUACCCAAAAAGCUGCUAGCACGCAGAGGCCUUGUCACCACACCUUCCCAUGUGUAGCCUUCUGCCCUCCCCGCCCCCUAGGCUUGUGCACCUGGCAGAUGUCAAAGCAUGCAUGUAACUGAAGAGACUAGCCAAGCUGAGUAGACCGCAGUUUAAAAAUAUAGCUGAAGGUGCAGUUCACACCUUGGCCCUGGGAUGAAAUUGAUUCUGGGUGCCUGGGGCAGGGUUGAUCAUAGACAGGGUAUAGGGUAAGGAAAAUUUGACUUUUCCCUCCCUGUGUUCAGCUGCUACUUUCUCCAUGUCUACAGCAUUCAGGUGCCAAGGUAGGGCCUUGCCUUCCUUAUCCAGCUUUUUCAUUGUUCUCUGCCUCUCUGAGGAUGAAAUAAAUUACCAUAUUUAUUUCACAUGUUUAAAAAAGUCACACGUGAAGCUGCCAAAAGUUGACAGCUGUUCAAUUUCAAAUGCCAAAUAAAGGAUCCCCCUCCACACACUUUUCUUCCAGAGCAGUUGGAAUUUCCUAUGUUCCAUGGACUCCCUUUGUGCAAAAUAGAAUCUUGUACACACAAUUAUUGUAUCAUCUCCCUAUCUCUAAUCUAUCUGUAAUGUUAGAUUGAAAGCAAAUAUAGCUAUAUUGUUCAGUGAUGUAGCAUCAUUUAUUGUUAACGUUAUGAGGUUGUGAGUUUUGGAUUUCUAGGUAUGUGGUGUGUUUUUUAAGGCGUUGAAUCAUAGAAUCAUAGAGUUGGAAGAGACCACAAGGGCCAUCGAGUCCAACCCCCUGCCAAGCAGGAAACACCAUCAGAGCACUCCUGACAUAUGGUUGUCAAGCCUCUGCUUAAAGACCUCCAAAGAAGGAGACUCCACCACACUCCUUGGCAGCAAAUUCCACUGUCGAACGUUUAAUGGAUUCUGUUUUAGAGUGAAGUCUGAGAGGGCAGAGAGAGAAAAAAUGUCAGUCCAGCAAAUCUGGGUGCAUAUAUAGAACUGCCGAACCCCAUCUUCAGCCUCAGAAUGUUCUAUUACAUUUUCUACCUCCCACUUUCUCUUUUCCCCUCUCUCCUUUUUCUUGCUGUCAUCUAACCAGUUUUUAUUACAUCUGCUACCUAGUUUAAAAUCUACAUGCACUUGAAACAUGCCAGAGAUAGUAAUCCUUUCUUUGAAAUCAAAGUAUUUUAAUCUUAAGAUGUUCUGUGGGCAUGUUGCAGAAAUUCAUCUGAUUCAUGGGGGCAGCAUCCAUCUAUUGUCCCCGAUCUGCUGCAAGUAUUAACUGCAUGCAAACACAUGUCAUGGCCCUAUUACUUUAUUUGAAAAGUCACUUCUGAGUGAAUGAAGCAGGUUUGAGCAGUGUCCAUCCUCUGUUUAAAGGUGUCUUCGAUCUGAAGGGCUGCCUGGCUUAGAGAUUUUCUCAUUUAGAAAACCCUAAGAAGGGCGAGCAGCAGGGUGUAUUUGAUUUAAAUCAAAUCGAUUUAAACCACGAUUUAAAUCACUAGUCAGUAAGACUUGAUUUAAAUUUUAAAAAAAUUACAAAAAGACUCUUGCUUGCUGAUAUAAUCUUUACAACCAGAAGAAGUUUUCAUUUUUGGAAUAAGAAAUUUUCAGAGUAGUUUUUACAGUUAUACCAAAAAUUACUGAUUUGUCUAUACUACACAUAGACAGAUAAUUAUAAAACUGUUGUGAGGUUUAAUAAGUUAACUGUUUAUAUUUGGACUUUUCUGUACUUUAUUGGAAGGAGAAAAAUAAUCAUUUCCUUAAUAACAAUUUAAACAAUUUAUUUAACUAAAGCAACAACAUUAUAGCAUAUGUAUCCAUGUUUGUUAACUGAUGUGGUUAAACGAUUAAAAAAAACACCUUAGACUGAAUUUUAGCACAUGUGAAAAACUUAAAACAAAUCCUAUUUCCUGAUGAAUAGCCUUUGGACUAUAAUGUAACUUAAAUAGAAAACUAUAUUUACAAAGAUUUUUCCUCCAAAAGCAUUUUAUUUUAAAAAUCCAACUUAAAUAAUUUUUUUAAAAAUAGAAAUCAUUGAUUUUUAUCCACCCUGGCGAGCAGGGACCUUGAAGUUCCAGGCACCUGGAUAGCACUUGGGCAGCAGACUGAGCAAACACUUGGGUCACCUGCUCCCAGGCUUCCCCACUAGGGUGAGAGGUGCCUCCCCCAUUUAAAUUUGAAAUAUGCAUCUAUACAUAUAAAUUUCCAUAUUCAAAGUACAUGCAAAUCAGUGUCACCCUUUUGCCCUCUUUUUUUGUUGAUGCAAUUCUUUAUUGACAACAUAUGAGAGGGGCCACCCUGAUGAAAUAAUAGGCAAGGAAGUAGUUAAGCAUCUCUUCUCUCAUUACUUCUCUGCUUUAGAUCUCCCCUGCACCAGAGGGUUCUUGGGGAGAGGCUGGCAGGCUGGUUAUACACAUUCGCUUGUAAUAGAUAAGUAGGCCCCUGAAAGCGGAAAUCACAAGUCCUCCUUUCCCAUUCACCCUCUCUUUUUUUUUAUUGCCACGCUUUUUGGUUGGAGGACCAGCUGAUGACUGAUGACCGGGACAGGCUCCUCCUGCUCAAAUGGCUGGCUGCAGAGGGUCACGACUGAAUGUGUUCCUUCUGCAGAUCCUGUUGGAUUCGCUCUCUCUCUCUUCCCUGUUUUAGUUUUGUGUUGUAGCAACUGCCUUUUCAUUUGAGCCACUUGGUCAGGGCGGGGUGCCGUUGAACUGCUGGUGGCUUGGUGCUUAUGCCCUCCUUCCCUCUCAAUGAUCCGAAAUGAAUGAGAGGGAGAGGAUGAAAGGCCACAUGCUUGCACACAAAACAGCACCGAGUAUGAGCUGGGAUCCAUGUUGAUUUCCACCAGGAAGCUGCCUCUCAGCAAUUAUGUAGUCCCCACUUCCUAAAGAAGAAAAGAGUUUUGUUCCCCUAUGACCCUCACUCUCCAGCAAAUUCUGCACUCCUUCAAACGGAGAAACCAGUUCUGGAAUGGAACGGGUCAGCUGGGGCCUGAGAACUUUGAGGGGGUGGUGGUUCUGCCUUCUAUCUGCUGUGCAAGUGAAUGACAACACUUCUUGUCUUUUAACCUUAACCUCCCUUCUGAUAAAUAAUAAUAAUAACCCCCCUGGAAAUAUGAAAGAUUCUAAUUCUUCUUCUUUUUGUAUUGUUGCCAGUCGGUUGGGCUUCUAAAAGCCCCUCCCUGUAAGGUGAAAAGGGACAAGAAAGAACAAAACAGUCUGGCAACAGGAGGAGAUGAAUGACACUGGCAGAGACUAUUGUUCAUUUUAAUGCUGCAGCAAGGGCAGAGGGAAAUGUUCACACGCCAUUUUUGGGCAUCCUGCUGGGCAAGCAAGGGAAGGGGCAAUCCAGCUGGUCAUGAGAUUUGGCUGGCCAGAUAGAGUUGGGCUGAAUAGAUUUCUGUCCAUUUAGCUCAUGUUGUGUUUGGCUUUUUUUAUAUACUUAAAUAGUAGUGCACUGAUUAACAGCAAUGGAACCUGAUUAUAUGAAAAAUCUGAGACCAUUGUAGACCACUGCAGACACAAGAGUUGUCAGGCUACUAGUACGUGAUAACCAGGCUUUAACCCCUUGCAGGUUGACAGAUUUUAUUCAAGAGCAAAAAUAUAUUUGUUAUUAGGAUAAUUUGUGGAAAAACCUCAGUGGCCAAAUACCUAGAAACAAAAACUGAGACUAGUUCCUGGAAUGUUGUCUUUGCCAGGCGACUUGCAGGCCAGCAAUUUCUGUCAAAUCAUUUCCCUUGGUGACUGUUCUAUAGAAUUGGGACGUAUUCCUAUAGCUAAGCCUAUUUUCUUCACUGUGUUCCCACAUUGUGCAGAUCCAUGUAAAAAUAUGGAGGAUAAGUAGAUGAAUGGUAUACAAGCAGUAUACACCUGAAUAUUGGAUACUGGGGGACAAACCACUGGAGAAGAUGAUCUACCAUCACACACUGCUUGCGAAUGCGACUAGAAGCAUCUCAAUGGCCAGGAGCAGAAUGGCUGCUAACAUUGAUGAAACUUGGUCUGAGGAACUAAGGAAAAGUUACUGGGAAUCAGCACAGAUAUCUAGGACCCAGGACUUUUUUUUCAGCCGGAACUCGCCAGAAGUCAGUUCUGGCAUCUCUCAGGUGGAUGCCAUUACCAUUCUACUAAGAGAAUGAUGGAGGUGUUCAUGGUGAGUUCCGGCACCUCUUUUUCUAGCAAAAUAACACUGCUAGGGCCUCAAAUGCUUCCUUGAUGGGAGCAGGCAAAGUUGUAAAGAUGAUCUGAGGGUUUUUGUUGUAUAUGGGCUACUGGAUGAGAAUAGCUGUACGUCUAGACUUCCCCUAUAGAAUAGCACCAAACCUUCUUUUAUCAAAUGAAAAUUUAAAAGGGGGUGCAGAAGGGCUGGUUGGCACAGUUAGUUGCCAACUUUGGAGAAGUGCCUGGAUUGUCAAAUUUCCCUUCCCAAGUAAAGCAUUUGGGCUACUGGAUGAGAAUAGCUGUACGUCUAGACUUCCCCUAUAGAAUAGCACCAAACCUCCUUUUAUCAAAUGAAAAUUUAAAAAGGGGAGGGGGUGGCAGAAGGGCUGGUUGGCACAGUUAGUUGCCAACUUUGGAGAAGUGCCUGGAUUGUCAAAUUUCACUUCCCAAGUAAAGCAUUUGUGUCCUUUGCUUUUGGGCAUUUUUAGACCCUUGGGAACGUAUAUGGUCACGCUUGACAAAUCCUCAUUGUUCUACUCUCACUCGAAUAAGAAAAAUGACCGACAGCUAGAAUAAAGAUGGGGAGCUUGCUUGUCCAUGUCUUUCCUGUUUGUCUUAUUUGUCUUGGUGCUCUGUCUGAGCAGCUUGUUAGUGAACUGCCGCUGUGUCUGGAGACUGCCUGAUCCAUGCCCUCUGCUCCUUCUGUCACUUGUUUAACGUGUUGUUCUUUAGUUAGUUUGCGCUGUAGAGGAGUGCAGCUGAUCGUUUCACACAAGCUACUGGAGCCUUGUGAAAGGGAGCAGUGUGCUGCAAAGUAGAAGCAGGGGCGGGCGGUCCUCUGCCCUUUUCUCUCCCUCUCCCCUGCUCCAUAUAGUCCAGCUUUCCAAAUAGGAAUGUGGGCGGCGGGGAGGGUGUGCUAACAGAUAGGACUGUAGAAACACUCUCAGGAAAGUUAUCCAGUCAUUCUACACUCCCUCAGUCCCUGCAAGGACACCCCCCCACACACACACGUGUGUGCCCACUGGUUUGGAAAUGUUUCCGUAGGGAGGUGAAAAGAGCAGGACACAAUUGGGAGGAGAACAAAGGUCCUUUGUGGGCCUUUGGGAACAUUCUCAACGGGUUUGUUCAGUGUCCAGUACACAUUUGGGGAGGAUGGGGAACUGUGGGGACAGAUGCAAGCUUCUGAGGUGGGUUAUAUUGCCUGUCUCAGAUAGAAACAGCAGUGUUGCCAAUUACUCCCAACUGGGUGGCCUCCCAAAUAAAUAGCAUCUAUCUGAAACUGAAGGCCAUUCCACCUUGAGUAAAACUUGGAACAGGAGGGUAUCGCCCACUGAUAGCCCCUCCUAAUUAUUAAAGCCAUUUGAUGCUUUAGAGCUCAGCUCACCUAUCAUGCAAAUUUGAGAACAUGAAUUUCGAACUGGAAGUACCUGGUAGUUCUUAGUGUCUGCUAGCUUUGUCUUUACUAUGACGAUGCUAAUAUUGGUUCUGCUGGCUUCCAGAAAGGAUUACAAUGAAGUGACAAGCUUUGUGCUCUUAGGAAAAGUGGUAUAUAAGUAUUAAGUAUUGCAUAAAAUUUGAAAUGCACAAACAAAAGCACUGCUGUGUUUGUAUAAGGUAUAUUUUUUCUAAAAAACCUUCAGUAGAAUCCGACAGAUGUUGUUCUGUCAUGAAGCUCAUCCUAUGAACCAUCUUGAAGUGCUUUCAUAGUACAACAAAAACAUGCAACAAAUACAUAUAUAAAAACAGUUGAAACUAUUGUGUAAUAAUAAACAAUUUCAGAUGCAAUUCAGAUAUAGACAAGGACAGAAAUAUUCACUUAGGGACUAUUUGUUGAAAGAGGAAAGUUGACAUUCUUGCUACCCAGCUUUUUCCUCGUAUGUAUGUGCUGUAAUUGCUCCUUCUAGUCCUGUUCAUAUUCUCUCUCUCUCUCUCUCUCUCUCUCUCACACACACACACACACACACACCAGAUAGUUUGCUCAUUUUGCCCAUCAGCUGAUUGCCACUUUGGGCUUAGUUUCCGAAUUUGCCUACUGCAAGAUUACCUUGCAAUAAGAUCAGUACUAAAACUGUGAAGCACUGAAAUACAGAAAAAUCACUGUCUAUAAGAGGACCUCCUGUCAGACCAUAUGUUUCAUUUUGGUCAUUUGUUUCCUGCUGAAGCUGCUGUUGAGUAGGACCAAAAGAGCAGGUGUGCAAGAAUCAUAGAUACCAGAAAUGUGGCAGCUUAAACCAUUUUUAAGAUUUUGCACCAAAAAGUGACCCGAAGUUGGUGUCAGGAAGAGCUGAAUUCUGUGUCCUGUAUGAAUUGUGCUUAUUUAGUGGAAUUACACAAACAUGGUUUGUGUGUGUGAAUGUGGGUUGUUGUUAUGUAAGGGUGAAUUUUGCACCGAGUUGCAAAUUCUGUGGUGGCUGCAUCAGCAGAAUAGUAGCUGGUAUGCUAGAUUCUGGACUGUGAACUACGCUUAGAGAGGUUAAAAGCACACUUGCUUGACUGUUUUCCUGGAAGUGCAGUAAUGGGUACUGAAUAAAAAUAACUGGUUAUGUCCAAGUCUGCAGGAAGAACUAACCCUUCUAUCAUGUGGCUGGAACUUUCCUCUUCUUCAGCUCCCCUGUUUUGUUUUGUUUUGUUUUGUUUUGUGUGUCUUUUUUAAAAAAAAAAAAAAUAUCCCGGUGUUUCUUGGUAGCUUUGCUGAAGUUCCCCUCCUGUGGCUCCGUCAACAUUUAACAAAUUUUCCUCCAGUUUUCAUGUUUCCUUUGGCUCUGGAUCAACACAAACUCCCCAAAUCCAAAACUAAUUCAGGACUCUAAGUAACAGUAGCAUUUAAGUUUUGGAACUGUGCCAGUCAGAAGGGCAGCCUCUUCAUGGAGGAACAAUCUAAUUCCAGUGUCAACAAUGGCUGUGGAGCUGGCCUUCCCUUUUUAAUGUAAGCCUUUCAGUAAUCUAAACACUACUACAAGAGAUUGGGACCUGCAUCAACAUCUCUAGAGCCUAACUGGCCUUUGUUUUCCGGUAUCACAGGAUGCAAUUGCACUUCAUUCAGGUCAGAGGCCAAGACAGGAAAGACAGGCCAUACUUUGAUUGCUGAAGUGGAGCAGGAGGCUUUAUUUUAAUUUCCUGAGUUAAGUGUGGAACUCCUGACACACAACUGUGACACUGAAUUGGUUUCCAUUAGGGUUUGCCUAAUGAUGUGUUUAGUCGCAGAGUUGAUAGGGAAGGGUGGGGAGAGGAAGAAAAAUGAUCUUCUGAAUUAAGCUUGGAAAUGCCUCAUUUCAGUUUCCUGCUCUGUCCCACAGUCCAGGUGGGUCCACAAGCAUAUCAGAUGAGUUUGAACUUCAGAGGUGAAGAAUAACAAUGACUUUGGCUUAUAUGUGCAGCACUCAAAAGUCAGUGUUGCAGUGCUUCUGAAAUAGGAUAUAAAACCCUGGUCGUAUCUGACUGAGGUUUGUAAAUGUUGAGGUGGUUUCUUUUCUCCUUGCUCUGUAGCUUUUCUCUCAUGCUGAGUCUUCUAUAACAACUGAAGCCAUUCUCUCACAAGCUCAGGGAUGAAACCAUGAUACAGCCGUUGAAUUAAUGUUGAAGUGAGGAUCAUAAUGGAUUAGAGAACUUCCCAGCGGACAAUCGGCUGAAAAGCCCUGCUGAAUCAGGCCAAAGGCAUCCUGUUCUCACAGGGGCCAGCCAGAUGUUUGUGGGAAGCCUGCAAACAAGAUGGAAGAACAAUAGUCCUCUCCCCACUUGUGACUCUCAACAAAUGGCAUUCAGAGACAUGCCGCCUCCAACAUUGGAGGUAGAAAACUAUCAUUGUGGCUGGUAGCCAUUGAUAGUUUUAUCCUCUAUAUAUUUGUCUAAUCCUCUUUUAAAACUCUUUUAAGUUGGUGGCCAUUACUACUUCUCAGGGGAGCAAAGUCUAGCUAUGCACUUUGUGAAGAAGUACUUCCUUUAGCCUGUCCUGAAUCUUCCAACAUUCAGCUUCAUGGGAUUUUCUCAAGUGUUAUGAGAGAGGGGGGAAAGCUUUUGACUGGUGGUGGCUGCAAACCUCUUUGGUCCAGCCACUUGUUUACCUGCCCCACACAUGAUGUCAUGUAUCAUGUUAGGACUGGUGGAUGUGGCUUGGCUAAAAUGGCCUUAGCAGGCCAAAUGGGUAGGCCUGGCGGGUCUAAUUAGGUCCACUGGCCAGGGGUCCCCCAACCCUCUCCUCCAUCCGUAGAGUCAAGGACUGGAUCUUGUUCUCUGUACUGAGGAAGACUUUUUGUAAGGGAGACUGGAGCCAGGAGGCAGUGAGAAUUGAAGCACGACUAUUCGCAAGCUCUGUAGAAAAGCAGGUGAGAUGUGGGUGGGCUGAACAGGCCUGAACUUUUCUGCUUGUAUGGCAGCUGUGCAGUAACUUCCACCACGGUGCAUCUUGCUUUUCUUUCUGGCAGCACUGCUGGAAACAUCUAGCCCCAUAUGAACCCAUAAAAAGUAUUUAUCAUUGUGGUUUCCCCCUGCUCUCCCACAAAAAAAAUGGCCAGGAUGCCUUUUACUUUCAAGUCUUAAUUUCUUCCAGUUUUCUGGUUAGCAGUGGGGGAUCUGUGAUGACAUUGUGGUCAUGUAGUGCCCCUUAUUUGAUGAGCCUGGCCUAAUUCUGCCAUAGUCAGCUCAGUCUGGGCAGUUAAUAAUUCUCCCUAUUUUGCUCGUUCUCUAAGGGAAACAUAAUAUGUACUGUGUAUGUUUGGUUAUAUGUUUAAAAAAACUUUUAUAGAGUAAUUCUUUUUCCCAAGAUAGCUGCAUUUAUCUUGUGGUUCAUCUUUUGAAGUUCCUCUGCCUGUGGGAUUGCAGAGUAGAAGGUUCUGUCUUGAUUCUUGCCACAAAUGGCCGCCCUCUCCUUCACUGGAGACCUCCUCCUGCAAGGCUAGGCCACUGUGGCUUGCCUUCCCAGAUUCUGGUGGAAUAGAGAGUAGCAGCAGAGUAUCUGCUUUGCACAGAUGCUCCACCGUUGAAGUGUUGACAUUCUUAUUCCAAAAUAAUCCCUUUGCUGACCCUUUAGUAUAAAAGUUCUGGUUCAAGUUUUGCUUAUGUCAUGCCACAAUAAUGAAUAGAGUUCUCUUGCAGCCCGCAGAAUCCUCAAAAAUGUCAUACUGAGCCCGAGCUCUUGUUUUCUUAUCCUCUGGCAAUUGCAGCUCUGCUGGUGUAAUGGGUACUUCCCUACAACACAGAAAAAUGGGUUUUCUCCAGGCCCCUAACGAGAAAUAUUGUGCCGUGUUGCCAAAAUCACACAGGCAGUUGGGAAACGUGUUACACGGCAUUGUACAGUAAGCUGGUAUAAAACUUCAGGUAGUCUAAUAUGCCCAGGUACUCAUCAGUCUUUGCAGUGCAUGUAUACCUAUUGGCCAGUGCAUUGGAACAGAAGACAGGUUUCAUUUUUACCUAAAUGAUUAAAUGGAGUCCUGUACUGCCUCUGCUCUUUUCCUUGUCUUUACAUUCCACCCCCAUAUAAUCUCCAUGGCUACAGCUUUGCUUCUUUCCCUUAAAUGGCUUGUGUCCCAGUUACCUGAAAGACUCUUUUCUCCUGCAUGGACCUCCAUUCUAAGACCACCUUCCGAGGCCAUUCUUCCAAGUCCCCUGACUUUUGAAGUAAGGUGGGGUGGCCAAGGAAACUGCCUUCUCUGUUGUUGCCCCCUGGUUGUGGAAUACUCUCCUUAGCCAGGUUUGCUGGGCACCAACUCAGAUGUCUUUUCAGUGCUUUUCAUUUGCCCUGGAUUCUGAUGCAAAUUUUUAGACCUGUUUUUAUGGCUGGAAUUUUACUGAGAUGAUUAUGUUGCCCCUCUUUUAAAUUUACCAGUAGCAUCAUUUUUCCACUUCUAAUUCCAGUCUCUACACUACAGACUCUGAAUCUGAAAAGAUCCCACGUCAGCUUUGCUGCUUGUGUUGUUCAUGGACUGUAUCCUUCAGUUUGGCUUCGGGUGUCAGAAGGGUCUAGAGCAGGGGUGGGCAAGGUUUACCCCGCCUGGGCCGGUUCACUCCAGCGGAGAUCCCUCCGUGGGCCAGAUCGUGAGCACGCGUGGCCGCAAUUUCCGGCGUCUGAGCAUGCGCAGACGCAAUUUCCGGCACUGCGGAAGCGAGUUCCUGCGCCACACUGCACCGGUAUAGCGCAGCAUGCGGGGACUCACCAAGCGGGCGGCUCGGGGGCCGGUUAAACGAUCCCCAUGGGCGGCUUGUGGCCCAUGGACCUUAGGUUGCCUACCCCUGGUCUAGAGUGAGCUGCAAUUUAGUGUUAGGGAAUGGAGUAUCACAGCCCAAUCCCAGGCAGAUUUGUUUGGGAGUCCUGCCAUGUUGAGUGUGGCUAACAUUCAGCCAAGUGUGCCUGGUGUGGCAACCUUGAUAGGCCUCUUCAGGUCAGGCUGUUAGGAUCCUGUUCUCUUGAAACAAGAUUAAUAGGCUGGAGAAUACGUAUUCCCCUUCAUAAUGGUGAUAAUGGUUUAUUAAUGAUUGUAAUGGGAAUGGUAAUUCAAACAACGUUGGUAUUAUGAAAAAAAUAUGAUUAAUGUUCCUCAGCAAAAGAAAAUAUGUUUUUACUCCUAAACUGCUGGAAAAGAAUAAGAAGAGAAAUGGCUUCCUAGAUGUGGGGACAGAAAAUUUAUUUUCUCGAAGAAGGUGUGCAAAUUUGUUGAAGCAUUCAACAUCAAAGGGAUUUGUUUGGCUCUGUAGGUUUUAAUGCAUAUCAUGACAUAAUAGCCAGAAGAACAUCCUGCCUUUUAGCUUGCAUGGCCUGGGAUAGCUCAGACAAUAGAGCAUGAUAAUCUUGACCUCAGGGUUGCGGAUUCGAGCCCCAUGUUUCCAGAAUUGCAGUGGGUUGGACUAGAUGACCCUUGUGGUCCCAUCCAACUCUAUAAUUGUGUGUUUCUUUGCACUUCAAUUUUCAUAUAAUUUACAUGAUAUGAUAGAUGAUAUGCAGUGUUUGCUGAUUAUGUUCCCCUUAUUCUGUCAUAUUUUGCAGCUGACACAGUGGUGUGAGACAGCUCAACUUGACUGACAUAUGCUGAAGAAAAUUUAUUAGUGGUUUCCAGUUUGAUUAGCAGUUCUUUAUGUGAUAUACCUGAUAACAUCCUAAUGUCAAAGCCAUAUAACAUGUUGGUGAUCAUGUUAGUUCUGAACCUUAGAUGCAUGGAGUGAGGAUCACAUUACUGAGAGGGUUGGGUGUUAGAAAAUCAUUCCUGACUAGUGUUUGUAAUUUGAAUAUGAAAUACCACCUAAAGAUUAAGUGUGUUUUUCCUGUUUUAUUCUCCUUGAAGAGUUAGUUAUUGGAUAGUUUGCAAUGUGAUAGCAUUUGACAUGAAUAUUUAAAACAUGUCUAAUGGUAGGAAAUGCAUUUGGCAAACAGGAAGUUCAGUGUCCUCACCGCCUGGAGUUCUGUAUCCUAUCUACAACAAAUUAAGCAACCAGAAGAAUCUGACCUCUGUGAGUUAGGACAGAUAUGUAGUGAUGAGAUCUGUCUUAAGAGACUGGACUGUAGCCAGUGCCUUGGAAGUCAGUACCAAAAUAUCAGAGCAGGGAACAGAGAGAGAUCAAGCACCAUCAAAAUAUAAGAACUGAGAAAAUGAAGAGACUAAACAUCAAUUUGCAAUGCACUGGAAGCUUAAUGGCUGUGGAUAAUUUGCAUAAAUUUGCCUGAAAAUGGUGGGUGCUGAGCUGCCAGAAUGGGAGAAAAUUUCUCUCUCCCAGCAAGUUGGGUGGACUUUUAAGAGCCAUGCUGUAGUUAUCUCAAUAUCUUGAAAAUCCAGAUUUAUGCAUAACCUGUGUUUUAGAAAGUCUUGACCUGUAAUAUACAUUUAGGGGAGGAGCUUUUACUAUUUGACAUGCAUCUUUCUAAGUUUUUCUCCAGGCGUGAGAUACAGAGAAGAAUUGUAUACUAACCGUGUUUUUAAGCUUUCCUUUCAAAUCCAUGAACAUCCUUAUAAAAUGCCAACUGUACUAAGGAUUCUAAAUUGAACUCUAAAUGAAUGGUAUUAGUAAGUGCAUUAUUGGUCAAUAAUGCCUGAUGUCGUGAUUAUUAGAUUAAUUAGAGGUAUUAAACAUUUUGUUCCAGUAGUAAUGCAUACAAAAGUUGAUGCAGAAAAUAUCAGGGAGUCAGUGCAGAAGCCGAAAGACAAAGUUGGGAUUGCAUUGGGCAAGAGUUAACUUUAGCCUAAGCAGCAUUCUGAUUUGCCUGAAAAGUGCAGAGAUGACGAGAGCAAAGGCUGGGAAGGAGGGAGGUUGCAGUAGUCUACGUAAGAUGUGACUGGAACAUGAAUUAGGGUUUUAGCAACAAAUAUAGAAAGAAAGAGGUAAUUCUUGGAUGGGUGUUGGAGAGUAGGAAGUGACAGUACCCUAGGAUUUUUGGAAGGCAGAGGAGAUCAGAGCAGUUUCUGCAACAUGAUGGAGAAGGAUCAGAUGAGAAGACUGGAAUUUCCAUUGCUGGCCUUGUCAGUUCCAGGUGUCAGCAGCAUAGUCUGGAGUAAAUGCCUGUCUAUUAGUUAAAUAUUAGUUUAAUACAGUGGUACCUCUGGUUACGUACUUAAUUCGUUCUGGAGGUUCGUUCUUAACCUGAAACUGUUCUUAACCUGAAGCACCACUUUAUCUAAUGGGGCCUCCCACUGCUGCUGCGCCGCCGUCGUGCGAUUUCUGUUCUCAUCCUGAAGCAAAGUUCUUAACCCGAGGUACUAUUUCUGGGUUAGCGGAGUCUGUAACCUGAAGCGUAUGUAACCUGAAGCGUAUGUAACCCAAGGUACCACUGUAUAUCAGAUUUCCUAUAUAUGUAGAUUUCCCCCCCUAGAUUUUCUUGUUAAGUAAUGGGGCUUGAAUUUAACUAUGCUUGCUGACAUUACAUUGGGAUUAAUGACCAAAUGAUGAUGCACUCCUGUGGGAGUCAGUUCCAUUGAACUCAUAGCGACUUACUUAGUAAACAGGUUAGGAUCUGGCCAAAACAACCUCUCUAAGAUUGCAGCAUUUGUAUAUUUUAAAAUCAUUACUUGUAACAAUGACAUACCAGGAAACUUGCUAUUGCAGCAUUAGUAUUUCAAUUUUUCUCUCUUCAGAUAUUUAUGUUAGAUUGCUUCCUACCGGAUGUGAAUUAUAUGACCCUGAAUUUUCUGCCUCUUAUCUGAUGCUUUUAUUUUGCUCUCUCGUGGGCAUUUGCUGCUUUUCCUGUUUUGGUGUUUUCUGAAAGCACCUCUGUGGAUAAGUUCCCCUUUUCCAGGUCACUAAUGAAGAUGUUUUAAAACAAUGGAUCUAACAGUGAUCCCUGUAGUUUCUAAGAGCUCCAUCCCUCCUGCAGUUUGGUAUGUUGCUGUUUCUCAUUACCCUUUGUUUAUGGUUCUUCAGCCAGCUUUUGACUUUUGUGUUCAUAUCCGAGCCAAUUAUAAUUACUUUUCUGAAUAGCGGGCCAUGAUAUAAAUUAUCCUGCAAAGCUUUCCCCAAUAUGCUCUGAGCCCUUGGAGAUAUUGCAGCAUUUUCAUUUCUAAAGAUGUGGUGACUUACAAAAUAUUUAAAGGGAAGCUGCUCAGCCCAUUGUCACACUUAAUUAACAUAGGGUAGACAUGGGAACUCAGUCUUGCUUUUUAAUCAGAGGUGCAGCCACUUAGUCUUUUUAAAGUGAGGGUGGGGCAGAGUUAUUCUUCUUUCAGAGUAGCCGAUUCUUUCACUUCCACAUGAUAGUGUGCUUGCAUAUGCCUUUCAGACCAUUGCUGCUUUACCAGAAUAAAUUGCAUUUUUAUUGGCUAGCCCAGACUUCCUUAGAAUUGGCAGCAGCUUUCAGUGGGUACUGGAAAAGUUACCUCCAGUCAUUGGCUUUCAAGGCAAAUGUUUACAAGCACUCUUUUUCUCUCCUUCCCGUCACUCUUCAGUUUUGCUACCCUUGAGAUUUAUUGCUUUCCGUGCUCCAUUCCUUUAUCAUGGAAAAGUACUUUCCUCGGGUUCCUGUUAAUCUUUAUAGUAUGUGUGAUUGCUGCCAUUUAUGCUUACCCAAGCCAUAAACCUUAUCUGACCUGUAUAGACUUGUUGAAUUUCUUUUCCUUGUCUGUAUAAAUCAGACCUGCUGAAUUUGCUUGACAUGUUCCCUUAAGCUUUUAAAGAAUAAAAAGGGAAACUUCUGAAUGUCAGAAGUUUCUGCAUCAGUGUCUCCAUGAGGUUUAGUGAAGGUGAGGGAAUAGCUAUAGCUCAGGGGUAGGCAACCUAAGGCCCAUGGGCCACAAGCGGCCCACAGGGCUUGUUUAACCGGCCCACAAGCCUCCCCCGAACCGAGCUGCCCGCUCAGCGAGUCCCCGCACACUGCUCUAAACCGGCGCGGCGCGGGGACUCGCUUCCGCGGCGCUGGAAAUCACAUCUGUGCAUGUGCAGAAGCUGAAAAUCAUGUUUGGGCAGAUGCAAACGCUGGAAAUUGUGUCUGCACAGACGCCGGAAAUCGCAGACGGGCGCGCUCAUGCAUGCGCGCAAUCCAGCCCACAGAGGGAUCUCUGCUGGAGUGAAUCGGCCCAGGCGAGGUAAACCUUGCCGACCCCUGCUAUAGCUGGUCCUUGGUUCAAGCAGGAAAAUAUUUCCACAAGUGUGUUAUGCCUCAUGUAUUCGUAUAGCAUUGCAUGAAUGUGUUGAUUGUACAAGGAGAGUUGGAAGCUUGAAUGCUUCCAGCUCCAGACUGGGGAGCUAAACUAGCCUUAAAAUCUUCCUUCAUUAUUACCUUAUGUUUCAGAAAUGGUGGAGUAAACAUUUAUGUUUAACAACAACACCACACAUAAACAUCAACAUCUCCUUGGGUCUCCUGUGAAUGGCAGACCAGGAGUUUAAAUCCCCACUCAGCCAUGAAGCUCACUUGGAUCUGUCAUCAACUUUCAGCCUGACCUGUCUCAGAGCUGUUGUGUGGAUAAUACGGAGAGCCAUGUAUGCCACCGUGAGCAACUUGGAGGAAAGGUGGGAUAGAAAUGCAACCAACCAAUCAACGAAUGUCUUAUGACAGAGAUACUGUAAUUAAGCUUGGACUGUGUCAUCUUCCAAAGGUGCCCAUGGAGCAUGAUACUGAGCCAGUGGACCUUGACACCUGUAAAAUUGGUGACCUACAACACCACAUUACGUAGCCAUACUUAUAAGUAGGUGGGAUUCUGGUCAGGUGUUGGACCCCUGGUUGAAAUUAGUUCUGCUUCUUAUGCUGCGUUAACAGAUCUUUGUGGCCUGUAUCAGUGAGUGAUGUUUCUUCUGUCAUUAGAACAUAUGAGUGCAGUGUGGCCUUCCCAGUUUCUGACAGAAAAUUUCUCUGUUAAAACAAUGGGUCAGCAAAUCCCUCUAUUAAGACUGGAUUAACUGUACUUUUCUUCAGUGGGAAACUGCUACUUGAGGUUAAAAAUCACUGCUUCAAGUGACAAGUGAAGGAAUAGUAGCCAUUUGCUUCUGAAGUUCAUUUAUGGAAAGAAUAUCCCUUCAGAUCAAAGAAGAUUGUCCUGCUAACUAGCCUGUGUGUAAAAGUACAGCCUUCCUCAAUUGUUAAGCUUCCUAAAUGAAGCAGUUCUCCAAAGAGUGUAGAGCAAUGGCAUGCUAAUGAAGAGCCAGCAAUAUUAUCUUGCUGUAAUGAUGGCUGAUUGAUAGCAUCAGUAGAGAAUUAAUGAAAGGUUGUGGGAAGCAGACCCCCUUCUUCGGAGUAAGGGGUGAAAUAUCUUCUUCCUUGUCUCUAAGAAAGGUGAUACAAUUUUCGGACAAACGUUGAGUAAAUUGCUUUUCCCUCUGACAACAUGAAAGAUUCUAGAGAAAUACUUUGUACUUAGAAGAGAUACCAUAGCUGUUACCGGAUUUAAAGUCUGCAUCAGCCCAAGCAGCACCAGAAACAUUUUGACUUGAUUACGAGAAGCGUAUAUUUUAUCCCCUUAAGCACUGCUUUGCUUGCCUAAUAGGCAGGUGCCCUGACUUCCUGCUCAUUUCCGAAUCUCCUUAGUUGACCAGGGAUGGAACAUGAGAAGCUGAGAGGGUCAUAAUCAGAGACAUGGAUCCUGUUCUGGGUUUCUGAAACACAUGAGUGAGCUAUCACACGUGUCCUAUUUUUAGAGGCAGAACUUGCUUGCAAAGAGUUUGACUUCACUCCGUCCGUUUGUAGCUACUUCCUUGUUUCUAUUCUUGAUAUGACCACGUACCUUGAACAUAUCUCCUAUUUCAGGUACAGUAUCAUUAUAAUAUCACUAUAAGUCUGUGAGCAUUUCAGCUGUGAGAAUGUGAAGGGGAAAAUGGAAAUUAGCACACGACAAUACUGGCUGAGGAGCGGCUGCCUUUUUUUAUGAAGCAGAAAUGAUGGCAUGUGUGCACUGUGGUUUUGUGAAAUAUCCUUCAGCUUAUCCCCUUUCUGGAAUCAAGGGAUGAGAGUAAACAGUUAGAAAGCCUAUAAAAACCUGCAGGCUUCCCUACUUUAUUUAAGUCCUCAUAUAUCUGCCAAGGACUCUGGGAAUUGCCCAAAUAUGGGAUCCAUGCAUAUAUGUGGUGGUGAUGCGGAGAUAGAGGUGUUGUAAAUAGGAUAUUGCUGUAAGCUGCUCCAGAUAUUUGGCCAUGGAACCAACCCUUAGAUUUCCCCCCUGAAUGAUUGCUUUUCAGUCGUUGCUUCCAGUCAGUUGCAUCUCGGGAAUCUUAACACACAGUGGAAUGCUGGGAGUGUGUGCGGUUCAUAGGAAUAUUCCCAGUGUCAUUUUGCACUGCAUUCAUGCGCAUUAACGUGAUGUUAGGUGUCCCUUGCUUUUUCUUACCUCUAAAGCAUGUCAAUUAUUUUCUCCCUGCAGGUGCAGGCAGCAGUGGCAGCAGCAGUGCAGAGUGCGCUUGUGGACGAAACCACUUCACCUGUGCUGUUAGUGCUUUUGGCGAAUGCACUUGCAUCCCUGCUCAGUGGCAGUGCGACGGUGACAAUGACUGCGGGGACCACAGUGAUGAAGACGGCUGCAGUAAGCGAACGGUCCAUUCUUAAGAGGGAGGAAGGGAGGGAGAGGGGAAGGACUGAGGCGAAAGAAGAUUGGUGUGUGCCUGGGUUCUGUGAAAAGUCACAGGUCGCUUUUUGCCACCACCGUGGCUAAGGCCUGUGACAAGUAUCUGCCCUAAGAGUUUCUUCCAGUCCAGCAGAGUCAGUGGCAUGUUGCUAACUUGGGACGUGUUGCAACAUGUCCCUUUUCCAGACAUUUCCUUUGUUGGCAUUCUUGGAAGGUUGUGGCUGUGAGGAGAGCUAGCUGCUUGCUUAAUUAGCUUUUGUGGCCCAUGCUGUCAACAAAAAGAAAACAAAACAGAGUUUGCAGCCGGUGUGGGUGGGGGUGUCUCCAACCUUCAGUUUUGCCUUGUGGUCCUAAAACAGAGGAGAAGGUCCUCAAGAGCAUUAGAAACAACAGACAAAAUCACAGGAUUCCCCCAAAACAAGGAAAGUGGUAUAAAAACUUAUUUAUAAAUAGGCAAAACAAUUUCACCACCCUUACGAGUGAUUUACAUAUACGUACCUUUCAGCCCCAAAAGUCUGAAACAAGAAGCAGGUAAAACAUACCUUCUCCUUGGGAGAAUUUGCACUGAGAACAUCCACAUUGAAAUGUGCAACACCCAUGAAAAAUGUACAGAAAAGCUUCUCAUUUUUUGCUUUUGUUUUGCAAAACUAUGCGUACCCCUCUCUAGAAAGAAUUAUCUCAUUUCUACUGAGGAGCAAGCAUCCUUGCUGAAAUACGAGUUGAACAAUGAGACAAGCUACUGCAAAAGAUGCCUGUCAAAAAUCCAUAAUAGCAAAUGACUCUUCUAUUUUAAAUGUCUAGUAAUGAUUCUCCAUGUACAUCGGUUGACUUGAAAGUUGAGUUUUAGCAAUGCAGAAAAAGGACAGAACCUCCCUCAGAGAGAUCUAGACUUGAAUCAUAAUUACAGCGCAUCCACAAUUCCAAGAUUUGCACUUCUGCAGACAGACUGUCCUAUUUGCAUAAGAACUGCCAUCACAAUGACUGUAGAGCCAAAACAAGGAUGCUAAUUGUUAGUAUUUUUAAUAUCCAGAAGUACAUAGUAAUGAAAUCUCAAAGUAAAAAUGCACUUCAUCUGAAUAAAGAGAGCCCCGAUUUAUAAUUCUCAGCCCUUGGAUUAUGAAAUAAGGAGCAGCGAUUCCUGAAAAGUAGAAUCUAGCCAUUUUACUUUUUUUAAAAAUCCAUACUUACAUGUGUGCACGCACACACAUGUAUGUAUAUAUAUCUGUCUGUCUACAUGUGUGCAGUCAUUGUACAUGCACAUACAUUUCUGGACCCCAUUUUCAAUGCUGGAUUUCUUUACAUUUCUAAACGCCUUGGGACAAGGUUACCUGAAAGAUGUAUUUAUUUAUUUAAAUAGUUAUAAAUGGCCUUUUCAUAUAAAAUAUUGCAAGGGGUUAUACAGACCAAAAACAGCAGUACGCAUUUCAAUGAAAACAUCAUCAAGCACACGGUAAGAACUGGUUGGCAAAGAAUCUCUGUUUUGAAACACCUGUCUGAAUGAUACAAUUUUAAGAAGACUUCUAGAAAUGAGGAGGGAUGGCUCUUGCUUCUAUUGUCAAGGAAUUCCACAGGAGCCAUCAAACUUCCCCAGAAGAAGACAUGACUGAUCAAGGAGGAGCAUAAGGAAUCAUGUGGUCAUGGAAUGGCCUCCCCCAAGAGGCUCUAGCGUCUUCAUAGUGUCUUUUUAAACGUGGCUUUAAAUAAACUUCACUCUAAUGGUGUGGUCUUAAGCUGUGCUGCAAAUAAUUUUAUAUUGUUUCUGAAAUAACUGAAUGCACUCGUGUGCAAAGGGAAUGUGUGAAGAGUUGAUUGAACAGAUAUAGUUAUGCACAUUUCGGCAAGGGAUCAUCAUGGUGCUCUGCAUCAGGUGCAAACCUUAAAUUAUUGCUAUAUAUUUGGUAGUGCAACUCAAUUUUCACCUUUGGUAACUGCCCAGCGUGUCACAUGCUGUGUGUCUAGUACGUCUGUUCGAAUACUGUGAUCUGAGAGUCUCCUAGCUGUGGUUUUUUUUAACGAGUCUUGCAUGUUACUUGGCUACGGUGAUGGUUUAAAAAAUACAUACAAAGCAUUUUUCUGAAUCUCAUAGCCUUGCACCUCCUUUGCAGUUCUUGGUUUCUCACAGACCGUAUUUUUCGCUCUAUAAGAUGCACCAGACCAUAAGAUGCACCUAGUUUUUGGAGGAGGAAAACAAUAAAAAAAAUAUUCUGAAUCUCAGAAGCCAGAACAACAAGAGGGUUCGCUGCGCAGUGAAUGCAGCGAUCUCUCUUGCUGUUCUGGCUUCUGGGAUAGUUGCGCAGCCUGCAUUCGCUCCAUAAGACGCACACACAUUUCCCCUUAUUUUUAGGAGGGAAAAAAUGAGUCUCAUAGAGCAAAAAAUAUGGUAAAUGGUCUUGCCGGUAAGCAGCAUCACUUCCUUUUUCAUCUGCAAACUUUACAUUUGAAGGGUUUUCAUCUUUACCAAACCAGUGUCUGUUUAGUUUCCUUAGUUGUCUUCUUUCUUUUCCUCCAACUGAAUUAAUCUACUCAUUUUCCCUAGGCCAAAAAAUAAAAAUGAAAUCCAUUUGCUCUCUAAAUAUUUAAUUGGGAUGGGCAUAUCUGAAGACACGAGGAGGCACGUUGGUACCAAGCCUUAGUUUGGUGUAGGGGAGAAUAUUUUUUGUUUCUGCUCUUUUGUACCUGUUGAAAUGUGCCUAUGUGCCUGAAAAAGCCAUAGAGAAAAAGGAGGUAGAGAUGCUUAGACCUCCCAAUAAAUUUUCUGUGGCUUGCACUUCUGCUUUAUUAAGAACAUAAGAUGAGCUUGGUGGAUGAGGCCAGUGGCCCAUCUAGCAUCCUGUUCUCACAGCGGCCAACCAGAUACCUCUGAGAAGCCAGCAAGCAGGAUUUGAGUGUAAACCUCUUGUGGUUUCCAGCAACUGGUAUUCAAAAUCAUUGCUGCCUCCCAAGUGUGGUGGCAGAGCAUAGCCAUCAUGGCUAGUAGCCAUCAAUAGCUCUCUCCUCCAUGAAUUUGUCUAAUACUGUUCUAAAGCUAUCAAAAUUCGUGGCCCCCAUCGCCUCCUGUGGGACUGAGUUCCAUAGUUUAAAACUAAGUGAAAUUAGAAGUGCCAUUGGUGCAUACUUAGAGAAAUGAAUGCACGAGCCCCUUGCCUUGCCUCUCUGGAGCUGCAGAGUCCCAUCAUCAUUUUCGAGGAGGGGGAGCCAGCAAGAGUCUUUAAAAUCAAGUGUGGCAGAGAGCAAUGAAUUAGAAUGUGCCCUUACAGAAACAACAACAACAGCCUUCUUAAAAACAAGGGGGGUGGGAAUUAGCAGCAGCGUAUGUGAAGUGCAGAAUCAUGUUGAAGUGAGCAAUGAACAGCAUAUGACAAUCAAAGCAUUGCUUUUCUUUUUUCUUUUUGUCGCUAGUCAAUUGCAGAAUGAGCUUAUGGAUGCACUCACCCAUGUCUUUCUUGCUAACGGCGGCUCUGAUUUUGUGUCUUUCCCUGACAUACUUCAUCCCCUGAAGUAUUCUCCUUGUUCUCCUUGUUAUCUGAUAUCAUUGCUUCAGAGUCAGUCCUUGGGUAUGUGGCUUUCAAGAAGCACCUCAUAUCUCGGGGAGUUGGCUUGUCUCCAGUGUCGCUGUUGUGCCGUGGGGUUGGGGUGUGCUCAGGGAGCGUGUCCCUCAAAUAGUAGUCCACCAUCCAGAGUUCAAGAGCUCCUGGCCCGACCUGGCGGCUUGCAGCCCUUCUCUUUCCGUCCUCUUGAUGUCUGCUGCUCUUCCCUCCGACACAGCUCCAUCUCUCCCCCAGACAUUGCUCCAUCACCUUCUUCCAACAGGUCCCUGUUGCCUUCCAUCGCUCUUGGUCCUCACGCAACUCCUUUCCCAAACGUCCACCCAGGGAAGUUGUGUCAACAACAAGGGUGCUGGAAUUCUUGGACCCAAGUCAGUCAUGGUCAUUUGUUUCAAUGAGUCUACUCUGGGGGGGGGGGAGUUGAAUGCCAUCCACUAUAUAUGAUAGUAUACAUGUUUUUACCUCUCUGCAAAGAAUAACCCUUUGAUGCAAAUAUAAUGCAAAUGAAGCUGCUCUAAAAGAUUUUUGGUUGGGAGUGAGAAGAAGAUUUAGGCUGAAUUUAGUAUGUUCAAAAGGGUUUAGUUGUGCCAGCCUAAAGGUCAGCCUUGAUAAUGAAGUGUUUUGAGAGGAGAGGCUUUUGCUGCUUUUCUGCUUUUUCACCCAUCCUCAUGUAGGAAUCCUUCAUGGAACUUAUAGUCACUAAUGGGAUUACUGAUUGCCUUUGAAACCGCCUGCUUUUUAGGCUGGAAACUAAUGCUAGUUAAGUACAGUUUUCCCCAUUGUGAAAAUGGGCAAUUUGGCACUUGAGAAGUUAUCAAGCAUAAUUAUGUGCUUUUAGAAAGGUUUUAGAAAAUCAAACACCUGGAAAUACAGGUGCUCCUUAUAGAGGCUCUUGUGAAUGCUGUCUCAGGGAUAGGAGGAAAAGAGAAAGGUCUUUUUUAUUUGGAUUUUGCCUGUUGAUGGUCAUUGAUGUAUGUGGGUAUUUCCAGCAUGGUUGAAUGAAAUGGGAAAUAAUGAAGAAUAUAGGAUAUCUAUUUAUUGGUUGCUAAUCCCAAGCAGCAAUAUUGGCUUUUUCAUUGGUUUCUAAAGCAAGGUUUUGUGGUUGGAAGGAAGCCAAUGGCUCCUGAAUCUUGGAUUGACUAGAUGAAAAGCCUCAUAACUUAAGGCUUCUAUUACAUAAAGUGCUACUUCAUGUACUAUAUGUGUGCAAUAUACAGUGGUACCUCUGGUUAAGUACUUAAUUCGUUCCGGAGGUUCGUACUUAACCUGAAACUGUUCUUAACCUGAACCACCACUUUAGCUAAUGGGGCCUCCUGCUGCUGCCGCGCCACUGAAGCACGAUUUCUGUUCUCAUCCUGAAGCAAAGUUCUUAACCUGAAGCACUAUUUCUGGGUUAGCGGAGUCUGUAACCUGAAGCGUAUGUAACCUGAAGCGUAUGUAACCCGAGGUACCACUGUAUAAGGAAUAUGUGGACUUUUGAAAAAAGUGGUUAGCUUAUGUUAUAGAUAUCAUAUAAGAACUUAAGAAGGGCUAGCUGGAUGAUGCCAGUUGCGCAUCUAGUCCAGCAUCCUGUUCUCACAGUGGCCAGCCGGAUCCCUGUGGGAAGACCAUAAGCAGGACCUGAGUACAACAGCGCUCUACUCUCCUGUGAUUUCCAGCAACUGGUAUUCAGAAACAGACUUACUCUGACAGUGGAGGUAAUUUUCUCUCUGUCUCCUUCAGCUCCUCAAAGUUGGCCGCUUUGACUCUGGCCUCCAGGGUAUGCGCAUGUUUUUGGAGAGCCAGAUUCUUUCCAAUGAGCGCAUCCUCUGUCAUGCUUCUGACUCUUGAUGCAAAACAGUAGAGAGCUAUUCUCCUUUUUUUAGACUUUUGCUGAUACCCUUUGACCGCUGUUAAUUGCAGUUUCCUGGAUGGAACUCUAGCGUUUGGUUUAUUUUUAUUUUUAUUGGCAAGGAUGCAAUCAUUUUAUAAUUACUAUUUAGUCAGACACUUCCCUUAGUUUUUCACCCCAAUUGUGUGUACUCCGGGACCUCCUAACAUAGGUGGAGUGAAGGAAGGAAGGAAGGGCUUUUGGUUUCAUACCCAUUGCAUCACUUUCCCAGACUUGCUGGGGAGGUUUCUAAAGGGAUGAGGGAAGGUGAAUGUGAUUUCCACUUCAAAACUGGGAGUAAUUAUUUUGCUGAAGACCUAGGCUGGCAUAGGAGUUGGAGCGGUUUGCAUUUUCAAGGUAGAAAACGGGGAGUGUAUCUGGAUGCCCUGGGCUGCCCAAACAACGAGACAGCCUCCCCCCACUUGACCUCACUGAGGCGGUCUAAAGGAAAUCAGAGGAAUACAUUUGGCACCAGCUUGGCUGCAGGAGUUGCCAGAAGGAGGCUCCACUCCGGAUUUGUGUAGGAUUUACUCCUUAGCCUUUUCUUCUCCUGAAGAUACCACACAAGGCAGCAGAGGUUUAGGAUCAGAGUUUUCCUUCCCCUAGAUGGGUCCCUUUCUGUCCCUCCAUUCCCUCUACAGAAACCGCCUUCUUGACCAUUGGACCCUCUGUUAGUUUCAGCUGCUCAAUCCCCCAGAACCUGUCUCAAUCCCCUGACACACAGGGGAAGUCCUUAAUUCACCAAGGGUUUGAGACCCAUCAGCUACCCUCACCUAGUUAAGCUGGCCAGUCAGAAUUGUUUCCUGGCGUGUUGCUGCUGUCACAUGCUGACAGCUUCUGGGAGUUACAGGUGAGAGCUGAGUGCAGGGUGAGGAGCAGAGGUAGACCCCAGAAGGUGCAUGACAUUUCCCCCGUCAGAGGUACUAUCCCUCCUCUAACAGUCUACUUUGAAAGAAAAAGCCUUCUGUUGUUGCCAUUGUUAAGCAUUUAGUUGUCAAACUCUUCCUGAUCUAUUGCAAUUUAUCCAGCAGUCUAAUAUCGUAGCACUUUGCUUAUGUUCUUCUUAGGAGCUUACGUUCUUCUUGGGAUCUGAUGUUCUAUGAUACUGGAGACAAAUUCCUGGACUGAGGAUGUGCUCGCACCAGCACCCCAUUCCUUAAUUAUAACUGUGUGUCCAUCCACCCUGAGCUAUUAUUUUGCACCUGGCUCUGGUUGGUGGAGCUUGAAGUUCUAGUAAAAAUCCAAAAUAGACCUUGCAAGUCUGAAGAUGGUCCACCCAUGGCCAAGUAUGAACAACACAGCCUGACUUUGCUGGAUUGUCAGACACGCUGAAGAGGGAACAAGGGCCCCUCUUUGUGUGUAACCGUUUCCCUGUGUCACUUUCCCUCCCGCCCCCCUCUCUCUCCCCCUAACUUGAAGCUCAUUUUUCAUAUUUAAGGAGGGCAUUACAUUGGGAGGAACUACUCCCUGUAGGUUUGGAAUUUCAUUUUGAGCAGUUGCCUCAUGAGAGUAGCAGCAGUUCAAUAGGAUAAUGGUAUCCGCUAUGAACCAGCGCUAAUGGCCUAACCCUGUGGGAGCCAGAAGAAUUCUCCCCCAGAGAGCCAGCAUGCAAAUUCCCUUCCAGGCGGCUACUGCUCAGACCUUUGGUGAUUAGUCAUGCUGGGGCUCAAGGCUGCAUAUGUUGGGAGGGGUGGGAUUGUGUGUGUUUGUGCUACAGCUGAGGCCUGGGAGAGUUUGGUCUGCGCAGAGAAAGUGCUAUCUCCUCUCCCAUCACAUCAAUGUGCUCUGCCUUCCUGUGUCUUAAAACCCCUCCCCCCUUUUUUAUGGAGAGGAAGACAGUAUUUCCAGGAGUUAAGGAAAUGAAGAGAUAGUUCAGAAUAAAUAGCUUUCUAGUUAUGCCUUACUCUUCAUUGGCCAGGAUGGAAAAGUAGCUUAAGUUACAUUAGAUAUAGAAAGAGCAGAAUUGGUAUGGCUUAUACAUUGUUUUGAAAGCGUCCCAAUCACAAAACUUUAUUUUUCAUACUGCAUUUAACCAGUAAGGGGUUACAGAGUGUUGUAAUUGAGCCGAGAAUUAAAUGUGCAUGAUCUCAGAUUGUCAACCAGCAGGUUUACAUUCUUGUUUUAACCUGAAAUAUAUGAAACAACAAAUAUUUAUUCUGCUGUUCAUGCAAGGCAAAAUAAGGGGGUACUCAAUCUCACAUUAAGAGAUCUGAAGGGAAAAAACCAAAGCUUGAUGGUGUAAUCAAAGUGUGCCCUUGCAGUUGUGUUCUAGGAGUUGUGUGAUAUGUGAAACAUUGCUGUUUGGAUCUGUGAAGCAUUCAUUUGUUUCAUCAUGAGCAUAGUUUGCUGGUCCAACCCAUGAAAGCAGUCAUUUGAAUGGUACCUAAUUGCUGUCGAGGAAGGACUGGGUCUGUGGAUUUAGAAAGCACAUGACAUGGGCCUUCUGGAAUUAUACCAAUUCAGAAUGCAAAUGGAGACCCCAUGUUUGAAUGUUCCAUCAUGUUAAAAAACAAAUUAAUAACCGACCAUACCUCCCCAUAUGACCUGUGAGGUGGUUAUGAGAAAACAAGGCCUGUCAUCUGGAGCUGUUUGACAUCAGACAAAGCCGUGAUGCCAAAUUUGCAAGGAAGUAUUGGGAAUGUACCAGUGCAUUCCUUCUUCUUCCUUUGCAGCUCUGGCUUGUAAAAACCUUAUUUUCAGCUUCUGUUCCAGAGCUCAGAGGUGAGUUUGGGGCCAGCCAACAUAAUCCCAUUCCACCUAUUCACCUGGAGCAUUUUAGAAGAGAGGACUUCUAAUCGUAAGGAGUAAAGCCACCCAUUGGAGGAGCACGCAACUAAUUUUGAAGUUCAUCUUCCAAUAACAGCCUGGUUAUAUGUUGUGGUAACUUUUGCAUCCCUUUCUCCCUUGGCUAGGAACAGUUUUUCCUUCCUUCCAUUUGAGCUACGAAUCUUCAAGGCUGGGAACAUGGGUUUUGCUUUCCCAUGUUAAACUUGCAGCCAUUGCCUUAGAUAAAGUCAGGUAAACGGGGAAAUGGAAAAGGACAAUCUGUACUGUGCGGUUAACUGAUGUUUACACUGGACAGUGGCAGGCAAUUCCAGUUGAUGUGGAGCUUGAAGCAAGCAACACUGACCAUCCAGAGUGUCGUUCCUAGACUGCAAGGGGACUUCUCUUUCCUCCUGCUCCUUGUGUUACUGCUGCAUUCAUUCCCCUGCCAUUCUCUUGUGUUGGUGGAAGGGAAGAAGCCCAGGUGAUGACAGCUGGGAGAUAGUAUCAGCAGACCAGGCAGGGAUGAAAGGGCUUCACAAUCUCCAUCUUCUCUUUGCUCUGUUCUAUUCUUCCUUUCUUUUUUUAAAAAUAGUUGGAAGUAACAUUGUUCCUUUGGAGAACACACCUGUCAGGAGCAAAGUCCCGGUGCUACUCCCUUCCAGUCAUAGUUGGCAGCCCUUGAAAGCGCAGCCCUCCCAAAGGCUGAGAGUUUCUUUCAACCCUGAGGGGGUAGGCAGGGCUGUGAUUGAUUUAUGCUGUCCUUUUGAAUUCCGGCCUUUUACGGAUGGCAGCUUCACCUUUCUAAGGGAUUAUUCUUCUUGCUUGCUUGGGGAUGUGAGGCUGCCAGUACUGAAUAACCGCUGAGAAUUGUGGACGCAUUCUCACUGCGCGCGUCUUGGGAUGUAGUUGGGGCCUCUCCAAAUGAACAACUAAUAGAGCAACAAGUGUGCCCUUGUGGCUCAUUUGUCGUCUGGCAUUCGCACGCAUUCUCUUGCUUAGUUAAAAGAAGGAGGGGAGAGAAAUAGGUUUCCCCCUUUUGCCAGGAAUGUAGGAAGCUUCCUUAUACUGAGCCCAGACCAUUAGCCUGUCUACACUGAGUGACAGUGGCCCUCCAGGAUUUCAGGCUGGGCGCUCUUCCCAGCCCCACCCAGAGGUGCCCUACUCAGGGAUCCAUCAUGGGACAUUCUGCAUGCAAAGCAGAUGCUCUACCAACUAAGCUACAGCUCUUGGCAUAGCGAUUCCUGUUCUGCAUUGCUUUUAUGUCAUGCAGCUUUCACUUUUGGUGAUAGUGUGCUUUUGGAAAUCUCAGGCUGAGCUACCCUCGAGGUAUGGUUGAGCGGCAUUUGGGAUGCGGUCAUCUCAGAGCGACUAACCAGGCUAAGAAGGGUAGCAGAAGGUGUGUAACAAGAAGAGAUACCCUUGUUGAAACCUUGUACUCGUUCUACACGCCUGUUUUAUAGUUUUGUUUUUCAUCUUUUCAUUUUCACCAGUUGUUAUAUCUGUUCUCUCUGUUUUAUAUACAUUAUAAAAAAUGGAAUAAAAAAUAUUGACCAAAAAAAUAAUCCUGGUCUUCCUUCUUUUCAUAUGCAAGGGAUGAACAUAACAAUUCUCCCCUACCAACUACUCAGAUUUGUCUGUGGAGAGCGAUAUUAACCACUAAUGCCUUAAGAAUAUGCUUGAAAUGACAUUACAUAAUCAAUGUAAUGUCUUAUUUUUGGUGGAGAUUGUAUUACAUAACUAGACUUACACCCAGUUUUUCUUGUAACCGUUUUUAUUAUUUUGAAGGGGGGGAAAUAGUGAAAGAAAAAGAAAAAAAAGCUUGGAUAAAGAGAGUCCUGCCCAGACAGAAGUAUCCUGGGUUCAUUACGGUUACUAACUUUGUUUUAGUAAGUUGGUCAUGUGUAAUUUCUCUUUUAUUGUCUCUAGUUCUCUUGGCACAAGUGUUGUAGGAUUAAAACAAAACAAAACAAAAACCCCAUGUAUUGGUGAAACCUUUUGGGUGCUCUUAAUCAGUUCCCUCUCUUCUCCUCCUUCCAUUCUAGUGCUGCCCACUUGCUCCCCCUUGGAUUUUCACUGCGACAACGGCAAGUGCAUCCGUCGCUCAUGGGUCUGCGAUGGAGACAAUGACUGCGAAGAUGACUCCGAUGAGCAAGACUGCCGUAAGUUCACUCAUCACCGGUCCUCAGAAACAGGGCAGAGCCACUACUGCUGUUCCACCCUACUUGGUAGGAUAGCGGCUCCAGAGUCGUGACUCACCUGCCUGGGAAGCUGGCGUCGUGGCUCCACACCCCCCGGCAAUCUGCUUCUGCAGGCCCCUGUUCAGAAUCGUUUUCCAAGAGCACAAAGAGCAUAGCUGGCAUAUCUCAAGCAUAGCUGGCUCUUUGCAGGAGUAAGACAGGUCACUAAAAACCACGGUUGUUAUUAGCAGCAGUUGUAAUUACUGUGGUGUAGUUUGCAGUCCCAGCCAGGCUGGGCAUUGAGUGGCCUCCUUUGGUAGGUGGGAUGCGCUGCCUCAAGCCCUUGGGGAUGGUGUCCUCAUGCUGCUGUUCGCUUGAUGCUGGGCUCCCGUAAUAAGGGCGUACCCCAUAAAUAGAUAGAGGACACAGUUCUCAAAGAUGCUGGGCAGCACACAAACACUUUCCCGGCUAAGCGAACCUGUGUGUGUUUCUGACUUUGCUCGCCGUUUGUGCUUCCUGUAUCCUUUACAGCUCCCCGGGAGUGCAAGGAGGAUGAGUUUUCAUGCCAGAACGGAUACUGCAUACGCAGCCUGUGGCACUGUGACGGUGACAAUGACUGCGGAGACAACAGCGAUGAACAAUGUGGUUAGUAGCCAAAUCCCACAGAGAUUGCUAGAGAAGGGCUUGUGUUGAAGGCAGUGGGCUAAGAUUUGUGCAUUUCAGAAUCUUUGCAGGAAGGCUGCUGGCAGUGGGGAUUUAGUGUAGCAGAUAGGGCUGGUUGGUCACUGCUUCCAAGUCAGUGGGUGAGAUCGAAACAAAAAAUGCUCAUAAAGUAUUUGCACAGAGGGAGAAGGCUGGGAAUUACUCUCCAACCAGACCGUUAUUGUAUAUGAUAUGAUGUUAAAGUUGUAUUUAUAUAACCUGCAAAUCCCGCCUUUCCUCCAAGGUGGCAUAUGUGUUCCCCCCACCCCCACCCAUUAUAUUCUCACAACUUCAUGAGGUACGUCUGGCUGAGACCCAGUGAGCGUCAUGAUUCAUGGUGAACCCUAGUCUCCCAGUUCCUAGUCCGAUGCUUCCAACCAUUACACCACACUGGUUACCUCAGAGGAAAUUAAGAUUACACAUUUGAUUAUUCUGGGCCGAGCAAUAGGAACUAUGCUGCAUUCCUUUGUUGCUAUAGGCUGCUCCUGGAAGGUUGGGCCUCUCCCAGACAAAACCCCAUUGUCAUGUUAUCAGCAGCCUUGUGUGAACCUUCUUGUAUUUCUUCAGAAUUCCUGAAGAUCCAUUCAAAAAUUAACCCAUUGCCUAGUACAGUGGUACCUUGGGUUACAGACGCUUCAGGUUACAGACUCCGCUAACCCAGAAAUAGUACCUCGGGUUAAGAACUUUGCUUCAGGAUGAGAACAGAAAUCGCACGGUGGCAGCAGGAGGCCCCAUUAGCUAAAGUGGUACCUCAGGUUAAGAACAGGCCUCCAGAACGAAUUAAGUUCUUAACCUGAGGUAUGACUGUAUUAAAAAGGAAAGAGCACAUAAGCAGUGAGCACAUUUGUGGGCUAGCAGAUGAUGAGUUGGGUGCUGAGGCACCUUCUCAUGUUGACAGGUGGGUCGCCUGAUCAGAGUCUGGUUCCUAGGAGGGUGGGAUGGGAUGGGGGAAUGACCUUUCCAUUGAACUGCUCCUUGUCGUGCCUUGCAGACAUGAGGAAGUGUUCGGACAAGGAGUUCCGCUGCAGCGAUGGCAGCUGCAUUGCUGAACACUGGUUCUGUGAUGGGGAUACAGACUGCAAGGAUGGAUCAGAUGAAGAGAACUGCCGUAAGUAUUCUCUCUCCCCCAAGUCGUACUUUCCACUCUGAUGUCACAUGGUAUCUUUUGUAAUGAAUGCUAGGCAUACGUCAGUUUUCUCUUGAAAUAAGGACCUAUUGUGACUCCGAAGCCUUGCAGUGGUGUAAUAGAGCAUAUAGAUUAGCAGUGCAAAUCUGUGCAGGCAUUUUGCCAAAUUCAUACUCCUGAGCCCAAAGCUCUGCUUAAAAUUACAUCACCCCUCCUCCCUUUGAUAACAGCAUGCAUCUCUUAAGCUUUGAAAUGAUAAUGGGCUGCAGCUAGAGCAGCUGCAGCACCUUUCUUUUCUUUCUGUCUUAAAAGAGCAACGCGUUCUCCCACAAUGAUGUUUUUUAGAGAGACUCGUAAUAAACGCAAAUGGGGAAAAGUCACAUUGCAGUUUAAAAUCCAUAUUCAUUAUUCAAGAAAUACCUGUGAGCAAGGACGAACUUUAAAGGGUCUGAUAUGCUGCUCAAAGAGAAAGCAAUAAGAUUUUUAGUUGCAACGUCACCAUUUCCAUUCAUAUUCUUCCUUGAGUGUUACUCCAGAAACACUUAGGUUAAGGGGAGAGUUGUGUUGGACUUGCCCUUUUCUUCAAAGGCAGGGCAUGUUAAUCACCGCCACCCUCCCAUUAUGCAGGUUGGUUAUCAUUAAUAACAUUUCUUCCAAGGAGCUCAAAUUGACAUACACUGUUCUCCCCCUCCCCAUUUUAUCCCCACAACAAUCCUGUGAGGUAGGUUAGGUUAUGAGACAGGGACGGAACCUGGGUCACCCAGUGAACUUCAUGGCUGACACUGGAUUUGAAACCUGGGCUCCCAGUUCCUAACACUGACCUGCUGCCCCUGUAGAAGCGGGGGGGGGGGGGGAGGGAUAAACCACUCUGCAAAGUUUUCAACAUCUGCAGCUAAACCAAGCUACCAGCCACGUUCUCUUACUCAUAGUUGUGUGUAAAAGUUCUCUGUGUUUCUAAAUUUGUGAGACUAAGAUGGCUGCAAUCCCCUGAGCAGCCUGUAUCUUUUGAUACGAGCUAUUGUUGCUCUGUUGGUAGGAAAAAUUCAGCUAACCUUUUGCUACCACUUAAGAAAGUAGUGCUGCUUUUUUUCUUUUAAGUUAGUCUAUUUGUUUUCUUGGUCCCAUAAAAGCCACCAUGUUAUUCAUUUUGUAUAUCUCUGGUAUCUCUUGGCAACUUGAGGUUUGUUUCCCCUAUCUGUUUCCUGAGCGCUGGGGCUUUGAACCACACCUUGAGCAAAGAUUUUUGUGAGCACGGGAAAGCGGCUCAACUUUUUGGGGUGGGCGGGUGGUGGAAGAGGAUCUACUUUAAUUUGUGCCAAAGAUUCUGAGGAAGCACUCUCGAUGAGUUCCUUCCCAGGACUUUAGCCUUGGCUGCAGCCUAUGGAAUCAUCCCUCCCAUAAUCUCCCUUUGCUUGGGCCUUAAAUUUUAUCACCAGUGAGUUAAAAGAUUUUUGGAGUUAGCUGCUGGGAGUAUUGGGGGAGCUGGCUGUAGCCUAUUGUGGGGUUGCCUGUCAUUUAGCGCUUUUUAUCAGGUUUCUGUUUCCCCGCUUACCUCUAUGUCUGAGCAGUAGCAAUGGCAGAACUCUCUCUCUUCCUCCUCCUCCACUUCUGUCUCAAGGGCAUUUUGCAGAAUUUGUUCUAGAUAGGAGGAAACUUCAAAAGGUCUGGGGGUGGGGGUGGGGAAGACGACCGGGGCUGCCAGCUCCUGAAGGGCAAGGGUGGGGAACGGUGUUGUGUGGGGUUGUCUUUUAUCUCCCCAGAUAAUAAGAGCUGGCCAGCAGCCAAAGCUGCAAAGACUUCUGAGCCAGGAAAAAGGCUCUGAGAGAGAAAGCCAACCUCUCUCUUUCUCUCCUGUUCAUUGGCUGGGCCUUCCCUCGCUGGUUAUUAAUAAACAUCCAUGCCUCAGGGAUGGGAGAGGAACGAAACUCAAACGUUGCCAUGUUUAGCGGCAGGGUAAAAGAGGGAUUAGGAAAGGUAUCUUCUUAGGCCUGGGUACUUCUUAAAAAUCUGCCUUAAUAGCUUUUUAAAAAAACACACCCAAGGUGAGUAGUGUUUCCUCCUUUUAGAAAGGUGUAGCCUUGCUACAUCAUUUGUGUUUCUCUGCCCCCAAGUUCCCCAUCCCUCUUGGUUAGUAUUUGCAAUGGAAAAAGAUACAUGGCCAGAACGGUUGACCCUAAGCAUCGUCUGGACCAGAGGUGAUGAGCAUGCACGGAGCUUUUAGGCUCUACCCUUUUCCCUACAACCAGAGCCACAUGCAAAACAUUGGCUUAGUGGGGAGGGAGGACGCAAGCACUUCAAAUUGUGGAGCAGCAUGUGUGCGACCCCAGGAUUUGUUUGUAGUACCAGAACCAAGUUGAAUUUUUAAUGCAAAAAUAAAAAAUAAAAAAAUCUACUCUUUGAUUUUCAUUCACACCAGGGUUUCAUUCUUUCAGCAGUCUAAUUUAGAGAGGGAGGAGUUUCCUCCCCACUCACGCUGCUAUUGGUAAAUUGGUCAGGAGUCAGAUUUACUGAUCUUCUGCUGAUCACCAGAAGAUGUACCACUGCCCACCCUUGGUCUGGAGUCCAGCGUGCUAGGCUCUUGGUGGCCGUUCAUUUGCCUUACCUAAUCUAAUGCUGGUGUGUGUGUGUGUGUGUGUGUGUGUGUGUGUGAACACUUGUGCAUCCCCUGCUGUGGCAGUUCUGCUCAGGCUUCCUCCCAGAGUAUCUUUUUCUUUUUGUGUUCUGUGGUUCUGGUUUCUUCCCUCUUUGAAUCUUACAGUCCUGACAGUGGUGCCUGGGCACAUUGUCCCAACACACACAGAAUGUUCUUGUCCUGCCUAAUUCUCCUUGGAGGGCUCUUUUCUGUGCCAUAAAGAAUUGCCGUGGAGAAGGGCUUCAUUGUAAAACCUUUGUCAUAGAUUAUGCUGGGUGCUGCACAGGGUCAGAGUUCUUGGGAAGAAUUCUUACAAUAAAAAAAAGGGAGAGAGAGAGAUGUUCUGGCAUCAUUUUGAAAGAAGCCGAAUUCUUCAAAAGCCUGGCACUGCUCAGGAUGUCUUCUGCUCAGCAGUGUUAGCAAGAUUUAAACUCUCAAAUGUGCCCUCUGCUUUUCAGCCUUAGCAACUUGGCUAACAUCAGACCUUGGCACAGUCAGCUCUUAGGUGUAUAUGGGUGUGGUUCCAGGGACAGGGAAAAUUAUAGCUCUGUGAUGGCCUGGAGCUAUCUCAAAAGGUUAGCCUGCUUUUUGGGAGCCUUUAGAAAACAGCGGGCUCUGAGCACUUGAUGAACACUUGGCAUGCUUGCAGAUCACCAUAAGUCAGUUCACAUUAUGGUUCCCCCAUGGAUUUGCCCAUGUGCUGAAAUCUGCUAUUCUUAAAAUGUGUGAUGUCACACACACACACACACACACACACGCUGCUGCGUCUGCCUGCCCAAAUAAUUCUGUUUUUGUUUUUAAAUGAUAUUUAUUGAAAUUUUUUUAGAAUUACAAAAGAGAACAAAGCAGAAAAAGAGAAAGAAAAAACAAACCACAUCAAACAAUACAAAUUCAAAGAACAAAAAUACACCACAAACACUCAAAAACAAAUCCAUCAUUCUCAAAUCCUCAACUGUCAUUACCUUCUUUCUUUGACCUCCUCCCCCUCCCUUUUUUUGUAUCCUAGUUGUUAAUUGUCGCAGCAAAUCCUUUCCAUAUUUCAUAAUAUUCUGUCAUUACAUUACCUUAAUCUAUUUUAAUCUUAUCUGACUGUAAAGAACCUUAAAGCUUAAGACUUAAAUCUUAUUUUUACCAACUUCCCAUAACCAUAAUAUUCUUACAUAAUUCUUUAAACAUUUUUGCUAAAGCCAAGUAAUUUCGUUCCAACAUUUUUCUAACAUUCAUCAAUUUUAUAAAACAAUCCUAGUAGUAAAAAAAGAAAUAAAAACAAUCCAAUCUUCAUCCAGCGUCCCUUCCUCCUGGUCCCGGGUUUUGUCAGUCCUUAUUAUCCCAUCGAUCUAGCGCAUUAACCUGGUAACCUUGUAUCCGAGGCCCUUAAGUCUCUUCCAUGUCCCUUCCGCAGCUCUUCUUCAUAUUUAUAGCUGUAUUUUCCUUUGUCUCCUGCUCCUUUCACUCGUGGGAACUCCAGCUUAACAAUGUUUUUGACCCUUCUCGACAAAUCAGCCCCUUUUCCAUAGUCCACACUAAACUCCAUGUGGUAUUUAAGAACAUGUUUCAAAAUCCCUCCAAAAUUAAGAGCCCCCACAACCCCAAACAUCUCACGGCCCAUUGCCAGACUUGAAAAGUCCAAACAUCCCUGCAUAGGGUGGUCUAUCAAACACCCCAAUACCAAACCAAACCAAACUUUAUCUUACCAAAUCUUGCUUUUCCAAGUUCAUUUGUCAAAUCCAAAAGCUCAUGUUCCUGCUGGGCCACAGCUCCCUCCAUCUCUGGCGCCCAAGAUUCAGCAACAUCCUCUUCCCUCAUCUGUUCUGUCAGGGCACACUCCUGAUUUAAUUCCUGGGUGGGCUCCAUAUAAUUUCCCACUGCCUGUUCAAAAUUUCUGAUCGCAUCAGUCAUCAAAUCCGUCUUCUCAUAUAGCUGUUCCAGUAGGGCAUUUGUUUUACAGAAAGCACACAACAGAGCUUCUGAAUACAUUGUCCUGCAAGGUCAGAAGUCUAUUCCCACGAUUGUAAUCUGUAACAGCUGCAAGCUCCCAGGAGUUGGUUACAGUUUCACAGUCUCCCUCUAGGGGGAAAACUUCUAUUUGUUCUUUCUUUUAAAGACAAGUUUAACAACAAAGUUUCCUUUUUCAGAUAUUUUGUCAAUAUUUGUUCCUUUAAAAAGCGAAGGGGAACAAUGGAAUCAAUGUUUUUCUUCUUAUAGCUAUCUGUCAAAAACGUUUGUCUCUGGUCAAUGAGCUUCAAAAAACGUCAGUCCUGACACCCCGCUCCAGGAUCAGGACGGUGGAAAGUUACUUUACUUUACACUCACUUCUGCAGGUUUAAACAGUCCGAAAAAAUCCCCCUCUUCUCCUGCUUCCGAAGGGGUUCAACAAUUUUAAAUGAUGAAAGUUAAUCUUUUACAAGCGAUUUUCUGAGCUCUAGUUUGCCAUGUCUUUGCUUUAAUCUAUCUACAAAGAAACGGAAGGCUGACUUCCUGUUUAGACCUUCCCGUUUCAGUGCCAAAUUGAGGUAAACUUUUAAGUCCAAUUUUCCUUUCUGCUCACAAGUCCUUAUUUAAAGUCCAAUUGUCCGAGUUUAAGUACUCACGGGUGAUUAUUUUAGAAGCCAAGUUGUCCCAGGAAAAAGGCAGCCCUCUCUGGCAACGGCUGUGCGGCUUCGCUCCACGGAAGAAGCAGUUGACUCUCAGCACCGCGCCACUUCCCCCUCUUCGCUCCGGAGCCCGUUAGUGGGUUCUUUUGUGGGUUGGGGGGGCGCUAAAGGUGCCCGCCGAGUCCCAUGGUCACAGGCUUCAUCCGCCUGUGCUUUUUGAAAGGGUUCCCGCUUCGCCAUAGCGGAAAAGACCCGUUUCACGUGGAGCUAGUCCCUCCAGAUCAGAGGGAGUCCGCCAUUGCCGAUGGCGCCACCCCAGAAGUUCUCCCAAAUAAUUCUAUUUUUGGUAGCGUUCAUCAGGGUGUGGCACCACUGAACAGCAGCUGCAAGGUUACUUUUCAGGGACAUGAUAUUCCUGCUGCACCCGAAUGUCAGGAGGGGACUGCCUCCUCCAUGACACCGAAAUUUUCAGCAUGCUCAUUGUAUGCACUAUGCUGGCUUUAAUGUGUGGGACCGCUAGGGGCAGUUACCAUGUGGAAGGCCUAGGUAAAUUAGGCAAAUGCCCUUAUGUGAGACCUGAUAAGAUACAUAGAAUCAUAGAAUCAUAGAGUUGGAAGAGACCACAAGGGCCAUCGAGUCCAACCCCCUGCCAAGCAAUGUCUCUGCUGCUGGGCAUGACCACUGCAAAUAUGAGAAAUAUGCCCUGUUUUUCAUUUUUCUGAUAUGUAGUAUUGGGAUUACAAUAGGGAAGUGCUGCAAAGGUUUCAUUCUUGGUGGACACUUGCAAAGCAAUGAACAUUUCGUCCAGAAAUAAAGAAUUGCUGCAGUGCAGGUAAACACUUUUCAGUGUAGUGGCAGGCUUGUAUAUGCGUGAUGCCUUCCUCUUUUGUCUUUCUGUAUUUGAGAAGGGCCACAGUUUAGUGAUAGGUCAUCUGCUUUGCAUACAGAAGGUCCCUGUUUCAAUUCCUGACAUCUUCAGGUAGUGCUGGGACUUCUUGCCUGAAGUUCUGGCCUAGAUUGACCAAGGUGUGACUUGUUUUAAGGCCAUUUUCUGCGUUCCUGUGUACCUUGUUGCUCACAGUGCCAAAAGCACAGGGUGGCUAGCCUUACAUAAGUAUUCUUCAUCCUUUUUUUUAGCAUCAGAUAUUCCAGCAACAACAUGUAGCCUGGAGGAGUUCCAGUGUGCAUAUGGGCGCUGUAUCCUGGACAUCUACCACUGUGAUGGAGACGAUGACUGUGGGGACUGGUCUGAUGAAUCCGACUGCUGUAAGUUACCUGGGGCGAUGGCGUGCUGGGUGGGUUGCUGCAUUGCAUUAAAAAAAAUAAAUCAAUUUCAUUUCUGAGAAGACAAAACUGUGCUGCAUCGAGAAUCCGUAGCUUCUACGCUCAGAAGAAAUAGUACAAAUCCAAGAAUACAUUUGCUUCCAGCGAUUCUGUUUGCAACAAGGGAUUUCCCCAGAAUUAACACUGGGUUGGAAAGGCAAGAAAGGAAAUGUCCUAGGGAACAUGCAGUGGAGGUACCUGGGAUUUACUCUAAUCUGAGCUCAAUAAAGAAUGGAUUGUAAUGCACUGUCUUCCCUUUGCAGCCUCUCACCAGCCAUGCCGCUCAGGCGAGUUCAUGUGCAACAAUGGUUUGUGCAUUAAUGCUGGAUGGAGAUGUGACGGUGACUUUGACUGUGACGAUCAAUCGGAUGAGAAGAAUUGCAGUGAGUGCCUUGGGGCUUGCAGAGGAGGUUUAGUGUAGGGGCAGCAAGGGCGGGUGUGGCCCUGGGGAUAUCAGACAGGGGGCAACUUUCAGUUUUGGAUAAGACACGCUGGCUUUGUUGUUUGGAUUAUAUAUUUGUGUUUCUGUUGCUAAGUAUUCGUUUAAUCUUAGUAUGUAUUCAUUAAUAUGUUUGGCCUAUUAAUGCUUGCAUGGCUAUUCAAAUUUAGGGAUGUUUUGCAAUUAGUGAAUAAUAUUUAAACGUUGCUGUGUUUUAUUAUGUAAACUUUUCUGAUACGUGCUUAUUUGCCUUAUGCCUGGCAUGCUCUGGUCCAUGGGGUCACGAAGAGUCGGACACGACUAAACGACUAAACAACAACAACAAAUUAUUAUUAUUAUUAUUAUUCCGCCCUAUAUCCGGAGGUCUAAGGGUGGUUCACAUAAAAAGAUCACGGUAUAUAAAAUAAGAAAGAGACUUUAUUUAAAGUUAGGGAGGCUUUCCAAUUGGUGAAUUCUACUGAAAAGUUAUCUAAACCAUUUCUGAUGGUGUGAGGCACUUUCGGGUAAAGUGACAUACAAAAAAAACAUGAUGAUGAAGAACAGGUGGAAUUCACUGAGUUCUCUCAUUUUUAUUUCCUCAGCUACGUCUAUGUGCACAGCUGACCAGUUCCGCUGUAAAUCUGGCCGCUGUGUCCGCCUGUCUUGGCGCUGCGAUGGGGAGGAUGAUUGCACUGAUUACAGCGAUGAAGAAAACUGCGAGGAUACAGGUGAAAACUGUGAAAGCAAACCGUUGUGUUGCAGGGUUUUGUGUGUCCCCCACACACAACCCUGCAACCGUUGUGUUGCAGGGUUUUGUGUGUCCCCCACACAUUAGAAUCAGUUCUUAAAUAUUAGAACUGGAAAGGGAGUUCAAUUUGGUUCCAACUACUGGAUGAAGCAAACCAGUAUGUCCUGAUCCUUCAUUUUAAUACUUGCUUUUAGUUAACAAUGAAACCCCAUUGAAAACAAUGGAUCUAAGUUAGUCAUGUCCAUUAACUUCAAUGGAUUUACUCUUUGUGGGACUAGCAUUGAAUACCCCCCAAUGUAUAUAGUAUUACUUCAAGUUACAGUGUAAGUUGAGGCUACUGAGCUAGAUACAGUAGGUUAAUGGUCUGACUUGGUAUUAGGCGGCUUCCUGUAUUUUACUGAGGCUGUGGAAUCUUCUAGAAUGUGACUGCAAAUGGAGAUAAACUAGUAUCCUUACUGUACAUGAAAAUUAGAUUACCUUCUCUUAACUGCUUCUAACUUUCCUUUAUGCCCCUUUAGGAAGUCCCCAGUGUGCCCCAGAUCAAUUUCUGUGCAGAAAUGGACGCUGCAUUGGUCAGAGAAAGCUGUGCAACGGUGUAAAUGACUGUGGAGAUGGCAGCGAUGAGAGCCCUGACCAAAAUUGCCGUAAGUCAGGGCUGCCGUACGUCCGGAAUUUCCCAGACAUUUCACAUCACAUUAGACCAUAGCUAAAAUAAACUGUGGUUUAGUGUGGACAAGAAACAUGCUACCACACACUGCAGGAAACAUAGGUGCUUUGUUCCUCCUCUGCUCCUGCUGCAGUGCCCUGAGACAGGUCACGGUCUGGCUUCUGGUGUAAUCUGAACCUGUGCCCAUGGUUUGUUUCCUGUAAACAGACCAUAAGCAGUAAGCCAAGAGCAAACCUUGGCUUCCACUCAUGGUUUGUUUGGAGAGAAACAAACCAUAAGCCCUGGGUUCAGACAACGCGCCAGAGUGUGGAUUGUUUCCAGCAGGAGUGGAGAAGUAAAAUGCGAGCAACAUGCACCAAUAUACGGAUGGUUCACAUUAAGCCAUAGGUUGUUGUUGCUUUUUUUAAAAACGCUAUGGUUUAAUGUGAUGUGUUAACCUGGCCUUUGUAGGGCUUCUGCAGCAUUUUAGAAAAAAUAAGCAGCUGCCUGGUGAGUUUUCAACUUAAUGUGCUUAUUCUGCAGGUCUUCGGACUGGAGAAGAAAACUGCAACCUCAACAACGGGGGCUGCGCCCAGAAGUGCCAAAUGACUCGAGGGACGGUGCAGUGUACCUGCCACACAGGUUACAGGCUCCUGGAGGAUGGGAGGUCAUGUCAAGGUCAGUAGCCUCAUGCCUUGGGCCAUCUGUUGGUAGAAUCAUGCAUGUCUACAAUAUGAGUGGAUGUGGAAUUUAGAUUCCUGCUCAGGCCUCUGCCCCAGUGCUGCCAGGACCGGGGUUUAAACAAGUGUAGGGCCAACGACGUAAUUGCUCUGGGACUCAUGUGCUGUUUGCCCACUGGGUUCACUGGGCUGAAAGGCCUGUUGGUCUGAGCUCUUAAGUUCUUAGCUCCUCUCGCAACCUCUAUCAUAUAGUGAGCUGAAAAUUAACAAGUGUGGAAUCCAGAGCAUAAGGAAGAGCUUUCCAGUCCCUUUUGCAUACCUGAAUACUUUCUUCCUUUUCCCUUCUUCAGACGUGAAUGAGUGUGCAGAGGAAGGCUAUUGCAGCCAGGGAUGCACCAACAACGAGGGCGGCUUCCAGUGCUGGUGUGAGCAAGGCUACGAACUUCGCCCCGACAAGCGCAGCUGUAAAGCCCUGGGUAAGAAGGGAUUCUCUGCUCUGGUUGGACGGUCACUACCUAAAAAACACAACCGUGCCUGAUGCGAUGUUGUCAGCUUAGUUUGGCGCUUCAGCUUUUAUUUGGAGUUCAAUCCUGAGUUGCUGAUUGCACCACAGAAUAAGACCCAUGCUCUUUCUUUAUCUCCUCCCUGCCUGCAUGCUCCUGUUGAAAACAGAAAAUGGAUGUGUUUGGUGGCAGUGGUGGAGCUUUAUGGCUGUGCUUUGAGCAUUUUAGCAGGCAGUUGCACAUCUGGGUAAGAAGCAGCAGAGUGGGUGUCAGGAAGCCUGGCAUGAAGAGCACGAUUGGAUUUUUAGUGAAUGUUUGCUUGUCAAAGGCUUUGAGGUGGCUGAGCCAAGAGAUUUGCAGUGCUCAUGUGAGGCUUUUUUGCUAGGAUUUAGAUAUGCUGAUUCAUCUGAUUCCUGAGAAACCACAUGGCAGCUGUGCCAGUCCCAUCAGCAAGGGCUGCAGAUUCUGACUUGAUCAAAACAGAGGAGUUACGGGAAGAGAGGGUUGACAUGGGUGCUGUGGCCCAUAUGCAACCCCACCCCAAUAGGAAAAAAUUUCACAGAUUCCCUUCCCCACAUUUCAGACUGAGUUUAUAAGGAAGGAGUUGAAAUGGAAGGCGUCUGCUGAUUCUGUAUCGGCAGAGCAUUCCGGAGGGCUGGGCCAAUGACACUAAAGGCUCCGUUUCUUGUUAUUGUCCAGUGAGCCUCGCCAACAUGGGGAGCAACCACCGACUCUCCUGCCGACAUUCUCAGCGAUCAAGCUGGGAUAGAAGGGUUCAAGAGAUCCCUGAGGUACCCUGGACCUAACUUGUUCCAGGGCUUCGGAAAUUAAUACAAGGACCUCGAGGGGCAACCAGGACAGAUGUUUUAGCAAUGGCAUUGGCAGGGAUCCCCAUCGCCAGUCUGGCCACUACAUUCGGCUGGAGCUUCUGAACCAGACCCAAGGGCAGCCCCACGUAGAUUGCAUUGCAGUAGUCCAGUCUUGAGGCCACUGACACAUGUACUACGGUGGUCAGGCAACAUCCUGAUAUUGGUACAGAUGUUCUUGUUAACAUAUUUCUCUGCGUGUAUUUCCCUGCAUUGUCUUUAUGACAGUGAUGGCAUCCAGUCUUACCAGCCCCCCUUCCUUUGUCCAUGUCCUUCAGGACCGGAGCCUGUGUUGCUUUUUGCCAAUCGGAUUGAUAUCCGGCAGGUCUUACCCCACCGGUCAGAGUAUACCUUGCUGCUGAACAACCUGGAGAAUGCUAUCGCCCUUGAUUUCCACCAUAGCAAGGAGUUAGUCUUCUGGUCUGACGUCACACUGGACCGCAUCAUGAGGGCUAAUCUCAAUGGCAGCAACGUGGAGGAAGUGGUGUCCACAGGGCUGGAGAGCCCAGGUGAGCGUCUUUGAGAAUUUCAGAGUCACAGGGAAUAGAAAUACAUUGAUGGCAUAUACUGAAGCGGGGAAUGAUGAAUCUCUAGGUCAAUAAACUAGUGGUUUUGCUAGUGUAGUGCAGCUUUGAUUUGACAAAGCAUGGCGAAGGAAGGACUCUGCUCCCCUUUUCCUUUAGUUGCUUCAUGUGAUUCUCUUCGUUGCACAGAACACACUAAUCACCUUGACUUCCCUUCUGUUUUGUGUCCCAGGUGGAUUGGCCAUUGACUGGAUCCACGACAAGCUGUACUGGACAGACUCUGGAACAUCUCGCAUUGAAGUGGCAAACUUGGACGGCACCCACCGGAAGGUGCUUCUCUGGGAGAACCUGGAGAAGCCUCGCGCAAUUGCCCUUCACCCCAUGGAGGGGUGAGUGAGGAGGGGUUGGUUUUCAGGAUGGUGGUUCCCAUGUUAAUUUAUUUGUCCAAACAUACUGAACUGAAACUGGCCAAGCUGACCUGCAGACAAAACCAGCUGGAGGUUCCAACUGGGGUGUGUGCGGUUCUUCUUCUUUUUUGCUAAUUUCCCUUUCACACCUGCACCCAACCCUCCAGCGUGGCUUUUCAGAGGGCUGCAGGCGAAAAUGAAAUUUGCAAAAAUAAAUAAAUCCUCUCCCUUGCUCCAGCAGCAGGAGCAUCUGUUGAAUAGAGUUCUGCUCAUGAGAACUAUUGUACUAGCAGUGAAGCUGUUCCCAUUCUCCUAGGCCUCAUGAGUGCUCCUGAACACCUGAAUGCAUAAUCUAUUGUCAUUUUGCCAUAGAUAUGCCUGGUUGCUUUUCACCUAAUCCACGAAGAUCCCAUAUUUCCAGCCUUUACAACUUUUCUCUUCUCCAAUAGCACCAUCUACUGGACAGACUGGGGAAAUACUCCUCGCAUCGAGUACUCCAGCAUGGAUGGCUCCAAUCGACGCAUCAUUGCUGACACUCAUCUUUUCUGGCCAAACGGGCUAACUAUUGACUACGCAGGGCAUCGAAUGUAUUGGGUGGAUGCCAAGCAUCACGUUAUUGAGAGGGCUGACUUGGAUGGACAGAACAGGAAGGCUGUUAUUAGCCAAGGUGAGAUAAUGGAAUGCCCCUCCCUCACCAAAUUUGAUUGGCGGCAUUGAGCCUAAUGGGUUUUAGGUGCCUUUUAAAGUCAUAUCUUUUCAGUUUGGCAUUUGGAUAAAUUGUUUUGAAAUAGAGUAGAAGCUUGCCCUUGCUGAUUCUGAUUUGCUGUUACGGAUUUUGAUGAGUUUUUCCAAUGGUUUUUAGCGUUGUGUUUAUUACUGUACAGUCAUACCUCAGGAUAAAUAUGCUUCAGGAUAAGUAUUUUCGGGUUGCUCUCCGUGGUGACCCGGAAGUAAUGGAGAGCAUUACUUUUGGGUUUCGCCGCUACACAUGCACAGACGGUUAAAAUGACUUCACGGACAUGCGCGGAAGCGGUGAAACGCAACCUGCGCACGCACAGACGCAUCUUACGUUCUAUUCAGGAUGCGAACGGGGCUCCGGAACUGAUCCCGUUGGAAUCCGGAGGUACCACUGUACUAGGAUUUCUUAUUGUGACUCGCUCUGGGAUUGAGUUCAACGGAGAGCAGGGAAAAAGUGGCUCUGAUGAAAUAAUGAAUAAGGACAGUGGAACUGUUGGCCACUGGACUUCCAGUGCUAAGAAACUACAGACACAGUGCACACUCUGCCUGUGUCUUGCACAGUUAAUUGUAUGAGGCAGAGUCAGCAAUGAGAGAGGCUGCUGCCCAUCACCUUCACUAGUCAAAGUGAAGUUUAAGCUCUCGAGUCACAUAGAAUAGGAAUGCACUGUAUGCAGUUUGUUCACAGCUCUGAUCUAAGCUAUACUUACUUUCUAAAAUCAGCAGUCAUGUUUCUCCUUGGAGUGAGCUUCAUCUCUGUCUUCUCAGCUCAUGACUUGGCCAUGCUUACUCCUUUAAUUGGAGACAGUUCUGAGUUAGGGGUAGAAGCACUCAUUGGAAAGAGUGGUAUUGUUUUCUCUGGAGGCUAGAAUAAUCCAUGUGCCUUUACUGCCCUCUUGCUGCAGGCCUUCCACAUCCGUUUGCCAUCACGGUGUUUGAAGACAGCUUGUACUGGACAGAUUGGCAUACCAAGAGCAUAAACAGCGCCAACAAGUUUACUGGCAAGAACCAGGAGAUCAUCCGUAACAAGCUCCACUUCCCCAUGGACAUCCACACAUUGCAUCCUCAGCGCCAACCAGCAGGUAACUUCAGAAGGAAAAGGGCUAUGGUGAUUAGCGCCUGCUAUCCGGAGACUCUCUUGGGCCAGAUUCAGCUAAUCAGUCCUGCUAGAAGAUGCCAGCACAAGCUCUUCUGCUAGUGUAACAGGGCUUUCCCCCCCCCUCCUCCUUCUCCUUUCUUCCACAUUUGACAUGCGAGGGGUGGGGGGUGGGAUCAGGGGAACUCCUAGAGCAGAGUUUGGGGGCAGGGAGACAAGGCGAGAUGGUUCCAUCUGGCAAGCUGAAAUGCUUGUGUUGACGGAAUGGUCUUUUUAGUGGUAUGUUGAACUCCUCCCAUUGUAUUUGCACUGACGUGGUUAAAACAUGGAGCUUGAAAAGAAUAGCUAUCUCCUGUUGUUGAGAAACAUUUUUAGAGUAUGUGUCCUGUUAGGUUAAGUUUCAUUAAAUUAACCCCUAUCAAAAUAAAUGUGGGGUGCUUUUGGACCUCUCAAACCCUCCCUUUUUAUUUUCCAGCUUAUUUUAACCUAGAAAAAUGGGUAGGCUUUAAAGGUCCAAAUCUUGACUCUUGAUUCUGAAUGUUUGGGCAGAGCAACUUCAGGGAUCAUGGUCACAUGAGCUAUCUUUGAAGACCCAAAGCAGCUUUUCCAAAGCAUGCCCUUUUGAAGCCCUGAAUCUUUCCCAAACACUAACUAAAGCCUUUGCUUUCUCUACUAGUUUCCUUAUAUGUGGUUGUUUUUGGCUAUUUGAGCAGGGAGAAACCGUUGCGGAGCCAACAAUGGGGGCUGCACUCACCUGUGCCUACCGAACAACACGUCGUAUACCUGUGCUUGCCCCACAGGCUUUCGGAAGACCAGCAGCCACACCUGUGCUCAGAGUAAGUGUGAUAAAGAAGAGCUUUUACACCUUGAUAAGUGUCUGUGCACACGCACGCACAUGCAUGUGAGAGUGAGAGAGAGAAAGAAAGAGAGAGAGGAGGAGGGUUCCAGACAAAACAAACAGAAAAAAGGCAUAUUCUAUACUAUGGACGAUCAGGGAAAGGAUUGAAAGUAAAAUGGCAAUAUUGUGAAGUGUUUAUGUAAACAAAAUGGGUAGUAUGCAAAGUGCUUAUGUACAUUGAUGGCAGAGCUGCCUUUUAAAUGUUGUGUUGGAUUCUGGUUGAAUCUAUAAAAAAAUACUAUAGAGAUGGAGAAGAUACAGGAGAGAACUUGCAAAAUGAUUGGUGUAACUGAGCCCUAUAUGAAAAGGUGAAUAUGUUUGAAGGUUUUUCGCUUAGAACAAUAAAAGACAGCUUUGUGGGGAUUUUUGGUUAAAUUGAAAAGUGGGUUACAUCACAAUAGAGAGAUAGAGAUGGAACACGACAUGAGUUUGUAAAGUGGUGUGGAGAAUGUGGAUAGAGGGAAUGCUUUUUCUCUUACGUCAUACUAGAUUUCAGGGUCACCUAAUGGAAUCAGUCAUGAUUCGAGACAGACAAAAGACACAAUGCGCAAUUCACUUAUGAAAUAUACUAUCACAUGACACUUGCAUAGUUGUUUCUUAAACAGGGUUCAGACAAAUUUUAUACUGAAUUAUACUGUUCUGUUUCCAUGUGGAAAGGAUUCACCUGUUUUAUACUUUUAACAGUUUUAUCUGUUUUAUAAUGGUGUAUUCUGUUGUUGCCUGCCCUGGGACCUUAAGGCAAAGGACAGAUAGGAAAUCGUAUAAAUAAAUUAGUAAAUAAUUUAUGGGGCAUAUGUUUAUGAACAGCUCCUAGCCAUGACACUGCUGAUUCAGAAGCAGUAUACCUCUGAAUGCCAGUUACUAAGGCGAAUUUGCUUUCAAGCCCUGCUCCUGGGCUUUCCAGAAGCAUCAACUUGGUCACUGUGAGACACAGGAUACUAGGCUUGAUGGACUGAUCCAGCAGGGCCCUCACAUCCUUAUCUCUUAUUUAUAUGGGAGACUGGUGAAAGGAUGCUUCUCCUCUUUUUAGAAGGACUGUCAGCCCGCUUUCAUUUUGUGUCAGACUUGCUGCCCUUGGGGAGAUGCUUUCCCAGCAGCAAGUCCUCCUCUGUCCCCAUCCCAAGAAUCCUGCCAACGGCAGAUGCGUACAGCAUCCUACCCACUUGCUAGCUAUGCAUUGUCUGUCCUCCACUAUGUAGGAUACACGUAUCAUAGAAGUCCAUGCAAAAGGGGCGUGGAUGCAGCAGAGCUUAAGACGUAACGAGAUAAUUUUCUGUUGUCUGUUACCAUGUUGUUGAACUUAGAGAAAUUAAAAGAAGACCUUUCGACCUUUGAUCAGGUCUUGACAAGUUCCUGCUUUUUGCCCGAAGGAUGGACAUCCGUCGUAUCAGCUUCGACACAGAAGACCUGUCUGAUGCCGUCAUCCCCUUGGCCGAUGUGCGCAACGCAGUGGCCCUGGACUGGGAUGCAAAGGAUGAUUACGUCUACUGGACGGACGUCGGCACUGAUUCCAUUAGUCGGGCAAAAUGGGAUGGAACAGGACAGGAGGUAAUGUGCUUCUGGGGUGGCGAGGCACCACACAGCAUUGUUUUGGAAAUUUAAGCCUUUUCGAAGAUGAAUAUUUCGGUUUGAUUGACUUCUCUGUAUUGCUGGCUUGGCUGCACACCGGCAUGCGCACGCCACCUUGCAAGUGCCUGUGGGCGGCUAAUGCAAUCAAACAUUGAAAUGAGGGCAUCUGCGCCGUCCAAUAAAUGAGUGAAAUGAAGGUAGCUAGAAUAUGAUCUAGACUGUCAGGAGAUAAUUAGAGUGUACCUUUCUCAAACAGCUGGGACAAAUUAAAUUUUAAGUCUCGCUAGCGCACAUCAAUUCUCUAAUCAUCUUUCGCGUGCGCCCACAAUUUAUCAUCGAAGCAGCCAGAUGAUGGCAUGCUACGUCUUAGUUUGUUCUGCAUCCAUCUCUUUGACGUUGAUACUCAGUUAUCUAUGAACAUCCAUUUGUAGUUGAAUGUGGCUAGUACAAGUUUCUGCUGCUGAGCAGGAUCCAGCAGCAAAUCUGUUAAGGGUACCCCUCUCUCCCCCUAAGAUUCCUUCUUGCUUUUGUUUCUUGCUAGGUUGUGGCAGAUAGCAGCCUGGAAAGCCCUGCUGGUCUGGCUGUGGACUGGGUCACCAACAAGUUGUACUGGACGGAUGCAGGUACUGACUGUCUAAAACCACCUUAGUCUCUGGAGCAUUGCCUCCUAAAUCCUAACUGGGCCAUACCAAAUAAUGCAUAUUUGGAAGUAUGAACAAUAUCCCCUCCCCCACAGACAAAUUGGUUGGCAUAUUACAUCCUUCUAUGGACAUGCAGUGCUAUUCUACAUGGAUUGUUCUCAGACAUCACAAUAAAUCUGUGGUUUAUCAGCCAUGCCCCCGCCCCCCUGGGUUUGGUAGCUUCCCGCUCCUGUCUCCUCCCCCAGCUUGGUUGUCAGGAUAAUAAUGAAAGCUUCCUCUCCCAAAUUCUAUUACUUUAAUGUGUCACAUCUGAACUGUAAACGGUUGUUAAUCUUAACUAUGGUUUGUUGAAACAAAUUGGAUUAAUAAACUGUGGUUUGAAGUUGGCUGUUUUGAAACAAGGUUCAUCAGUUUUGUAAGGUUUGAACAGCACAGCGAGUUGUGGUUAAUCAAAAAUGGGCCAAACACCUUGUGACUAUGUUGGGAGGCGGGGGAUAGCUCAGGGGUAGGCGAGACUCAUUUUCUUCCCAUUAAAAAUUAAAGCAUGGUGUCCAGAUGCAGCUUUGCUGCUUUCCUAGAAAUUCAGGGAGUAUGAGCUCCUGUUUAAUAAUCCGAGAAAGUAAAGUUCUGAAAUAGGAAAUUUCCACAGGAUGUUCUCAAUGGCCGCACAAAUGUCCUUGCAUGACAUUUCAAACAUCUUGCCGUGCACCUUAUUCUUAUAUGGAUUUGUUUGUAUAGACCACAGAAUUAAAGCUUUUCCUCAAGCCGUUUCAGACUGUGGCUUGAGGGCUGCAUGUUUGGAUGCUUCCCCAUUGGGGAAGCAUGAUUUAUUUUCUCUGCAUGUGGAAAAUAAAGUAUGCUCAGGUACAGAGAUGAUCCAGCUUCCAUUUGUCCCUGGCAUGCUAUUUUUCUAUGCACAGAGGUCUCUCUCCCCCCCCCCUUCAUGGUGUAGUGUUCAAAACAUGCAGCCCAUCACCUGCAGCCUGAAGUGGUACAGUCCAGGAAAUGAUUUACAUUUAGCUAUGCUAAUAGCACCUGUUCCUCUGUUUCACUGAUUUUAAUGGAAGUUGCUUCCGAAGUAAGCUUGCUUCAAAAUGCAGCCUAGUUGACUGAGAGUUUGUACAGAUGUGGAGUGGGAUUCUAAAGCAAACAUCUCAGGGUCGCUGAGCAAUUUAGCUUGCUGAUACUUUCCGUUUGGGUGAUGGGAGUGAAGUGGAGACUGUACAUUUGUAUAGAUGUUUCUCUUUAAUGGUCUCCCCUAUGACUCUGGAGGCUUAUGGUCUUUCCAUCCUCUUCCUCUAAUCUAUGCAGGAACAGACCGGAUAGAGGUGUCUAACACAGAUGGAACUAUGCGGACUGUACUGAUCUGGGAGAAUCUAGACAGACCCAGGGAUAUUGUGGUGGACCCUGUUGGAGGGUGAGAAGCUGCUUUCGCAGGAGUCUGCAUAGCAGGGUCUCCUUUGUGCUAUUGUGUUUAAAUUUUCCAUGGCAUUGCCCUGCGAGGUCCCUGCUGCAAUUCCUGAAAGGUUGGGGGGGGGGGCUGGACGCUGAUGUAGCUGGCUCUGCUAAAACAGCAGGACUGGGAGCGAUCAGACUGCCCUAGUCCGGCCACCCUAAUGCAAGGCUCCUCCUCCUUAACUCCUCAUGUGCAAGCCAAGAGCAGAAGGGGCCAAAGCAUACCUGAUCAGAGUUGCCUGUAGGACAAGGUUCAGUAAAAAUGUAAAAGAAACGAACAAAAGCCAAAUAAACCACAUUGGUCUUUAACUAGUCUGCCCUUAUCUGACCUGGAGUUUGAAAUGUUCUUUCUGGUGGCAAAUAGGGACAUAUCUUAGUUCGCCAAGGUCCCACAGAAAGAAAAAGAAACCCAUUCCUAGCUUUUUAACAUUGAUAGCUCAGCCAGUAGAGCAUGAUACUCUUAAUGUCAGGGUCAUAGGGUUGAGCCCCAUGUUGGGCAAAAGAUUCCUGCAUUGCAGGGGUUAGACUAGAUCCCAACUCUAUAAUUCUAUGGCCUUCACUUUUUAGGAAGGGCUGUAGCUCAUUGGCAGAACAUCUGCCUUGCAUGCCAAAGGUCCCGAGUACCAUCCCUGGCAUCUCCAGUUUGCACUGGAAAAGUCCCCUGCCUGAAACCUUGUAGAGCCACUGCCUAUCAGUGUAGACAAUAGUGAGGCUAGGUGGACUAGUAGCCUGACUCUGCACAAGGCAGCUUCCUAUAUUCCUGAUGCUCUGUCUCUGGCUAUGGCCAUUUCAUAUUGCUUACUGUCACUACCUGGAAGGAGACAUUGUGAGAAAGCAGUGCAACCCAGAUUUGCCUACAAAAACAGACUGAAGAGAAACUGUGUUGUCUUACUUUGCUGAAGUUCAUGGAAUGGUCUGAUGGCACGUGGAAGUUCUGAACUACUGCUGCUUCCAUAGAUUAGGAGUGAAAGUCUUGAAAUUCUAUUGCCUCAUUUUUGCAGAAAAGAGAAGGCCCACAUAAUAAUGGGAUCUCUUGGCAGCCUUUAUUAUUAUUAUUUUACUCUUCCUUUGCAUGGAGCCUUAAAGUAGGGCGUUUAGAUUCUGGUUUAGGAGAGCAGUCCCUAUGAAAGUUGAAAGCACUUGCCAGUUCGUUUGUGGAGCUCAUUGGCAGGGGGAAAUAAUUCUGCCGCUAAAGGAACAGAAGUCAUGUGCAGUUUUGUGUGUGCGCAGAUUCAUGUACUGGACUGACUGGGGGGCUAACCCGAAGAUUGAGCGUGCGGGCAUGGACGCCUCUGACCGCUUGGUGAUCAUCUCUUCCAACCUGACCUGGCCCAAUGGACUAGCCAUUGAUUAUGAAUCUCAUCGUCUGUAUUGGGCAGAUGCCGGCAUGAAGACAAUUGAGUACGCUGGCCUGGAUGGCAGCAACAGGAAGGUAAGAAACCCAAGGUGAAUCGAAGGCUUCUGGGAAAGGUGUUGUAAAUAGGAAUUGCUUGGGGAUUAAUAAUAAUAGUAGUAGUAGUAAUAAUAAUUAUAGUAAUAAUUUUUUAUUUAUACCCCACACAUUUGGCUGGGUUUCCCCAGCCACUCUGGGCGGUUUCCAACCGAAUAUUAAAAACAAUACAGCAUCAAACAUUAAAAACUUCCCUAAACAGGGCUUCCUUCAGUUGUCCUUUAAAAGUAAAAUAGCUGCUUUUUGCCUUGACAUCUGGUGGGAGGGUGUUCCACAGGGCAGGCGCCACUACCGAGAAGGCCCUCUGCCUGGUUCCCUGUAACCUCACUUCUCGCAGCGAGGGAACCGCCAGAAGGCCCUCGGCCCUCGACCUCAGUGUCUGGGCUGGACGAUGGGGGUGGAGACGCUCCUUCAGGUAUACAGGACCGAGGCCGUUUAGGGCUUUAAAGGUCACCACCAACACUUUGAAUUGUGCUCAGAAAUGUACUGGGAUGUGUGUUUGCCACUUAGUUCAAUGCAACUUACUUCUGGUCUGCAAAAGGUCUCGGCUGCUUAGGUAAUUAGCCCGAGGGUAGGGACCGCCUUGUUAUUGACCCAAAAAAUUAAAAAUAAAAUAAUGCUUUGAAUUAAUGUCUGUCUGAACCUGCAAAUCAAUCUACUCCUGAGUGAAGAAUGCAUACUGGUAAAAGUACAAGGAGAGAGAUGGAUGCAUUGCUGGGGCUGCCUGCAGCCUCUAGACCGGGGUGGGGAACCUGGGGCCCAGGGGCCAAAUAUGCCCUCCAGGUCUCUCUGCCUGGUCCUCAGACCUCUUCCCAUGCCAUAACCCUCCCUGGUCCUGUUUUACACCCCCUGUGCUUUAACCUGGUUGGAAUGUGUCCUUCAACUCUGAUAAUGUCUUUUGCUUGCCUGCAUGGAGGAUAGAGAGGGUAAAAUACAGGCUACUUGUUGCACAGACCCUUUUUGCCUCUGGCCGCACCCACCAAUUGCACGUGGCCCCUGGGAGGUUGCCCAGAAGGAUAUGCGGCUCUUUGGACUGAAAAACAGCCCCUGUUGCCAUGCCGGCUGUGUGUUGUUACUAAAACUUCUUGCGGGUCUUUGUUUUGGGGACUGACAGGUGCUGAUCGGAAGCAACCUGCCUCACCCCUUUGGGCUUACUCUUUAUGGAGCUCGGCUCUACUGGACCGAUUGGCAGGCAAAGAGCAUCCAGAGUGCUGACAAAAGGACGGGGCAGAAUCGUGAAACUCUGCAGGACAACCUGGAGAACCUCAUGGACAUCCACGUCUUCCAUCGGCACAGGCCUUCAGGUACAUGGGAGGGGAUGCACCAUCCCUUGCUGCUUGGCGUGACCCUAUAGCUAGAGAGCCUCUAUGGGAUGACUGCCUAUUCCUGCAUUGCAGGGGUUUGGACUAUAGACAAUCCUCAAGGUUCCUUCCAACUCUACAAUUCUGUGAUUCUAAGCACCCUGCACCCCAACAGAAAUUUAUCUCAAAAGUACAUGCGAAUGAAUCCUUUGUGACUCAUUUUCAUGGAAAGAGCUCCUCUGUGCCGUUUAUGUUCCCGUGCAUGCUUGUAGAAUUUUGAAGCAUGCUGUUGCUGUUAUCAUCGUCAUUUUUUAUUUGUAUACCGUCUUUCUAUCUUAUAGUACUCAAGGCGGUUUAGAAGCUGAAGAAACAAAAAAUGUACAUCUUAUAACAAUCUAAUGCAAUACAGUGGUGCCCCGCAAGACGAAUGCCUCGCAAGACAAAAAACUCGCUAGACAAAAGGGUUUUGCGGUUUUUGAGCUGCUUCGCAAGACGAAUUUCCCUAUGGGCUUGCUUCGCAAGACGAAAACGUCUUGCAAGUUUGUUUCCUUUUUCUUAACACCGUUAAUACAGUUGCAACUUGACUUCGAGGAGCAACUCAUAGAACGCGGUGUGGUAGCCUUUUUUGAGGUUUUUGAAGACUUUGGUGAUUUUUGAAGCUUUUCCAAAACUUUUCCGACACCGUGCUUCGCAAGACGAAAAAUUCGCUAGACGAAAAAACUCACGGAACGAAUUAAUUUCGUCUUGCGAGGCACCACUGUACAAAAAUGUGAUAAUAAAACAUAACUUUAAAAUAGGCAACCUACAUCAAAAAAGUAACAUUCAACAAUCAUUAGAAUAAUAUAAAAUAAUAAUAUCAAAAUAUAAAAGUUAAACAGAAAUCCACUCAACAGUUAUAAUAAAUAAUAUCUAAACUAUAAUCAAUAAAAUAACGGCAAGCCACAGUACAGUGGUACCUCUGGAUGCGAAUGGGAUCCGUUCUGGAGCCCCGUUUGCAUCCAGAAGCGAACACAACCCGCGUCUGAGCGGGUCGCGACUCGCCGCUUCUGUGCAUGCGCGUGAUGUCAUUUUGACUGCGCAUGCGCGAGUGGAGAAACCUGGAAGUAACGCGCUCCAUUACUUCCGGGUCGCCACAGCGCGCAACCCGAAAAUACUUCUCCCAAAGCUACUUCAACCCGAGGUAUGACUGUACAUAAAACAAUACAAUACACAUUAAGAAGCAGAGACUAGAGGGUAGAGCAAGGCUGGUGGAAGGAGGCCUUGCCUGAUGGAGUCUCUCCCCUCACAGUUCUUCCUCCAGGAACAGCUCCCUUAUGAGGACUCCUAGGGCCGGAGGGUGGGGCAAGGCAGGUGGAAAGAGGCCUUGCCUGAUGCAGUCUCUUCCUUACAUAUUCUGCAUUGGGAUUCUCUUCUUUCUUUCUUUUACAAUGUUUUUAUUGGUUUUUACAGUUUACAUUUUUAUUCAGAUGGGUGUGGUAUAAAUAAUAAAAUUAUUAUAAAUUAUUAUAUUACUAUCAUAAUCAUACAUAUAAAGGAUUCCCUGAAUCCUUGGACUUUCCUCCACCCCUCCAUGGGUUCCAUCAACAUUCCUUUUUUCAGCUGCAUCUUAUAAGAUUCUCCAUUUUCUUAAUAAUAAAAAAGACCUUGUUUUCCCAUAGUUCUUGUCACAUGACAAGUAUUGUUCCAAUCCGGCCAAAGUUUUUAGUUGCUUUCAGUGUUCUGCAAGAUAAAUUAUAAUUUCCCCCCAUUCCUUAGUAAAAUUUCUAUCUUCUUGAUUUCUGAUCUACCCGGUCAUUUCUGCCAUUUCGGCGUAAUCCAUCACCUUUAUCAGCCGUUCCUCUCUGGUCAGGACUUUGUCUUCCUUCCAUCUCUGGGCCAAAAGUAUCUGUGCUGCCAUCAUCGCGUACAUGAAUAGUCUUUUCUGCUCCUUUGGUAUUUCUGCAUCUAAAAUUCAUUUUUUUAAAAAGCUUCAGUUUUUUUCACAAAAGUUAUUUUAAACAUUCCCCCACCCAACUCAUUAUAUAUCAUUUCCCAGAAUGCUUUGGGCUUCUCUGUCUGGCCUUGUCGUGAUGCAUUGUUUUCUUCUCCUUUUUUUCAGUACAUACAGCAUGCACAGUUAAUAAUGGUGGAUGCAGUCAUCUUUGCCUCCUGGCUCCUCUUCCUAAAGGUUACAGCUGUACUUGUCCCACCGGUAUCAACCUACAGCCAGAUGGCAAGACUUGCUUACCAGGUAGGUCUCCUCACAUUCUGCAGCAUCUGGAUCUCUAAUCCCCAGAGCCUGCUCUUGAUAGGCCUCUAGGUACAAAGCCCUACAACAGGGAUAACCAGUGUUGCUGCACCCCAGCUCAAAUCAUCCCUGACCAGUUGGAGUCCAACAACGUCUGGAGGGUGCCACAUAGGCUUGGGAAACACAAAAAAUGCUCUUGGUAUGAAUACACCCACCAAAUAAAUCUUGGCCCAGGGAAACCCAGAUUCUGCAAUCAGAAUAUAUUGUGCACAUUUAAUAUAUGGCAUAAUUAGCAUGAUUCUGCCUGAACAUUUAGGAUUUAUGGUAAAGUAAAGAAUGUCAAAAAGGGACGCGGGUGGCGCUGUGGGUUAAACCACAGAACCUAGGACUUGCUGAUCAGAAGGCCGGUGGUUCGAAUCCCCGUGACGGGGUGAGCGCCUGUUGCUCGCUCCCUGCUCCUGCCAACCUAGCAGUUCAAAAGCACGUCAAAGUGCAAGUAGAUAAAUAGGUACCGCUCCGGUGGGAAGGUAAACGGCGUUUCUGUGCACUGCUCUGGUUCGCCAGAAGCGGCUUAGUCCUGCUGGCUACAUGACCCGGAAGCUGUACGCCGGCUCCCUCGGCCAAUAAAGCGAGAUGAGCGCCGCAACCCCAGAGUCGGUCACGACUGUACCUAAUGGUCAGGGGUCCCUUUACCUUUACCUUUAAAGAAUGUCAGAAGGCAAUGAAACAAAGCAGAUUUGGCUAUUAAGAUAGCCAACGGGGCAAAAGAAACCAAAGGAAUGGUAGACGCGGCUUGAGAUCCAGAAAAGGAAAUAAGAUGCUGUCCCCUGAAAAACAGAAGUCAUAUAUUUUCUGAGGAUGAGAAGUAAUGUAUGCUCAAAGUAGCAAAUUAUAUGCUUGUGCCACAAGAAGCAUGGAAGAUGCACAACCUUUAUUUCAGAGCCCUAGAGCUGUAACUCUUGCUUCUACUCUUUCAUUCCACAUCCUCUUUGUCAUACCAUAUAUGUGGUCUGUAACAGAUCAUCCAGUGACAUCCUUAGCAGAAGUGGUUUUUUUUAAUGUUUGGCAAUUACUAAUUCUUGAAUUGCCUUUCACAUGAGUCUCAAGACAUUUUACAAGCAUACAAUAAAACUACCAAACUUAUUUUUUUUUAAAGCACCAAAAACAAAUAAGAUUCAAAAACAAUAUUUGAAAAUAUCCUUGUUGCUUCUCGGUUAGCUCAGAGAUGGCAUAUUUGAAACUGCUGAGUAGAACAGUGUUAAAUGUGGAAUAUAUUCUUGUCUUCAACUCCGCAGGCAUGACUAGCUUCCUGAUCUUUGCUAGAAGGUCAGAUAUUCGGCUGGUUUCGCUUGACAUCCCGUAUUUUGCCGACGUAGUUGUGUCAGUCAAUGUCACCAUGAAAAACGCUAUUGCCAUCGGAGUGGAUCCUCAAGAAGGUCUGAAAUGUGUCAUUUAACCAUUUUAAGCACUGAUCCAGUGGGGGCUGGUUGGACUCAAAGUCUAACAACAUGUGGAAGCCUUGGGUUCUCUAUCCCUGAUCUAUGAAUUGUUAAGAUGUAGACUGAGAAUUGGUCUUUAGUAAAAAAAAAGAGAGAGAGAAGGAGAAGGAAAAAAGUAGAAAUAUCCCCCCCCCUCCAAAAAAAAUCCCUUAUGCUUUUGGUAAUAAACAUACUAAAAAAUAACUUUUCAUGUAAUGCCAAUACAGUUAUAGCUUCUGUCCUUUUGAAGAGCAUAUCACAAUGUCUUCAUUUUUUAAGAGUAUAUGUUUCAUAAUGCCUGUGAGUGGUGUGUUUCAUCAGUAAAUACCUGCAGUAACAGGUAGCACUGCUGCUGUUGUUUUUUAACUGGGCUUAACGAAAGCACACCAAAAUGGCUUUCCCCAUUAGUUUCCUCAUCUGCUAAUGCUACUUCCUUAAUGCCUAUUUUUAGGAUUUUCUGUGUAGAUGUUGCUGAUGUUCUCCUAUUUCUUCCACAGGAAAGGUCUAUUGGUCGGACAGCACCCUGAGGAAGAUUAGCAGGGCUGCCUUAGAUGGAUCUCAGUAUGAAGAUAUUGUUACUACAGGUAAUAGAUGCUUUACUGGAAUAGCCACUGCUCCAGGCUGCUUUCAGAGGUGGAUUUUGCCGGGUGAUGUGAGCACAGUCUUAAUAGCAUAGUCAGUUCUCUGAAGUUUACUCAUGGAGUACCUAGGAAUAUUUAUGGUAAGAAAUGCCUGGCGAAUCUUGCGGAUGUUUUUAAGGAGGGAAGAUCCUAAACGUGAUGGUUAGCAAGUAGCAAGAAACAAUGACAUCGCUACUGCUUUUUUACUAGGGUUGCAAACCACAGAUGGACUAGCAGUGGAUGCUAUCGGUCGCAAAGUGUAUUGGACUGACACAGGGACCAAAAGGAUUGAAGUGGGCAACCUGGAUGGGUCAAUGAGGAGAGUUUUGGUAUGGGAAAACCUGGACAGCCCAAGAGCCAUUGCCCUGUAUCACGAGAUGGGGUGAGUGCUGGCUGUAGUACGUCUUGGUCAAGGGAAAGGCAGAGGAUGGGAAGACAUGGGAAUAAUUCCCAUGCUGGCUUCUCAGUUGGUUGCUUACUAGCUUUUACUCUUCCUUCAGUUUUAUGUAUUGGACGGACUGGGGAGAGAACGCCAAGCUGGAACAAGCUGGCAUGGACGGCUCCAGGCGCACGGUUCUUAUCAAUAACAACCUGGGAUGGCCAAAUGGAUUGGCUGUGGAUCGAGCUGGAUCACAACUGCUCUGGGCUGAUGCACAUACUGAGGUUGGAACUGCUACAUCCCAUUUUGGGAUGGAGUUCAUAACUUUAUAUCUGAAGGAAGGGAUGGCAUGAGAGGGAUUAAAGAGUCCUUGAGGACUAAGGGAAUUCAUAAGUGCAGGUUCAUCGCUCAGCAGUAGCAGUGGCACACACAUUAAGCCAUAAUUAAUGUCUGACAUUCAGCUGUGGUGGAGCACAAAUGAGCUGCUAAGCCAUUCGCUGUCGUGCAUCCUGCUCAGAAAUUCCCUGCUCUGGUCCUUCCUUGGUCCUCCUACCUGUGCUGUGCCAGGAGCAACAAACCAUGACCCCUUGGCUUGUGUCAAUCUGAACCCAGGAUCAUGGCUUGUUUGCCCGAAAAUGAAGAAUAAAGCUAGACUACCACUUGUGGUUUGCUUGAGACAGCACAAUGCACCAAGACUCAUGGCUUGCUUCUCCUAGUGCAGCUGGGAGCAGGAGCGAAGCAAUGACUUCUGAGCAUUGUGAGCAGUUUAACUGUGUUUUAUCGUAACAUGCAAAUGAGGCCAGUCAUUGCAACAUCUCUUGGUGACUUCCAUAUCAGAAAUCCCUAUCAGGAUUCAAGUGCCAAAGGCAAGGCUUUCAUGUUGCCUGGCGUUAACCUCAAACACUGCAUUUUGAUGGGUAUUGCUCAUGUGUUGUCACUUGAUGAACUGCAGCUACAGUUGCCCAGCGAAGAGAUAACCAAGUAUGCUUGUGAGAUUUUUCUAAUAUGGUAGCUUGGAAUCAUAGCUACCUGGGGCCUUUGUUUUCAGCUUUCUGGGGAUUUUCUCUGUCUCUCAAAAAGGGAAUAAACAUUCCAUCUCUGUCCUUCAGCGCAUUGAGGCUGCAGACCUGAAUGGUGCAAACCGCCGCACCUUGCUUUCUCCAGUACAGCACCCUUACGGCCUCACUCUGCUGGAUUCCUACAUCUACUGGACAGAUUGGCAAACACGUAGCAUCCACAGGGCAGACAAGAACACUGGUGCUAACGUCAUCUUAGUCAGGGCAAACCUGCCUGGCUUAAUGGACAUCCAGGCUGUUGACAGGAAGCACCCUCUGGGUAAGUUUCCCCCAAGAUUUCCAUCAAGCGAAACAUUGUUUGGAGAGUCCUCUUAGAAGUUGGCACCAAGGGGGUUCUUUACUUCUCCUCUGUACCCCCAAGCCACUCCCAGAUACUGUUCACUGCAAUGCUUUAAUUCUUUGCAUUUCUUCUUCAAGGACUUGCGAUUUUUUCACGUCAGAAUUCUUACUUGGCCUUUGUGCCUUUUUUGCAGAUCUUGCUCCGUUCUCUAAUCUAGCCUUGCCAGGCUAUGUGAGCCAGUUGUUGUUGGACUACAGUGCCCAUCAGCCUUGACCAUUGACCAUGCUGGCUGGAGCUGAUGGGAGUUUAGGUCCAGCAGCCUCUGGAGAGCACUGAGUUGGGAAGCCUUGCUUAAUCCUAGCUACUCAAACUUUUUUUAAAAAACCAAUCUACAUUCAAACCACUCAAGCACUUUGAAGCCUUCCAUUUUAUUUGAAUCAGCUGUCUUGUCAUCCUCAGAUUUACAAUCUUCUCAAGUGCCUGUUCUGUGUGUUUAUCUAGUUGCCAGGAGUUCAUCUUGCUAUUUCCCCUGUAGGACUAGGGUUUCCCCACAGUUUGAAACAGCAUUAUUGGUGCCAUUGUGCUGGCAAAUGAUAGUGCAAAAUCGAGACUCUCUUGGCACCUAUCUUGUUGAUCAUUUUGGGGGUGCAGUCAGGAGGUGUUUUUUCUUCAGAGACACUGGCAGGCUUUGCUUUCUGAAGUUCCACCUCUCUGUGGUCCCUUUAACUUUUUAUACGACCCUUUAAAAAAAUACCUGAGGUACACUGGGUAGUAGUAGCCCUAGUCAAGGCCUACAAAUGUUUGUGCCUACUUUUGCUUGAGAAUCUCCUGUUUACAAGGACUGUAUAGGAGAGUACUGAAUUAAUAUGGACCACAGGAAAGUCCAGUCUGAGAGACUUCCUUUGUUUUCCCAUAGGUGCUAACAAGUGUGGAGUGAGGAAUGGUGGGUGCUCCCAUCUCUGCCUGCCAAAUCCUGAAGGCUUCUCCUGUGCCUGCCCUACUGGUAUCCAGUUGAAGAGUGACGAGAGGACCUGCGAUCCUUCUCCUGAAACCUACCUGCUCUUCUCUAGUCGAGGCUCUAUCCGUCGCAUCUCACUGGACACUAGCGAUCACACUGACGUUCACGUUCCUGUCCCAGAGCUGAACAAUGUUAUCUCUCUGGACUAUGACAGUGUAGAUGGCAAAAUUUACUACACAGAUGUCUUCUUAGAUGUCAUCAGGUAGGAACCCAUUAGCUUCCUUUUGGUGCAUUAAUUCAUUAAUUACAUGAGACCUUUCGCUAGCUGGUCUUUGUGUUGCCUUACAAUGUGGUAUUUUAAUAGGCAGAAAUUCUUAUUUUCUUUGGUAUCUACUGUUUUCCAGGCGAGCAGACCUUAAUGGCAGCAAUAUGGAAACAGUUAUUGGUCAAGGACUGAAGACUACGGAUGGUCUAGCUGUGGACUGGGUGGCUAGAAACCUCUACUGGACUGACACGGGCCGCAACACUAUUGAAGUUGCAAGACUAGAUGGCAGCUGCAGGAAAGUGCUAAUUAAUAACAAUCUGGAUGAACCCCGAGCAAUUGCUGUCUUUCCCAGGAAGGGGUAAGUUGGGGGACAACUAGAGGCAGAAUGGGAUGGAGGGAGGAGAGUAGUGCUUGGGCCUAUAGGAGCAUCUGGUCUGUUCACCAAGUAGGCUCCUUUACCAGCAAAGCUUUAUGAGCAAACACACUAUCCAGCCAGUUGUUCAGCUGGGGCACUUUAUCAAGUGGUUGCAGAUUAGAUUGUUGGAGCCCCUCCUGCCUGUGGUUCUGUUCUUGCCUAGAGGUGAGCGUUGCUGGACCAAGAAGAGUUAGGACUACAAUCUGACUCUUAGAACCAGAUGAUCUGUUGGUCUUGUUGAAGAGUUGCAGCUGGCCAGAUGGCUGGAGGAAGAUGUUUUUCAAAAGGCAGUCACCAGCCCUCCCCACCAGCAAAUCUACUCCCUAGUGAGGGGUCUAGUAAGAAGAGACAUUGCAAAUAAUAGCAGCAAAAAGUUUCAGAUGAAACAGCUUCUCCCUUCAUCUCCAAAAAAGAACUACUUGGUGCAGAAGCAGCCUGUGGUUUGUUUGUUUUUUGUGUGUGUGUGUGUGUGUGUGUGUGUGUGUGUGUGUGUCAUCCUGUGUUUGGUUUUUCCCCAGAUACCUCUUUUGGACAGAUUGGGGACAAGUCGCUAAAAUUGAGCGCGCAAACUUGGAUGGUUCUGAGCGCAAGAUAUUGAUCAACACUGACUUGGGCUGGCCCAAUGGGUUGACCUUGGAUUAUGAUACUAGGAGGUCAGUAUAACAGUCCCUUUCCACGUGCAAAAGUCAUUUCUCUGCUUUUAAGGCAGCCUGGAGCUUCUGCAUCACAUCAGUAAAGAAGUGCAAGAAGGAUGGGGAAUCAUUUUCUUUGGGAUGGGAGGUUAUGGUGGAGGUUGGUUUCACUUCUCAUACUUUCUGUUCUUCUAGGAUUUAUUGGGUAGAUGCUCAUCUAGACCGCAUAGAGAGUGCUGAUCUCAACGGGAAGCUGCGUCAGGUCCUGGUCAGCCAAGUAUCACAUCCCUUUGCCUUGACACAGGUACAAAGGACCUUGGUGGGAACUCUGCAAUGUCACUAGAUAGAUGAGCUCCCAAAGAAAUAGUAUAUUUUUUUUAAUUUCUGGGUGUUGGGAGAAGUUGGUGUUCUCAUUCUUCCUCCUGCCAUACACUGGAGAAAUGGUUUUGGUUGAAUAAACUUAUGUUACCUUUCUACAUGGUUUUUGUAUCUUCCUAAUCCUUUAUCUCUUCAUUUCUGAGCAGCAAGACAGGUGGCUCUAUUGGACAGACUGGCAAACUAAAUCUAUCCAGCGAGUGGACAAAUAUUCUGGUCGGAAUAAGGAGACUGUGUUAGCCAAUGUUGAAGGACUUAUGGAUAUCAUUGUAGUUUCUCCUCAAAGGCAGACAGGUAUAUGCAACAAUCUGGGUUUCCUCACUUUAUAUAUAAUGAGAGUCAACAGGGUGCAUCUUCCAAAAUAUAUUCUAAAUGUUUCCUGCAAAAAUUGCAACACAGAGAAUCACUUGUUCAGUCGCGCCCCCCCCCCCCCGCCGCCGCCCACUUGACCACAUCUUCACAUGUGCCUUCAUGACUCUAGGGUGUCAUGGGAGGAAGUGGUUGUGAGAAUAUAACAACUCCAGCUAGUAAGGCUGGUACAUGGAUAAUACGGCAUCAUGGACUUAGGACUGCUGUUGUGGAGUUACACAAUUUCCCUUCAAACUUGGAGGUUGGGUGAAGAUUUGUCAUACUAAAAACAGGAAUAAGGGGAAAUAUUUUUUUAUUUUAAUCUGGGAUAUUAGCUACCCCUCUCCCGUACUGUUUAAAUAAAACAUAGACUGGUAUGCAAAACCUGAGUCGUGCUAGACUGAUAUUGUACUCCAGCCUCAGAAAUCUGUGCCUCCUUUGUUGCUUGUGAACUGAGGUCAUCCAUCUUGUCUCUGAACACCUGUCAGGUUCUUUUAAGACAUCUAGUAGAAUGAAGACCAUUGGUAUUUAAAAUAGGCAUGGGGCAGAAACUUAGAAAUCACUCUGACAAAGCAUCAGAUUCUUUAAAACGUUGCUAUUAUCUACAUAUUAAAAAGCCAGUUUCAAAAGAAACCAAACUCCCAAUAGGGCCUGAUUAGUUUAGUUCUCAAUGGCUCCCAUUCAUUUCUAGGGGAUAUAGUAAAUGGACUGCAGUCUAGGACACAGGUGAGAAUGUCUAGGACAUUCCUUUGUUCAUUCCUUUAUAAGUGAAGGUCUGAUAUUAACUUUCCUUACCCUGUGGGGGGGGGGGGUAAGGAAAAUGGCUGGUUUAGAAGGGCUUUUCAAUAAAUAAGCUUGUGCGUGAGAGGCUUUGGUAAGAAUCAUUAUUCUUGACCAUCAGCCACUGUGUCUUGCUGAUAAGAAUGCGAAGCCCCCACAGUUGAGGACAGAAAACGAUGUUCUUCUGGUGGUAAUGUCAAAUACACUGUUUGCAUCUUUUAGGCACCAACGCUUGUGGAGUCAGUAAUGGAGGCUGCACCCACCUCUGUUUUGCCAGAGCUUCUGACUUCGUUUGUGCUUGCCCAGAUGAACCAGAUGGACGGCCUUGCUCAAAUGGUAAGUUGCUUGAGCUGCAGACCUUCAGACAGGAAUCGCGAUGUUUUUGCUCCUGCUUCAUGAGGACUUUUUCUGUGGCGUUUUUCCUGUGAAACCUAAAUAAGUCACCUUCAGAAAACAGAACAGCCUAGGCGGCAGAAUGCAGUCUAGUCAAAGCAUUCAGAUCAGUGCAAGAAAUCAUUAUCCCGUCUCCUCUGGACUUGGGCUCCUUAUGAAUUUGAAAACUUCUCUUUGAAAUUCCCUUCCGUUCUCCAGAUGUCCCAGAUGCAUAUUUUAGCAUUCUGGAUGGGUCUCUGACGAAUACAGUUCAAAGCAGUUCGUUGUAUUUCAUUGGCACUUUGUGUGCAGUAACUUUAAAAAUGUAUGUGCAUAUAACAUCGGGGAUGGUUGGAGAUUGGCAAAAUAAGAGCACGCCAAUAUUUUCUGCUGCUCCCAUACAGGCUGUAGCAGCCCAGUUAACCACCUGUAGCUACACUGCAGUUUUUGUUUUCUUAGGAGCAGAUCACUGUUAGAACCACAGACAGAACCUUAACUGCCUGCUGCUGCGUCUGGGGGAACAGAUUGCAGUUUCUGCAUUUCUGCAAGCUGCGUUUGGCUUAAUUAUCUCCCCUUCCUAAGCUUCUGUUUCCCUUUCUCUUUGCGUUCUGUGUAGUUCCUGGCAUGGGGCCUUCGAUUCCCGAGACCACUCGUGCAAGCAAAAAGAGCCAGACCCCCGCUGGUAGAUCUGGCUCUUCGACAACCAAACCCCAUAUAUCUUUGGAAACGACAGAAGCAAAGUGAGUGGCUUUAAAAGAUGAUUGUGACGAAAGGUGGUGCCGAGUUCCUCACUGACUCUCCUGCCCCAGCAAGGAGGAAAGAGACUAUGCAGGAAUUUUUGCACUUCUUAAUAGGAUGGUGAUAUUGGGGGGGGGGGGGCAGAGCUGUUCCAUUCAUGUGUACUGUUCAGCUACUGUAUUCUUUCCCCCUCCUGCAUGUCAUAUUAAAUGUGAUUCAAAAACACAUUGGGCAUCUGGACCACCCUUCCCCAAUCUGAUCUGUUGUCAAACCUCAUGUCCAGCUGCCUCAGUUGGGUUCAUUCUACUUGGCCAGAAGUUACGUUGCAGAGGUUUGGACUAGAUGACCCUUCCAACUCUUAAUUCUGUGACCUUUCACUACUUUCCUUUUCCCCCUGUGUAGCUGCUCUGACAAAAAGGUUGGCCAAGGCUUGUGCAGCCGAGCAAGCGAAGCUGUGCCGGCAACCACUGGUGAGUUUUGACAUUAUCCCGCAUUGCCCCAGGCUGCACCAGAUCUUUCUAUGUAUCAUGUUGGAGGCCCAGACCCAAGACCGAUAAACAAUAGCGUUACCAAGGCCUCAGUGUGGGUUAAAUGCAUGCAGAUUUAUUUUGGCUCAUAGCAAAGUAGUCAUGCGUUUGCCCAGCUACACACCCACUGUAGCCUUCUGGAAUGGAACGACUCAGCAAAUUUUGACUUCUAGUAAGGAGAUGUUGGUGUACAAGGGAGGGAGGGAGGGAAUCAAACCACUUUUAUUGCGAGUCCAAAUACUGCAUGAUAUAAUUUGGUCUUUGCUUAUCAGCCCUCCCCCCCAAAAUGCUAAUUAGUUACUUCCUGAUAAAAGGUCUUGCAAAAAUUUCUAGGGAAGCGUAAUGAAAUUAAAGAAGAAAAAGAGUUAUUGGGAAUAGGUGUAGAUGGUUUAGCUAAAGCAGAUCGGAAUUAUAAGCAACUCAGAUGAAUUUUAGGUUGCUUGUUUUGUUACCCAAAGGUGUAUACAACAUUUACACAAGUACAAAAUCAUUUCAUUCUUUUGGCUGACCAAACACAUGCAUCAAGAGUUAAAGAGAUGGGCUAAAGGAAAACACUCUUGGAAUGGAAGAAUUGCCAUGAUAAAAAUUAAAAGGCUGUCAAUAUUGUUGUUGCCUUUUCUGACUUUCUUGUAAUUCUGUACAAAAACUAGGGCCCCAUCAGCACUGUCAACAUGCACACAUAUUUACACACAGGAACACAGAAUGUCAUCCUCGAUCUAACCUGUUGCCCUCUUUCAGGAGGACUGCACGUCAGUUACAUAAUCGGAGGCCUUCUCAGUAUAUUGAUCAUUCUGCUGCUAAUUGGUGCUGUGAUUAUAUACAGGUAAUUUCCUUGCCCUAGUCCCUCUGUGCUUCUGAAUUCAUCUUUUUGUUGGAAUACUUCUGACAAAGCCCAGGCCUUCCUUGCUGUAGUUAAAAAUGCCUCAUUGGAACCAAUGCCAGAGGACAUAGGCAUGUUGGUCUGCAACAGAUGUGGUGGUGGCAUUCCUGGAGACGUAACGAGUAAAAAGCAAAGUUGUAACCAUAAACAAGGGAGGCUGAGAUGCUAAUGCUCCUAACUUACAGUUUUUGCAUAAUGUUGUGGACAGUUCCUCCUCCUCUCCCAUUUGCCUCUGAAAAAAUGACAGCAUUGGUUUCAGGGAGCAGUGAAGAGUAGUUUUAACUGCAACAAAUACUCGAUUCAAUUUUUGCCCUGUAGAAAGUUUUUGUUCCUGGGAAAUUGUUCAAAGGAAUCCUGUGGAAAUUUGCACAUGCCUUGGUUUGGUUCUUACAUAUUGACUCUUUGAACUCUGAACAUUUUGCAUGAAUGUGAUCUCUCUUGCUUAUCAGUGGAAUUGCCCCUGAUUUUCCCACUGGCAUACAAGUAAAUAAAUUUUUGCUGCCUCCCAUGAGUGCAGUUGUGAUUUGCUAUCUGGGAUGUUUGCUAUCUGAUAUAAAAGACUUACUUAUGGUUUGAGAAAGGAGAAAAUACAAGACCAUAGUUAUUUUUUUCUGAUAGAGUAGUAGUGCAAAGUAGGGCUUUAGCAGUUGAGGCUCUUUGUUGACAGUUGUAUUCCUGCAGGCACAAGAAGUCCAAGUUCACAGAUCCUAGCCUGGGCAACCUUACCUACAGUAACCCCUCUUACCGGACAUCUACCCAAGAGGUAAAGAUUGAAACAGUUCCCAAGCCAGCCAUGUAUAACCAGCUAUGCUAUAAGGAGGUAAGAGAUGCCUUUAGAAUGAGUCAUCUGUGUCAAGCCACUGUGGUUUUAAACAUCAAAUUGCAAUAAGCCUAACUAAUUUGUCUUAUUCUCAUCAGUCCUAGCUACCCUAAAGAACCCUGUCCUUCACCUCUCACAUUAUUAGAAAGCCACUGACAUGACUCAUAUAAGUUAACCAGCAAUACUAUUUAUUUGAUGCUUUUGUCUUGGGGCACCUGUUGCCCAAAGGAAAUGAAGAGUUCACUUAUUCAGAGUUUUAAUUCCUCUAUUCAGCCAAAAAAAAAAAAAGGAGUCCAGAGUGGCUUGCAAAUCACUGCAACAAGACAGUCCCUGCCUCCAGGCUUAAAAAGAUAUGGCACAAAGGAAAAAUGGAUUGGGAGAGAGGAGGAAGUGUGAGACAAAUUCUUAGUCACAGUUUCUGUUAAUGGCCAUUGGGAGUGGAAAAGUUAAUGGAGAGGAGGUGCCAGAAGUUGCUGUCCUCCCAGCUGUUGGAGUGGCCCUGCAUCCCUUCCCUUCCAUCCUCUGCUGCAGCCUGAUGGCAGGCGACAGUUGAUGGAGGGAAGAGUCAGACUUCUCAGCAGAGCUCGGGGUGCUGCUGCUGCUGCUGCACCUCUUCUCUUCCCCUUCUCUGGUUCAGGCUGAUGUAAGAUGACACACUCCCAGUUCCCACCCCAGUGCCUGGUGGGAUCCCUGUAGUUCAGUAGUCCUGAAUGGCUGUAUGCAGCUAGACAGGUGCGCCUGUGCACUGCAUGGAUCGCCAGUGGGAGGGAGAGCAGACUAAUGGAAAAUUGUUGCAUUUGGAAGGGCACAUGAUGGGCUGUGAUGUCUCAAAGCACUUAGUCUCUCUGUCUUUCCUCCUCAGCAUCUUUCUCACCCCCCUGAUAGCCUUUCACCAUUCCUCUUUUGACCUGCCCACAGCCUCAUAUCAGGUAUCACAGCUCUGCAUUUGUGCAGCCUCUGCCUGCCUUAUUCCUGUAGUGCUGAUGAGUGGCCUAAUGCUGUCUUAUAUUACUUGCUUCUUGGCUGGCUUUCUCUCCCUCUCUUUUUUGUGUGUGUGAGUGUGCGUGCGUGUGCACACGCACCCCUGAAAUACUUGUGUGUUUGUGUGCUGGGAAAGAAAAGUGUUUUUGCCUUGGUUAAGUAAUUUGAAACUGCUUAAAACUUUACAAAAUAUUUGUACCCCACCAUCAUACAUGUGCAGGGUAUGAUCAGUAAAGAGGUUUUCCCCCUCCUGGAAUUGGUGAAGCACAGUUAUUGCUAAUUUUCCUUGCCUCCAUGUUUCCUUGCCUCUAAUUUUCCUCUCCUCCAUGUCAAAUCUGUGUGCACCUUGCUGUUUUUAUGAGAGUGUUCUUUAAAUCUUUGCUAUUUUAACAUAAUUACUGGUUGGACUGAUCUGUGCAGCGCUUCUUAACUUCAGUGUUUAUACCCAUCAGACACAUUAUACCCAUCAGACACAUUUGAAUUAACCAGGGUUGGCUUCUGUGUCCCACUCAAAUAUAGACAACAUUUUUCAACUAUUUCCACUACAUUUCCUGUACUUUGGAACAAAGCUCAGGAUACAGGAGGGUGACUUUAAGAAGCAUCUAGUGCACCCCACCAGAUGCUGUUGGACUCAGACUCUUAUCAUCCCUAGUCAGCAUGGUCAACACCAUGUUGGUGUUGGUGUAGUGGGAGACAUCCUUCUAAGAGUCAGUGCCUGCAUUCUCAUAAUCUAAUCGAUAGUGGCUAUUCUGGAGCUGAAUCUUAAGACAGUUUCCUAGUUUAAUGCUUGAUUUCGCCAGUGCUCCUUUUCACUACCCAUGAUUUGGGAGAUAUUUCUUGUCCUCCCAAUUUAUUCACUACCUUUAUCAUCUUUUCUUUUCAUGAGUUGAUGGGAUGCACAGUUUGUAAUGGAAUUGCCAGUAACAGCUGGUCUGCUAGGAAACGCAGCGCGUGAUGCAUCUAGAUAGUAUUUCAUGCACGCAGACAUUCGAGUCUGGCAAACCUGUGAAAGCUAGCUCUCUUUUCUGGUGUUCCACCCCAUGACCCUGGGAUUUUUGCUCCCUUUCUUAAGAUAGGUCAGGGACCUCCACAAAGAAAGAAAGAAAACGCCCGUGUGGUAUGAAGAUAGGUGUCGAUAGCAUUUUUGUCUCCAGUGGGUGGGUAUUGCUAGCUUUUGAAAUCUACUUUUGCACCAUAUUUGGGGGGUCAGAAACUGUUUUUUUCUUGCCUCUGUUCAGUCUGGCUAGUGACCUUCUUUCCUUCCCUCCCCUGCUGUGCCCACUAUUACCAUAGUGUGUGGUUACACCUGGUUAGUUGGAGCACCUGGAGUCAUUUUCUCUGUAAGCACUUCCUGCUUCGUGGCUGUGUGGGCUUGGUGGGUGAACGGUCCUGUCUAUCAAGCAGAAAGUUGCAGUGGUCAUCUCUUUAGUCCCUCCCAAGUGUACAAUGUGACUUUGUUCACAUAGCAGGAAACCGCCUCUUGUGAGUUUCCUGCGCUUCAGUGUUCUGUCACCUGCUUUUUGCUCUUCAACUCGCAUGUCUCAUGUUAUUGUCUCUGUCCACAGGCCGGCCCUGAUCACAGUUACAGCAAGGAAAAGAUCAAGAUUGUGGAAGGGAUAUGCCUCUUGUCCAGCGAUGAAUCGGAGUGGGACGACCUGAAACAGAUACGGAGCUCUCGGGGGUGUAUCCUCCGUGACCACGUCUGCAUGAAGACUGACACGGUCUCUAUCCAAGCCAGCUCCGGCUCGCUGGAUGACACCGAAACUGAGCAGCUGCUGCAGGAGGAGCAGUCAGAAUGCAGCAGUAUCAACGCGGCAGCGACCCCUGAGCGCCGCGGCUCCCUUCCAGACACAGGCUGGAAGCACCAACGCAAACCCUCAACAGAGAGUGAUGUCUAA
Molecule: messenger RNA, 93472 nt
Organism: Podarcis lilfordi (Lilford's wall lizard)
Lineage: Eukaryota; Metazoa; Chordata; Lepidosauria; Squamata; Lacertidae
Source: the annotation of a GenBank genome assembly